Molecule: messenger RNA, 90476 nt
Organism: Pelobates cultripes (western spadefoot toad)
Lineage: Eukaryota; Metazoa; Chordata; Amphibia; Anura; Pelobatidae
Source: the annotation of a GenBank genome assembly
CAAUGGGAUACAGAGUGUGUAUGUUCGGAUCGUGGAAUCUUCACUGUGCGUCUUAUUAGUAUUGAUAGGCUGCAGCGUAAGACUGCAUGGAGCUGGCCUGACUCAAUGUGGAGAGGGUUCUACCCACAUCUAAUCUGACGAUUUAUGGACGAGGGGUAAAUCAUGGAUCCCCAAACUGCAGAUGGGAUUUUACAAGCGUCUCAGUGCAUUCAUGUGCAGCUGCAAGGGGGAGCACCUUGGGGAUUCACCCUAAAAGGAGGACUGGAACAUGGAGAACCACUGAUUAUAUCAAAGGUAUUCUAGGGGAACCACUGACUUUCUUUAGUACUGUGGGUUUAAAUAUUUACCCUGUUCUGCUCGUUAUACUUUGUUCAGGUUUAAUAGAUUUUCUUUUUGUUUAUAAAAGGACAAUAAUGUAUUCAUUUAUGGCUUGAUUGACCUUGGUGAUAAUUGUUCCACUUUCUUAGUUGUUUAGCCUGAUGUUGAACUGCAACUUUAAGGCUAAAAUAGCCAGGCUGUGAUAACAGCCGGUUUGGUAGUUUUAUUUAAUUUAAUUUUUUAUUAUCAAUAGUAAAGGUUUUGGCUUUUUUUUUUUUUUUUGUGCAAUUCAGAUUUUCAUUCACUAGUAAAUAAACCGCUUUAGAGAUUGUGGAAAACAAUUAGUGUUAUACAUGGUAAUUGUAAGCCAUUUAAAUCUUUUUUGUAGGAUGGAUUUAAAACCAUUGUAAAUGUCGGUCUAAAAUCCAAAAAAAAAUUUAAAAAAAUCAUCCACUUCCUUUAUUGCCCUAGCAGAUUCUUUUGUCACAAAUUCCCUUUUUUUCCUUUUACAAGAUAACAUUGGCUUCAGUCUGCAAACAGCUAUAUAUAUAUAUAUUUUUUUUUUAUGCAAAGAUUCUAAAAAAAUUCUCAACUCAGAAUCCAAAACAAACCUUCAAGAUUAAUCUUUCUAUUGUGACUUUAGAAACUGGCUAAUGUGGUUUCAGGGUUAAUUAAUCCCAAAAGGCAUGUUAUACAUUAACACUUACAAGUUAAAAAAAGCAAGACACCUUAAACCUAAACCUCUGCUUAACAAAAAAAAAAAUACUUGUUGGAUUUUUCCACAAAACAGCAAGCUGUAGUGACUAAAAACAUUUAAAUAUGACAAAAUAAUAGAGUUGGCAAAAAAUGUACAAAAACACUUGAAGGUUUUGGCCUGUGUUUUGCCAAUUCUGUUUAAUUUCACAAUUCACUAUUUAGUGAAUAAACCCCACUGUUUAGAAGUAGUUGCCAAGUAUUAUUUCUUGCAUUUGGUAGCCAAGCCAAACCAACAGUUAGGUUUAAUCUGUAUAGCAGCCAAGACAUCGCUGCGCCUGUACAAGUCUAGGGAAGGUAAUCAAAAAUGUAAGUGGCCCAGAAAUGUCCUAAUGUGUUUUAUACCCCACCUCCUAUAGACUCUAUGCUUGUUUGAGCAGGGCCCUCUUCAACCUAUCGUUCCUGUAAGUUUUCUUGUAAUUGUCCUAUUUAUAGUUAAAUAUCCCCUCAUAAUAUUGUAAAGCGCUACGGAAUCUGUUGGCGCUAUAUAAAUGAUAAUAAUAAUAUUGUAGUAGCCAUAGCCGCCUGCCUUCUGACUGGUCUGUCAAACUCUAGUUUAGAUGCUUAUUCUCAAACUCCAAAUUGAUAUCCGAAGGUAAAAUAGCUAAGCUGUGCCUACAGUUGAGUUAGAAAAUAUUUGCAGUUCAGCUAUUUUUGCCUACCAAUUACUUCAAUUUGCUACACUUCAGAGUUUAGUGAACAGUCCCUUAUAGGGUAGGGAGAGAAUGGCAAAAAGGUAUCCUCAGCUGAUGCAGAACUACAACUCCCAUGAUUCUUUGUCAGAUUUUGUUUUGACAUGGUAUCAUGGGUGAUGUAGUUUUGGCCACAGCGGGUGUAAGUUGCUCUAUAAAAUGCAUGUAAUACAUAUGUAAAUAUUAUCUGCAUAAAGAUCUGUAAUGUAAGACACAUGUUUCUAUGACUCUAUAAACGGUUUAUAGGGGGUUUCACUAAUAGCACAUCUGUGUCUGUGUACACAUUAACUCCUAUACUGCAUUACAGUGACUUCAAGUUUGGGAAGACUCCAAUUUUCAUUUUAUUUUUUCACAGUCCUUAUUAUAGUCAUAUAUUUUUUUUUUUUUUUUUAGAAAAAAACAUUGGGGAUUCAUUCAUUUUGUCUGUGUGGUUAUAGUUGGGAUGUUUAACCCCCCCCCCCCCCAAAAAAAAAAAAAACCCAACAACAAACCACAACCCAAACUUCCCCCCUCCCCCUAAUUAUAAUUAAGCACAUAUUUCAUAUUCCAUUAACACUGAACAAUUGAGUGUAAAACUCUUGACAUGUUUGGGUGAAAUAUAUAAAGUAUAGCCCUUUUCCUAGUUCACUCUUCUCUGGAUUCCAGUAGGAAGUGGUUGAGAGUGAAACCCCCUGGAUGCCUUUUGUUCAAAGAGGGAAGGGGGAGGGAGAUGUACAAGUUAUAGAGGUUGUGUUUUUUUUUUUUUUCCUUUCCCUCUCCUUACUGCCUAUAUGACUUUUAUACCUGCAUUUCCACUCAGAGUAAAGUGACACAGAUAGUUUUACUUAAAGAGAUUAUGGAAUUUUUGCCUAAUAACAUUUGAUGCAAUGUUUAAUUUGUUGAUUUUCAUUGAAUUAUUAUUUUUGAGUGGUUUGCUUUAAAUUGUUAUGAACUGUUACAUUUUAGAGAAUCCUUUCUCUGCACCUAGGGUGGUUUUUAACCCCUUAAGGACCAAACUUCUGGAAUAAAAGGGAAUCAUGACAUGUCACAUGUCCUUAAGGGGUUAAAGGUAGUUAUUUAAUUUAUUUUUUUAAUCCAUAAUGAAACAAAAAUGUAUGCACUUAACUAGACUGUUAAGUGCUUGCUGUAAAUUUGCCUUAUCCAGAUUGUACAUUAGAUCCUUUUGCAUGGUUUAUCCAUUUGGCAUUUUAAGGAUUAUAGAGAUGUCCAGCAUUGUGUGAAUUCUUAUUAUUCUUAAAGCGGCACUGUCAUCGCCUGGGGACUUUGCAUAAUUUGCGAAGACCCUUGACGGUAACAUCGGAGGGAAGAUGUAGGGUGGGGGGCAGGGAAAGGUGAGAUUUAUUAAUCUGUACCUGUCCCACAUGGGUGCCAUCAUCUUCUUCCAGACAGUCCUCUUCUGCACCUGGCAUCGAGGUUUGUCUCUCGGGAUCCUCCAUUGAUAAAGCUCUCUCUUUAGCCAUCACUGGUAAUGGCUGGGAGAUUGACACAUCUUGAUGGCGUUCGCUCCGCCGAGUUAAAUCAGGAGCAGACAUAUGAGUGCAGAUAUUUUUUCACUCCAUAGUGUCUGUCUAGCUAUGCUAUGUCCUGUGAAGUGAUGCGAUUUUAUAGCUCUACAACUGACUUACAAAUGGAGGUCAGCGGGGGGCGGGGCCUGACCGCAGGACUGAGAGGAAGCAAACCUCUGCAGCUCCUGCCGAACAGCGCAAAAAAGCGAGGAAAAAGCCACAAAAACGACUCCACUAAGCUAAUCAAAGGCCACCAGGUGACAGACGACACCGGGACGCAUACGGCGAUAUCAAACGAGUGACAAAUGCCCCGGUACGUACCGGCCACACGGUUGAGGCCUACCAGCAUGGUGGGAGCGGGAGGGACGGCCGCCCUCCCUCCACCAAGACAGGCCAGAAAAGUGCCCCAGAACACCCGUUCCCCCCCCUAUGGACCGGUGGGGGUCAUCCCGGUCCACCCCUACGCAACUCUCUGGCAGAGCGGGAGGAGAGAGACAGAGACAAGGAGGCACGGGCCUGCCACCUCUGCAGCCCGCAAGAUGGCGGAUGUCCCUCACACUGCAGGCCCAGGAGAUGCGGAGCUCGACACGGAACUCAGACUGAAUGCAAUUUUCGCCGCGUUUUGGAAGAAGUUAGAGGCGCGCAUGAGACCCCAAGCUCCUGAAGACAUCCUUCAACAGGGCUCUCAAGGAGCUGGCAUGCGGGGAGUGCAGACCCCCAACCCCAGAUACAUGCCCGCGAACAAAUGUCGCCUGCAAAGAACGGCCAGGAGGCCCAACACUCGGAGCCUUGCAAAAAGCAGCAGUGGACCGGGGCUAAUACCUGAAACCGCACAAGUACUCAGGAAGCACCGACCCAAACAACCAGCCUUGGCAGCAAACAAUCGGCAUGAGAUCAGACAAGGCAAACCUCGCCCGGAACGAGCGGUGGGUCAGCAGGGCAGAAAUCCCUACAAGAUGACCGCACUAAAGAGACCGUCCCAGAGCCGCAGCGAAGCACCCAGCGCAAUGGGGCUCACCAAGGGAAGGACCUGGCAAGGAGACAUAGACGAAGACCCGCACAAAAUCCAUCACGCCAGCACCACCCUCCGAGCAUCAGGCGUGGGAUGAACAACCCGGACUGGACUCUAAAAACCGUGAGCUCCAUAUUGCUCAGUAUAGGGCUUCAUAUGUCAUACUGCUAAACAUACCUCGGACUAGAUUCACCAUUGCUGUCUGGACUGUCCAUUUAUAGCAGAACCUAGUUAAUGCAGAUCCUGUGUAAAUGAGCAGACUCCAGCUAUUAACAUGUUUUCUUUUCUGUGACAUACCUGCCUCGCUCUCCUCUCACUCUCUUAUAACAAGCAACAACUACAUAGUCAUGCUUAUUACGCUUGCACUAUAUCUAUUUUCAUACACUCAUCUUGCCUACUGAAACACCUUAAUUGCAAAAUUGAAGCAUCUACAUAGCAUGCCAUAGCAUUGUUUUCCGUUGUGUUUCUUCCUCGCCUGCCCUGCUGUGGAGGCGCCACAAGCGUAUAUGUUUUACUUAGCAUGCACUUACUACUCAAGCUAUACUUACCUUAACACUUAGUCCAGAAAUGCGAUGUAUAACCUGUAACCUAAGCAUAUUAUAACUUUGAACAAAAAAUCUCCAAGCUAGCAUGGAACGUAUUCUUAUCAAUGUAAUGCUUUCAUAUCUUUAUACACCAUGCUUACUGUUACCUACUACUAUAAUCCUAAAAAUGUGCUGUAACUCAGACAUGCAUACGAUUUGCAAACUGUAAUUUUCCAAUGUGAUGUUUUGACAUGUCUCUGACAAGCUCUAUCUUUACAAUGCACUCAAAAAUAAAGAAUAUAAAAAAAAAACAAAUGGAGGUCAGCAUGUAAGUAGCACUAUUCUCAUAAAUAUGAUAUUUUUCCCUGUGUAUGCUAUUGGCUGAAAGACAUAUUACUGUGGUAUCUAUGGUAUGGUAUCUAAAUGGUAAAGGUGGUCAUCUUACAUAUUUGUCUUUAAACUGGAGCUUAAUUUCAAUGGCAGCAUGUGAUCUGAUAAAUAAAAAUAAUAAAUAUAUAUAUAUAUAUAUAUAUAUAUUUUAAAUGAAUGAAUGAUCUGGAGCGUAAUCCCACUGCAAACUUUGAUGACCCCUACACAUGUGACAAAGAAAGCUAGAGUACACUAAUGAAUCAACAUACCAAAUGUUUUCCAUCAGACGUACAACACAGUAAUUGGUAAAAUGAACCCUACAGCACUCCUCUUACAUACAGUGCCCGUAAAUAAUUACAUUUACAGCACAUAUCUCACCGUGCCCGUAUAUCUCUAAAUAUUACAUUUACAGCACGCCUCUCGCAUACGAUGUCCAUAUAUAUCUAAAUGAUAAAUUUACAGCAUGUAUCUCACAUACAGUGCCUGUACUAGUUGAGUAUUACAUUUACAGCAUGCCUCUCACAUAUGGUGCCCAUAUAUCACAAAAAAUUAAGUUUACAGUACAGGUUUCACACGACCAUAUAUCACCAAAUGUUAAAUUUACAGCAUGUGUAUCAGUCACUAAACAUGUAUCUUACACACUGCACCAUAUGUUACUAAACUAAAACUCACAACACUAACUCGCUAAAUAUGCGUUUUACUGCCCUCAGAGCACCUCAUCUAUUAAUAUUACACUGGAGGGACAUCAGCAGUGCUCUUAGUUUAGAAAUAUUCAUAAUUUAAAAUAAUCCCAUGUGUAGUAAUAAUAGAAUAAGGUACAAUUAUGUGCUGUCCGUUUCUAACUAGACUUAUGUUUAGGUUAAAAGUGGAAUAAUAAAAUUUGCCAGAUAUUAGCCUUGGUCUUAAAUAAACACUAUAGCAUUAGAAAUACAGACCUGUAUUCCGAAUGUUAUAGUAUACUCUUCUGCAUAUAGUUUAAGGCUCCCCACCCCACUCCCGAAAAAGCGCUGUGUUCCUCCAAUGAAAUGGAAGUUAGCUGUAGGAACAGAGUUGUCAUAUCUACUAAACCAGGGCUUGACAAAUUUCCUUUGAAUCUAGGAGCCAGGAAAAAAAGUUAGGAGCCAGGUUUUUCAAUGUCAAAAAUAUAAUUCUUAAAGGUACUCUAUAGUCACUAGAACCACUACAGCUUAAUGUAGUUGUUGUUCUUGUGUCUAUAACCUGUCCCGCCACACUUCAAUGUAAACCGUACCUUUUCAGAGAAAAGGCAGCAUUUACAUUGUUGCCUAGUAACACUUCUAGUGAAAGUCACUCAGAGGGCCUCUAGAGUGGGUCCUGGGUAAGUACUGCACCAUACGCAGAACCUACGUUUAGCGUCUCCACGCUCUGCAUGGAGGCGCUGAAUGUUCCCCAUAGAGAUGCAUUAAUUCAAUUCAUCUCUAUGAGGAGAUGCUGAUUGACGCAGCGUGGCGUUUUGCCACACAUGCGCAAUAGCGUCCCAAUGCUUUCCUAUAGGAAAGCAUUGGAUUAGCUGAGAUCAUCAAGAUUGGAGACAGGGCCAGCUGCAGCAAGACCAGCACAGCGUGGGGGGGAAAAGGUGAGUUAAAAAUCCCAUACACGUGUGAUUGGAGGGGGACCAGUCACCUAAACACAUACUCACACUCACUCAGUGACACACAUACACUCACUCACAUUCACUGUCACUGCAAUAACACACAUUAAAGGUACACUCCCGGCACCCAGGCCACUUCUGCCCAUUGGAGUGGUCUGGGUGCCAACUCCCACUACCCUUAACCCUGCAAGUGUAAAAAAUUGCAAUAAUUACCUUGCAGAGUUAACUCCAUCUCUAGUGGCUGUCUACUAGACAGUUUGGGAAGACUCCAAUUUUCAUUUUAUUUUUUCACAGUCUUUUAUUAUAGUCAUAUUUUUUCGUUUUAAGAUCCAGCGUCGCUCAAUUCGUUUUAAGAUCCAGCAUAUAAAAAAAUAAAAAAUAAUCUCUCUACUAGACAGCCACUAGAGGGCACUUCCUGCUCUAUAGCACAGGAAACCUGUGCUAGAGCAUCGCUGGACGUCCUCGCGCUGUGUGAGGACCUCCAGCAUCGAUAAAUUCCCCCUAGGAAAGCAUUGAAAAGCAUUUUCAAUGCUUUCCUAUGGGGAGCUCUAAUGCGCAUGCGCGGCAUUGCCGCGCAUGCGCAUUAGGUCUCCCUGGCCGGUGGGUGGACGUAAUCACUGGGAGGAACGGCGGCGAGCAGAAACCAGGUCUCAGGUAAGUGACCUGAAGGGGUUUUCACCCCUUCAGCAACCGGGGAUGGGGGGUGGGAGAAAGAGGGAACCUGCAGUGCCAGGAAAACAGAUUGUUUUCCUGGCACUGGAGUUUCCCUUCAAGGUGACCACCCAGCCUCCCUACCUGGAGCUUGAGUAAUUCGGCCAGUGGGGCUUUAGUCAUCUCCCUGCUCUGCUCCAUACAGCUCUGUUUAGUGAUCCCAGGUCCAGAAUUAUGUCAUAUUCUGGCUCCUGGCAUCUCUGGAGGAUGUGGGAGAGAGCAGAGCAGGGAGGGAGGUUACAGCUCCCUCACGCGCCUGCCAGUCUGUUUCAAUCCUCCAGAAGCCUCCCGCCCGUGCGCACGCCUACUCUCUCCAUCAGCUGGCUGGCCGACCACCCGGAAAUGCAUACCAAUGCUCUUUAUGUGCCGGCCACCCGCCCGCCUCCACUCAUAGGCGGCUGACUACCUCGGGCUGAAUGGGCCAACAAGUGGGAUUUGUCAAGCCCUGUACUAAAUGGCAGUGCUUUACAUUUCAGGGUUAAAACUAAAGGGCCAUUGCACCCAGACCACUUCACUGACAUAAAGUGGUCUGGAUGUCUUUAGUGAUCGUAUUUAAAGAUUACCUGCAUGUGUAAAAAAUUGUAAAUAUUAAAGGGUUUCUCCAAACACCAUAUUAAAAAAAAAUAUUUUUUGUUGGAAAGACCAUUUAACUGUCAGAGCACUAAUGCCAAAUCGUUUUAUGAAAUCUUUUCAGCACUGGGUUAUAAAAGUCACAACUAAAGAGACAUUAGGAAAACCCAAGUACUGAUUUGACUCUGUUAUGACAAUUGUAAGCAGUAAUCUACAUGGCAGGCCUGUUCUUUCAGUGAUGGUAGUGACCUAUAAUCCACUUGAACUUACAGAAAAAUAAUACUGUGUAUUCUACCGGUAGGAAGUUGUUUUGUUAUCCAUAAAAAAAGUUUUUCCUGGUAUUGCAACAUGGUACCUCGUACUCCAUAAGUUUCCUUCCUUGCAGUGGUUGCCUGUUUGACAUGAGACAUAGUAUAGGAGUAAUGGGGCAGGGAAAACGUACUGGAUAUCCCAGGGCAGAUGCAGAGCAAUAAUGAUGCAGAAAAACCUGGUGUUUGUCCAUUGCUGUGAUAUGAACCUAUAGUGUUAGGCAAGUACAUUCAUUUUUGGGAAAUCUGUCAUGUUUGGUUCAAACAAGAGUCCACAACGAAUUGGCAGUACUCUAAAGGAACUAGACCACUUCAUCUGUAUGUGAUGCAUGCUGGAUCUCUUAUUUUCGCCAAUCCAAGCACACAACUAUAUAGACAACCACAGACUACAACCUCAGUAAUUGCUCCUUGUGGUUCCCACACUCACUUGAGUCAGAGUACAUGCUGGGACUCCCGGCAGCUGUGCUCUGGCUAACUAAAGGGUUGUACAUUUACUGAGGUCUGCAACCAAUGGAAGUGUAGUGUUCACAUUCAAUGCCCCCAAACACUGUCCUUCAUCUAGCAGCCCUACUACUUCCCGUAGCAGGGCUAAACGCCCCCAACAAGCUGCCUGCCUUGCACCCGUGACAUGCAGUUCAGGGUGACAAAUGCCUGUAGGGGCAUCAGGUCAUGGUACUUUUCAGAUUACUCUAACCCUGGGGCACAAAAUGCACAAUAGGGGAAAAUAUGUGCUUUCCUUUAUAUUGAGAUAAUGACUGUGCAAGAUUCGGGGUGUUCUUUACCAUGAUAUUCUGAGAUAGUACUGCCCCCAACCCAAUUUUGGAUGUAUUUGUCCUUACAGUAAACUCUGUAGAAAAGUCACAGGUUACUGGAACUGUUUGGGUACACAAAGCCUCCUUCAAAUUUACAAAUGCUUAUUUAGCCUAGAAAGACUAUAUUUUUGCUGCUAAUGAUUUUGUAAGGUCUGUUAGAGGUCUUGCAAUUGCAGGGAAAGCUGGGAUAAAACUCCUACAAUAACAAAAAGCAAAAGGUCCCAGAAAAGUCCUACUAUGCUUUUUUAGUAAGAGGAUGUGGCCAACUUUUAUGACUUCCGCAUCGGCCAACUGAGGUCUAACCAAACCACUCCCAGUUGAAUCACCUAGGUAUCUUGCUUUUCCUAAACCGAUAGUACACUUCGAGAGAUUCCUAAGCCAGACAAAUUGAUAGCAAACAAGCCUGUCUAUUCUUGAGGAGAUAUGAAUACUAGUCAGCUGUAAUGGCUAUAUCUUCUAGAUACAUUGCAGCAUAAUGACUAGGAGAUUUCAUAAUUCUGCCCAGCUAGAGUCCCAUAUAAGCCAAACUGCAAAACCUUUUGUAGUGAUGAAAAAGCUGUCUUUUCCUUUGCUCUGCCAUUGAAGGGUACUUUCCAAAAUUCUCGUUACAUGUAAAGUAGUUUGGUAGCAUACUGUAUACAGUCUCUCUAUGUUCAACAACAUCAGGCAUUGGAUAACUGUCAAAUUUGGGUGCGAUCAUUAAUAUUUUGGUAAGUGUUACAAAAUAUUAAUGAUAGAUCAGGAUUCGAUACCAAUACAAUAUGGCUAUUCCAUUUGCUUUGUGAAUCCGCUUUUAAUGUCCAACGUUUUAAGAUCCAGCAUAUAAAAAAUAAUCUCUGCAUUUAUAACCUCUUUCUGGUCUUCGAUAACAUGCUUAAAGGACCACUAUAGGCACACAGACCACUUCAGCUCAAUGAAGUGGUCUGGGUGCCAAGUCCCCAAAGUCGUUUUUUUUUUUUUUUUGUCAAUCUUUCUUUUAUUGAGGCAAUUGAGUUGGGAUACAGAAAAAGAGAGAGAAGGGAAACGUGCAAUUUUAGGUACAUGUUAGGGAAAUCACAGCUGUAAAUAACAUUUCCUAGAUAACGGUGCCUCGUUUUUAUGGGUUAGUAAAACUUGAACAUGCUGAACUGUUACGCUUAGUACGUAUGGCAUAGUUAUUUGUACAUGCUUAUCACAAUAGAAGGUAUGCUAUAGGUAGUUGUUGUUAGUGAGCACCGGAGGUAGGGCAGGAGCCCAUGUCUAGCUGAGAUAAAAGCUUUUCUAGAUUGGCAUGUCUCACCGUGUGGCUGUUUCUUCGCUAGGUACAGUGCUAUGGGUUCUCUUGCUACAAUAGUUAUGGCUCUACCUAGUCUUGUCAGCUCGCUUGGACCUAGAAGAACCCUUUAGACAUUCUGUUAACAGGCUGAGAUAUAGGCUUAUCAAGUUAUACGGUAUAGUAAGGCUGAGCUGAGGUCAGUUACUACGGCACAGGUGACACUUUUUAGAUUUAGUGGACACAAUGGCUAUGUAAUUGCAUUCUACUAACGUCAGGCUUAUUUUACAUUAUGAGAGACCUACAUAACAGUAGACAAUAAUGGGCUAUUAAGUAACUUAUGGAGGCCCCUAGUCCAACAGCGUACAGCCAGUAUAUGCUGGGCUUGUGACUGGCAGUGUGUACAGUCUGAGUGGGGUUCCGGAUGUGCAGUGAGGACCACAGCUGGAAGCGUCUACGUGUAGGUCCCCCCGAGCCUUGAGUCCUCGAUCAGCCAAUGCCCAAGCGGGGUGUGGGGAUAUCGUGCGUUUGGGGUGUCCCCUGGGGGAUGGUGAGAUGCGGAUGUUGGAGGGCCACCUUCAUGCCCCAGGCCAUAAAGAGGGCCAACACCUGCGGCCCACAGACUCGGGAGCUACUCGAGGCCGGGUCUUCCCUUUUUCGGGUGCCCAGGUGUGCCCGGUUGUACUGCCGCCGCCAGCGGAGGUCGGGUCUCGGGCUGUGUGUCUGGUGCCUUGGAAACAUUCUCCGGUUGGCUCUCGGCCUAGUAUGGCUUGUCAAAAGCGGGAUAGUUGCGGUUCCGUAUGGUGUGCCUGAGUGCGCCCCCCUCUGAUUCCGCCUCACUUUCACCUCAGCGUAGGUGUGGGGUCUAGAUUUCUCCCCCCUCCAGAGUUCCCUCCGGGUGGGAGUCUUGACCGCCAAAUGCUUCUCAGAGUGGGUCCCCUGUUUGGUAGGUAGGCAGGUUGUCGUGGCUGCUCUUCGGUUGAUGCGUUGCCAGAAUUUAUGGCAGAUGGCUUCAAACCUGGCUUCAAAUAGGGCCCUCCAUUGAGUGUGUGGGCUACUAUGCUGGGCUUCCCGCGUGGCGGCCAUCUUGGUCUCGCCACAAAGUCCGUGCCACACAGUACCCCUGCUCUCCAGUUCUCCGUGCUUGUGUCCCCUUCCGUGUCCAGUAGGGGGGGGGGUUCGGAGUAUAGCGGAUCCGCGGGCAGGGCCCGAGCUCCGGGAGAUCGGCCGCCUCUCCCUCGUCCAGGCCCCAGCAGGUCGCCUUCGGGGUUCUGGGCUGUCAUUGAUGGUGGUUUCAGGGUAAGUAUAGUGUCGUGUGCCCGGAGCCCCCUGUGUGUAAAUUCUGCCAAGUCUUUGCUUUUGAGCCCAGCAUUUAGGCUCAAAAUUGCUGUUUUCUUCAUUUUCAUGCUGGAGCUCAAGCUGAACAUGUCUGCUCGCCCCCUCCCCAAAGUUUUAACCCUGCAGAUGUAAACAUAGUAGUUAUAUAGGCUUCCUGACAGCCACUAGAGGCCGCUUCCGCGAUUCUCAGUGUGAAAAUCAUUGAGUAAUGCUUCCCUAUGGGCGGUUUGAAUGCACUCGCGGCUCUUGCCUCGCAUGCACAUUCAGAACUGACGCCAGCAGGGGGAGGAGAGGUCACCAGCGCAGACGGCGCUUGAUUAAGGCAAGUGGUUGAAGGGGUUUUAAACCCUUCAGCCCAGCGGGUGGGGGCCUUGAGGGAGGGGGAGACCUAAUGACCCUAUAGUGCCAGGAAAACGUGUUUGUUUUCCUGGCACUAUAGUGCUCCUUUAUGGAUAUUGGUUCUGCCUGGAAUUAUCGAUAACACCUCUUCUUCACUUCUGAUAAAAUCUCCUACCUCUUCUUUUUGAUGUGAUGACGAUACCUCUUCUACAUUAAACUCGGGGUCACUAGUCAGUAACUACCAGCAUGUUUUAUACUUCUGUUGUUCCAGGGCUUCAUUGACUCCAAAUAGUAUAUCUGUUCUGAGUUCCUUCUAUUACUUUGUCUCCCUUUAUCCACUUCCUCUAUUUGUUCAAUAAUAUCACAGGGGCCACACAAAGCAGCAUGAACUUCUCCAGCGUAGAGACCAAAACUAGUAACUUAUCUUUUCGAUGAAAAUUCUGAAUCUUGCAUUCCUGUUUUUGAUGUUCUUCUGGGAUGCUUGGGCUUUCUUCCUGUGCUCCUUCAAAGUAGGAAUGACAGCUGCUAUUCUUUCUAGCAAAUCGGCUAAUUCAAUUAUAUAGUGAUAUGGAUUCCAAUUCUGCUGCCAAGUUUAGCUAUAUCUAAUGGACCUGUGGGAUGCUGUGAAUAUAGACGUUCUAAAAGGGAAAAGUCAGUGUAAAUUUGUGACACCAGUUAUGCCCAUCCUUGUUAGCUGUGUUUCUCAACAUAUUUUUCAAGGUAUUAAAACUUUCCAUCCAUCCAGGAAGAUAAACUGAUGUUUUAAGAUGGUUAAUGUGAAGAUGUUUGUACAAUAAAUUUAUGACUUUUUGUAUAGAUUGGGUAUCCUGAACUGUUAAAAUGUAUUUUCGAUGAAACCUAAGUUUGUUUGUUUGUUUUAGCAAUGAAGUAAUAUGUUAGGGCACAGCUUCUGCAUAUUUUGUUGCAUAAUCCAGAACCAGUAAUACUUUACCAAGUAACCUGUUAAGUCUACGACAAUUCUGUCAAAUGGUGCUUCAGUUAUGGUACUAGAUGACUCUGGCGAGCAACUGCAAUGAAUGUGAAUAAAAUACCCCCUGGCCAAUAAAAUCUUUUGUUUUCAAUGACUACAUGUCUUCUCAUAAUUUGAAAGUUUUAAGACUGUAUGCUUGAAAGGCUGGGGAACUAAUUAGUUUAUUUACUAUAUAAACAUCCCUUUCGUGCAAAACUGAGAGUGUGUGUGUGUGUGUGUAAAAACAUAUUGUGUAAUUGGAUUAUUUUUACCUUUUUUAUAAUGACCAUAAAAAAAAGAUAUAUCUAUUUAUAUAUUUAUAUAUAUAUAUAUAUAUAUAUAUAUAUAUAUAUAUAUAUAUAUAUAUAUAUAUAUAUAUAUAUAUAUAUAUAUAUAUAUAUAUAUAUAUAUCCCACCCACCCACCCACUGUAUUCCGUGAACUGUCCUAGAUUUAAAAUAUUUGACUUUAAUUACUGAAGAUAAACAUGGGAAAUAUGUGGGGGACAGAGCCUGACUGCUGAGCCAGCUGGUAGCACAUCGCCUGAGCUCCAGGCCUGAGACCUUUAUUCUGCCUGCUUUUCAAGCAAAAAACUACUAUAAAUCGUACAAUGCUAAAAGGGGUCACCUGUACAGACAGGCAACACCACUUAUGCAGCCUUACAGCCAGCAGUCGGUAACUCCAGGACGGAGCGCAGUUGUGGCCUGUGGGAGGCCGGGGCGGGUAGAAGCGGACGCUCUCCUCACUCUUGGAUAGACUAUCUACCCCAAACGUGCUCCCUCCCCCUAUGGACCGGCAGGGGUCAUCCCGGUCCUCCCUGGGGUGAAGCCACACUUACCGCACCCAGAACUGAGGGAACCCGCAGAGCUGGAAACCCACACAGUGCAAGCUAAGAUGGAUGCCAACACGAUGCCAAGUGCAACCCAGACUCCUGUGACCUGGGCCAUACAAGAAGACCGCAUUGCCCAGGUCUUCGAGCACUUCUGGACGCAAUACUGGGAACACACCAAACAGAGUCAGAAAAUAUCUGCCAUUGCGACCUCGCUCCAUGCCGGCCCCUCACAGAACAGAAACAAAUCGAGACCGUCCGGGCUAAAACCUAAAGCAACGCAACAGGUGGGGAAGAAGAGAUGAAAGCCUCAUAAAGUGUCCCGACGCAGACCACAUGGGCCACAGCUCCUUAAGAGAAGAACCCUUCGAUGCCACUCAAUCCCGCAUAUGACCUCCACUCAUCACAAGCAGUGGAAUCCUCAUAGUGGGCCCAGAACAAGUCUUGCCUCCAACACCAUGUAGGACUUAUGAGACCAGAGAGGGGAACAGCCACCUAACCUGGGGCUGGUGUGGUAUUGUGAAGCAGGACUCUUGUAAUUUAUCUCACAAGGGCUCUAGUCAUACAGUAGAGGGCAUAGGUGAACAACGCCUUAAUUAUAGAUGGCACGGCACAGUCAUGGAUGCGGUUUAAUAGCCUAUAUAUUGUGUAUUUGUUUACCCAGGGGUAUUCAUUCACUCACUAUUAAAUGGUAGAUGAUUGUAAUAUACAUUAUAAAAGCAGUGAGAUUUUAUUUUAUAAAAUCGCGCAAUAUGCAUGACAUCUCAUGUAUAGUUUCAUCUCGUAUAGCAGGGGUCUUCAAACUACGGCCAAGCAUUUAGGGCCACCCGAUGGGCCCUAUAUCUUCAGGGGCUGGUCAGCGCUGCAGCCGUGCAAUAGUGUGACUGGGUACCUUUAAAAAAUUUCAGCCGCAAAGUAGUGCUCGGAGGAAGUGAUGGCUGGUCACUUCCUCCCAGCUCCCUCCCCGCGGGAGGCAAGAAAGACAGGCGAGGAUGGGACUCCCAUCAGCCACAGAAAUGUACCUGUUUUCUCUUGCGUACAAUUUUAAAGCUUUGUAGACUCAGACAUGACAAGCUUGUUUGUCAAUUUGUGCACACCAAAAAUAAAGAAUUAAAGAACAAAACAAAAAAAAACUUGGGAAAUGUGCAGUCAAUAGUUUUUGAGUGUGUUUUUUUUACACUUUCUCCACUGAUAUGCCACCAUCCGCUCGACUCUUCCGUCAACUUCUAUUUUAUCGAAGGACACUCUAAGCACGUUGACAACAUGCACUGUUCUGUUGAAAAUAGUCUGUGGACAUUCUACCCUAUUUUAUAAAAAAAAUUUUUUUUUUUUUUUUCUUUUUCUGGGAUGAGGGAAACCACUCUCUUGGCAUUUACAGAAUUGCCUCUCUGCAGGUGCCUUAAUAAAGCAUAAUUACACUUUUCUAUGUUCUCAUAUUUAAUUAUGUCCAAAUUACGAAGUUUAACAAAUAGUGAAGAAAUAAAACCUUGCAAGUAAACUGAAGGGAGAUUUUGCCUACUGCUGAGGGUGAGGUUCCUAACCCUAAGAAUGAUAAAGCUGUGUAAUUCUCUAACUAAAAAGGUUUUAUCAGAUAAUUUACAGGUAUGUUUUUUUUUUUUUUUUUUUUUUUCAAGCAAUGGUAUGGGGAGAUUUUUGGAACAACAGAAGAUUUAAGGAUCUAACAUAUAAUAUGUGGGCAAACAGCUGAUUGAUCCAAGAAGAAACCUGACUUGGAAUCAAGAUGUUUUUGUUUUGAUCCCAAAAUUGGAAAUUGCUUUAAUUUUGAGUUUUUCAUCUAAUUUUGGGUCAGCAGCAGUAAUAAGUGUAAGAAAGGCCAAACCCGAUGGACUUGAGUAUUUUUUUUUUUUUUCAUCAGCCUAUAUUACUAUGUAACUGUAAUGCUGCAGCAGUAGAGGGGCCAAGUUUUGGGUCUUUGUCAAACUGCUUGCGUCGUUUGACAAAAGAUUGUACACAAAGAUUCCUACCCCAUAACCACAACAAGCUGGAGUGGUUAUAGUGCUUAGAAUGUUCCUUUUAAUGUCUGAGGUCAGUCACACAAACUCUUAAAUGUUUGCAUAAAGGUACACAUUUACAGUAGAAAGUAAAUAUGUUAAAGCAAAAUAUUUUCAGCUUUCUCCAUGUACUUUGUAAUAAGUCUUCUCAUUUUGUUUCCAAUUUAUUUGGACUGUUUUAAAAGUCAUUCUUUGAAUUUCUCCCAGACCUUCACUUUUCAGAAUGUACUUUCUCUUUCAUGAAAGAGUGACCCGAUGUCCUAUUUAAAAGUAAAUAAUUUUUUUUUUUAACAAAUGUUUUAUGAAAACACUUUUAUUUAAAAAAAAAAAAAUUUAUAACCCUGUAAACCGUAUGGCGGUCCUUCCAGUUUCUGCGAUAGUACGUAAAUGAAGAUGGCUUUAUGCAGACAUGUAACUAAGUGCACCUUGCAGUGUUUUCCCAGAAAAGUUCUUGGUCAUGUAUUCUUAUUGAUUUAUAACCAUUUUUAAUAGACUUCAGAAUGAAUAUAUGGCUUUGGUUCAUGUCUAUUUUCAGUACAGUCCAUUUUGAGAGAAAUUUUCUAGCUUUUUUUUUUUUUAAAUCAAUCUGCUUCCUGUGACACGGAUAGUUUUAGACUGAUUUCCAACUCCUUAUUAUCCAUGAAUGUUAUCUGUAGGUGUGAUUAAUCAAAGUGUCUAUAGUACUAAACGUGGACCACUCAGUGGAACCAGCAGCCAUAUUAAAAUUUAGAUUCCUUUUGCAACAAUUUUUACAACAGAACUCUUUGAUAAAUACAUUCCUACCACUCUGUGUAUAGGGAAAAGGAAGGGGACAAACAAUUACAUGUAUGAAAAUUGGGUUCUUGGAGGGAGUGAAUUGCAGGGGAAUGUGUGGUUGUGAAUUCUAGAGUGGUGUACAUAAGGGGUUUUAAUUUGGGGAAGAAAGGGGUUUAAUAUCAGGGUAAUAUGUUUGGCGGGAAGGAGCUUAAUUUUCUGGAGAUGUGGAAAUAAAUUGUGGAAGAAGGGUUAAUUGGAAUAUUAAUGUUAGGAUGUGAAUAUGGAGGGGAAGAGGAAUUGGGAAGGAGGGUGGAGAUGUGGAGAAACUGUUCAUUUGUAAGUAGGAAAAAACCUUUUAUUAUAAAGUGUACAUUUCCAUCUCCCCUCCCACCCCCCUUAGUUGGAACAGGAAAUGCAGCAAUCACAAAACAUUUAUAUACUGGAUCGAUUUUCCUCUGCCACCUGUGUACACUUCAUUGAUUUUUCUCUCUCAUCUGUAAUAAUAAACCUGGUUUACCAGAAUAGAUGCACUGAUGAUUUCUGUUUUGUGUACCAAGUUGGCUCAGCUGAGAACAGAACCUUGUGACAAUGAUAUUUGAUUAGCAAGUAUUACAAAUGCAGCUCCAAGCAACAUAACCACUACAUUGUGCGGGUGAGCACACAAAGACUUUACACCCUAAAGUCACUUUUUAAGCUUGUGAAAAUUUACUCACUAAACUUGGAAUUGGGGCGAGCAUUUAAAAAUGUAUACCAAAAAAAAACACUUUAAAAAUCUUCAACUUUUCUUUUUUUUCCAGCUCUGCCAGUUUAGCCUUAAUUAUGCUAUUUCAACUCCUUUUUAAUAUCUCACCAUGUUUAGUGAAUAAAUCCCAUAGUACAGAGCAACAUAUGUCCCUUGCUUCAAUAAACACUACUGUACAUUGUAAAACUGUUUAGUUGACCUAAGGUUUAGUGAAUCUAAAAUAUAAACCCAGCCACCCAAUAUAUGUUUUCUUUUCCUCUCAUUAACCUUUGAAUAAUCUGGCAAAGCUAGUCUCACUCACUAUUUUUAUGCUCUCUUGGGCUUCUACAGAAAAAAAUAUAUUUCCAUGAUUUUACCAGUCUGUUCCUCCACCUAUAAAUGCAGUUCAGAACUGAAAUAUUCAUCAAGUUCCCUUUGUAUGUGACACUGUCAUGGCAUUAUCUGUCCAUGCCUAAGCUUGUAUCAUUGCAAUUCUCUUUCUUACUGGUUGCCUAAAAGUAAACUGUAACAGGUGUGAACAACUUUCUUACUGUACAGAGCCAGGUUUAGGUUGUCCAGAGCCCUAGGCAAGAUGCCUGAUUGGAGCCACCUCCUAGAGCCAUGGGCUCUCUUUGUUUUUUGUGUGUGCAUGUUAUGGCUGAGUGUUGUGUUUAUGUUUGGGAAGGCUGAGUGUGGCUGGUUGAAUGUUGUGUGAAGUGUCUGGGUUUUUUUGAGGAAGAAAUGUUUGUUUGUUUGCUCCCCUUCUUCUUAACUUUUGGUAAGAGCGGUUAUUAUCCUUGGUGAUCCAGUGGAGACCAUUGUUUGCAGGAUCCCUGGUGGUCCCGUGGGGGAGUGUUGUGGCCUGCACCACUUUGAGUUCACAUCCCCUUAAGAGCUCCUUUGUGGACCAGCACUCAGUCAGUGACUCUGGAUGCGGAGCUCUGAGUCAUUGAGAAGUGGUGGGCCACCACAAAGGAGCUCUUAAAGUGAUCUAAACCUGAUAAAGGUGCGGACCAUGUACUACCUUGAGGUUGUAAAUGCGCACAGGGCAAAACAGGGAGAACAUUUGAUUUCCCUGCUUGCACAUUAAGGGCACCCUCACAGCCAAAGUUGGAACUCUAUGCAAGAUUGGAAACUUUGCAGCAUCCUAUAUUACCUUAUUGGUAAUCUGGCUCAGUAACAGUGCUCAGAAGGGUAACUCUCGUGCAAUACAGGUACAUUGUAAGAAAGGACCACAUUUUGGGUGUAUUAGUGUUUUCAUGCCUUACUUUGCUUUGAGUUCCAGGCUGGCUAAUGUCAAUUUUGUGCAACUUUCCUUGCACAGAAUGCCAUUCAUUUGGCUCAGAGCAUUUAGCUGAUGCAUUCAGCCAAUCCAUGACCGCGGCAUCGGCACACGGAUUCUGCAGCUCUGCUGAAGCUGGAUGUACAUCACCAAACCAACAGGCAGACCCAAAGCCUAUUGCAGAACCAGGUAAAAUAGGAACGGGACCGGGGUACUCCUGGCAUUCUACCCACUUCAGCAGGCUUAAAUUAAGCCUUUAUAUUUGGCAUGGUACCAGGGAAUUUCUGGCACUAUAGCCGCUACAGCAGGCUGCUGUGGUUAUGGUGGUUAGUGCUCCUUAAACCCCUUUUGCCCAUGUUUCUUACACUCAAUACCGCUCCUUUUGAGCACAUGCCUAUAUAUCUAUGUUAUAGUAUAAUGGUGAUCGCUUUUAAAAAAUAACUUGUAUGGUUUUUUUUCCACAUAAAAAAAAAAAACAAACAAAAAACCUCUACUAAAAAAUGAAUUAUGAUAUUCCUGUGCUAUGUUUCUAAAAGGUUACAUAGCAUCUGUGUUGUCUGUCUUUGUGAAUUGGUGCACUAUAGAGGGUUUAUUAUGUAGGCAUGGGUGAGGUGAUUGAUCUGAUGUCAUUCACUGAGCCCAUGAAAGUUUGCUGGAUGGUAGCAGGUAAGAAGUGUGUUAGCAACUUUGUGGAAAGUACUUUACAGGCUUAACUAGGAAAGGAAGUGAAUCGUAACUUGCCUCACUGGCGCUUGUAAAUAAAGUAGGUUUACUACCCCUUUUAAAUUUUAAUGCCUCGCUAUUCCUUCAUUACAAACUAGUCCUUAAAUACUCUCUGUCAGCAUGAAAUGUUCUGCUUAUUUAGUGUUAGGAAUUCUGCAUAGCUCUGCUGAUACUAAAUAACUUAAACGAACGCUACACAUUUUAUUCUUGGCACUAUAGUCCUGGAGUGGUUGUUUAGGUAAGCACUCCCCUCCAGCCUUCCCCCGUCAGAUUGCAGUAAAAAAAGUAUUUAAAGGACCACUCUAGGCACCCAGACCACUUCAGCUUAAUGAAGUGGUCUGGGUGCCAGGUCCAGCUAGGGUUAACCCAUUUUUUUUUUUUAUAAACAUAGCAGUUUCAGAGAAACUGCUAUGUUUAUGAAUGGGUUAAGCCUUCCCCCAUUCCCUCUAGCGGCUGUCUAACAGACAGCCGCUAGAGGCGCUUGCGUGCUUCUCACUGUGAUUUUUCACAGUGAGAGCACACCAGCGUCCAUAGGAAAGCAUUGAUAAUGCUUUCCUAUGUGAGCGGCUGAAUGCGCGCGCAGCCGGAGGUGGAGGAGCGGAGGAGGAGAGCUCUCCGUCCAGCGCUGGAAAAAGGUAAGUUUUUACCCCUUUCCCCCUUCCAGACCUGGGUGGGAGGGGGACCCUGAGGGUGGUGGCACCCUCAGGGCACUAUAGUGCCAGGAAAACGAGUAUGUUUUCCUGGCACUAUAGUGAUCCUUUAACUUACCUUUUUUCCCUCGUUUUGCUGUUCUGGCUGCGGCUGGCCCUUCUUUUGUGGCUGUGAGCAUCAAUCUUGAAGAUAACAGCUGAUCCAAUGCUUCCCCAUAGGAAAGCAUAGGUAUUGUGCAUGCGCUGCGCCCAUCAGCAUCUCCUCAUACAUAUAUACAUUGAAUCAGUGAAUUUCAAUUGGGAGCAUUCAGCUGAACUUAGGUGCUGCACACAGUGCAGUCAUGGACUAGGAAGCACCUCUAGUCUGAGUGACUGCCUCCAGAGGUUUGUAGACAUCAGAUCCUCUACAUUAAGUUGUUGUGGUUCUGGUGACAAUAGUGUCCCUUUAAGAUUAACCCCUUAAGGACACAACUUCAGAAAUAAAAUGGAAUCAUGACGGAAUAUUUCCGUCAUGUGUCCUUAAGGGGUUAAAUACAGAAAGCUCUCAAUUUUAGCAGUGCUGAAACUCUAUACUACUCAAAGAUAUUCUCACUGCCCUUCAAUAAGGAAGUUUUUAUAUAUUCAAUGUUCAGUGAAUAAUUCCAAGCUUUCCAAUGCUAAGUUUUCCUGCAUCUUAAAGGGACACUAUAGUCACCAGAACAACUACAGCUUAAUGUAGUUGUUCUGGUGAGUAUAAUCGCUUUUGUCAGACAUGUAAACACUGCAUUUUGUGAGAAAAGGCAGUUUUUACAUUGCCCCUAGGGACACCUCCAAGUGGCCAUUCCUCAGACGGCCACUGGAUGUACUUCCUGGCUCAGGGCUGCACAGUAAGCAGCCCUGCCGUUCAGCAUCCCCGCGCUCUGCAUGGAGACGCUGAAUUUUCCUCAGAGAUGCAUUGAUUCAAUACAUCGCUAUAAGGAGGUCCUGAUUGUCCAAAACAGCAUUUGGCCCCGCCUGUGUCGAUAUUAGCCAAUCCAAUGCUUUCCCUAUGGGAUUGGCUAAAAAUCUGCCAUUUUGAUUAUCUCACAAAGGGGGCAGAGCCAGCGUCGGUGGACCCGCGUGGGUUGCUGGAAAUAAGGUGAGUUUUAUACGUUUAUAGUGGCGCUAAGGGGGGGACAAUCCACCUAAAUGGUGGGUUUAGCACUAUAGGGUCAGGAAUGACCUUUAAUAAUGACCCCAGAAUCUAACGCUGAAAUGCUCAUGACUGGUAUUCCUUUAAUUUAAACGCACUGGGAUGCAUUGGAUCAUUAGAUAAUUGAGUGGAAUCUUGUAUUAACCUAUAUCUAAUCAUUUUAAUGAAAUAGUUCUUUAAGUUGGCAGGACAAAUACAAAGUGUGUGUAUGUAAUGAAAGGGUUUGGAGUACAUGAUAGUCCAAAAAGCCACUGCAUUUUCUAACGGGUGCACGUCCCAAGGAUGUCAAAUUUUUAUAGUUAAUAUACACUAAAAUGCUAAAACCACAUUUGUUUCGUCAUGCACAGGUCUAAUUACUGUUUCAAAUAAUGUUAAUGCAGGUUAAAAUACACCCUUUAGUUCCUAUUAAAGAUUAUAGUUUGCCCAUACAAAUGUAGAGGAAUGUUCCUGGGUUAAAGGGUGUAUUCAUAAAAACAUUUAUAAUGCUAAAAAUACAAUUUCAGGAUUAGUUAAUUUUAUGUAUAAUAAUACUAUGCUUAAUUGCUAGGUUUGGGAAGUUUUUAUCUUUUAUUUUUUUUAGCAUGGCAUGUUAGGAGUUAAUAUAAUUCGCAAGAGGUGCAGAAUUGGAAACCUUACACCAGUCUUGCAUAUAAUGCAGCCUUUAUAGUUUAAAUCAAACAUUCCAUUGCUUUUUUUUUUUUUCCAUACUGUUGAUUAAAAUUCUUUCAAUAUGUUAAAAUAGCAGGAAAGCAGAGUUCUUUUUAUACAUCUUUAAAUGCUUUUCUGGAUUCGAUUCAUUCGGUACUUAUUUUAUAACGUGGUUGUCUUUAGCAGACACUUUACUCUCACAUGAAACGUUAGUGGGUCUGUUACUCAUAUUAUGGAGCUUGCACUCUGAGAAUUCACCUACUCUUGUAGAUAGAUUUCUCAGCUCAAGAGUUUCUUUGAAUAGCUAUAUAUUUUUUAAACACACAAUAUUUAUUUUGAAUGUUGAUAUUCCUAUUCGCUUCAGAUAUAGGGUUCCUCUUUGUUAACAUGAAAAAAUUAGGUAGGGGAGGAGGGGAGCUUUUAAACUAAAAGGAACAGUGCCAUAACCACUACAGCAUACUAUUGCUUUGGUGCUUGGAUGGUUACUUUAACUGCAAUCCAGCACUGAAAUAGUAUCUUCUCUUCAGAGGCUCCUCUCACAAUGAGAUAUGGGAUUGAUGAUCCAUAUUGCAAUACAAUGCUUCUCAAAGAAAGGCACUGCAGUCCUAUGGCACAGGUCUGUCUGACAGCCACUAGAGGCAUAUUUCUGGACACCUGUAGUCAUUGCCAUUUCUCUGAAACGGCAUAGUUUUUACAUCAUUCAAAUAAAGAGAUUGCAUCUGUAAACCAAAACCACUACAUUAAACCCAUUCUCUGCCAACCACUUUUUUGAUUGAAAAAAAAAAUUAGCAUAACAAUUAUUUAAACUGUGGGGAGGGGGCGAGAGGUGUGAAAAGUGUUAGACAUAUACAGUGACCUUUUUCUUGCAAUAUUUCAUACAGGGUAAGGUGUGACCAAAAUGGGCAAAUACCCUGCUUAAAGGCAUUAAUAGCUGUAUUUCCCUCCAACUGCAGAAGAUAUGUAUAACCCAUUUAAAUCCUUUACUGUUGGGGAAAGAGCGGAGGUGAAACUUUAUAGACUACAUUUCAUUCUGCAAAAUACAUAAACAUAAAAACAUUUAAAUUCAAUUUUGCGAGUUAUAUAGUGAACACGUAUUUUAUAUUUAAUUUGACAUGCUAAACAAUAUAAGGUUGGUUGGAACUACUAUACUUAUAGACUAGAAUGAUAAAAAGAAAUGAGAAUACUAUUAUCAUAUGAUAAACAUUAUCAAGCUAGUUAUGACUAAUGGCAAACAAAUAGCCAUACAUUGAAACUUUCUAAAGAAGUAGAAUCUGGAAAACUUUGAGAGAAAAACCUUCAAUUAAUAAUCAGUCACCAUUAAUUCAUGUGUUAUCAUAGAUGUGGUUAGCAAAUGACAAACGCCAAUCAAAUGGUUUGAAUGGGAACUGUCUGUUCCCAGGUUUUUGUCAUAUAAUGUUGAAUUGUCCCUAUAUUUAACAAAUCUGUAUUUGCUAGGUAUGAAAAAUCUAAUUAAAUGUAGAAAUCCAUACCUCUUUAAAUGGGCGACUCCAUCUUUACUCUCUAAGUGCCAGGAAUACAAAGCUGUAUUCCUGGCACUAUAGCUCCUUUUGCCUCCCCCUGCCUCGGCAAAUAAAAGGUUAAAAAUCCCUUAUUUGCUAGUCUGAUGCCGGCGCCGAUGUCCCUCAGCGCUGGAUCGCGGCUCUGCUUCCUCCGACAAGCUCCCGUGCACGCAUUAGACCUCCCCAUAGGAAAGCAUUGAGUCAAUGCUUUCCUAUGUGGAAAAAUCUGAUGCUGGAUGUCAUCCUGCAGUGCGUGUGGACGUCCAGCGUCGGUUACCGAUCCAAAGGCCUGGGAGACAGCCACUGGAGGCAGACUUAGUGCUGCAAUGUAAACAUUGCAGCUUCUCUUGGAACGGCAACGUUUAACAUUGCAGCACUAAGUGCAAUAGGGACACUGAGCUGAAGUGGUCUAGCUGCCUAUAGUGUCCCUUUAAUCAUUAUAAAAGCAGUCCCUUGCCCCUAGCACAGAGAAAGCAUACAGAGAAGAAAUUAAACUAUGUUUCUAUUUCUUCUCAAUGUUUGCCUUGUCUGAACUGGAUAAUGAUGUCAUAUGCUAAAUCUUGAUAAUACAUUUUAAAACAAAAUUAAGCAACAUAUGGAAAAAAAAAAGUAUUAGGUGAUUUUCAGGGUCUUAUUCAGCGGUGUGACCAUUCUCUUUUAAUAAAACAUUACUAGUCAGAAUUUUAAGAACGCAUACAUUUAGAAAAACUUGAAUAGGCACAGGGAUCCCCAAAUGAAAGUAUAUUAAAGUAACAAUAAGCACCAAAAUCACUACAUUAUAAUGUAGCGAUUUUGGUGCAUAGAUGCUGUCUAUUUUUUCCGACAAUGUUAAAGAUUAGGUAAAAAAAAAAGAUAAGGUCCCCAGAUGUUUUAAAACUACAGCUUCCAUUAUGCUUUGUCAUUCUAAAGGCAUGCAAAGCAUCAAAGGAGUUGUAGUAAUACAACGUCUGGGGAUCUACCUUUUUGGGCACCCCUGCAUUAGAGUGUUGCCUUUUCUGAAUUAACUUCUAGAUUUCUAUCCAACCAAGAAAGCGUGAAUUAGGUGAGUGACUUCUCGGUUGUUUAUUUAUUUAUUUGUUUUUACUUAAUAAAUCAUGUUAUAUACCCUGCAUCUACAUUGGACACAUUCCUAUUGUGAAAGGAUUUAUUAAUAUACUACAAAUGAUGUGUAUAUAUACAGUGUCAAACCGGCUAUAGCACGCUCCCUUACAUGUGAGCUUGACCAUUUAUAUACUGUAUUACUGGAACCUGAGUUACGCUGUGAGCCGUUCUUUUUGAUGCAAGCUGUGUAGGUCAUGGACUAUUGUGAAAAGUCCAUUAGCCUUUUCCAUUUCAGCCAAGUAUAUUAAAUUAAUAUGUGAGGUAUUUCCUUAUGAGUUAACACUGUCUGUCACAUAUACAAGGUUGUCUGCGCUAUUAUAUUGGUUAUUUAUUUAUUUAAUGGUGAUUAGAAUGACAAAAUCAUAGUGAAAUACAUAUAAUCUGGUAAUUUUUGUGCUCCACCAAUCUUUUUGCUUUGCUAUUUAUCUGUGUAGAGGUUUGAUAGGGGCACGCACAGGUGUUUUUGAGGUGCUCACAACUUGUUGUUUAUAACGAAUUCUAGAGGGUUGAAAACUGAAGUGAAAUUUAAAUGUAAGGUCAAUAUUGCCAAACUAAAAAACUGUCCACUACGUAUCCAGUUAAUCUAUUUUGGCCUUACAAGCUGCAACUCUAGUUGGGUUGUAGAUUUUUAACAAAUCACUAUUUUUUCUUUACUUAUUGGUCCCUAAGCUAGUAUGCUCAGCAUAAGAGCUUUAAAAGACAGAAAGUGACUAUAUGCAGUUAGUUAGUGUAAAUACUAUAAAUUAAGAAAUUUUGUAUAAAGAUCAGAUACAUUAAUAUUAACUUCGAUUAAUCCAUUGUUAAGAGAUUAGUGGAUAAUACUUUGAUGAUUUGAUGAACCACUAGUCCAUAAAAAUUAAGUGGUUUAGUACAUAUUAAUAGUAAUAAAAAAUUAAUAAAAAUAUAUAAUCAAUUUAAAAAAAAAAUAUAAAUUAUAAAUAUAUAAAACUAUUUACAAAAUGCAUAUAUCUUUAUAAAAAGUGGUAUGAUUCAAAAUCAUCGGUGAGUCCAUAUGGUUGCAUAGUGUUAAGAUUAAAAAUCCACUGCAUCUCUUUGUCCGAUUUAAUUUAAUUGGAUCUCCGCCUCUCCAAUUCCCAACUAUUUUUUGAAUUUACGUAAAAUUCGUUAAGAGUGGAUCACUGCUGGCGGUGAUCCAAUUAAAUUAAUCUGACAAAUAGAGAUGCAGUACAUCCUGAAUGUGGUAGAUCUGUUGUGUUGUCAAUGGAUCCUAUUAGUUGUUUUCUAUAUAUACUCAGUACUCAGUGAGAGUGGACAUCUGGAAAAAUGCUUGAUCGCUGUAGUCCACCUUUGGCUUAAAAUACAUUUCUCUCACUGAUAAAUGUUCAAAUUUAAUGAUGUGCAAAAUCUGCUAUAUACAAGGUAGUUACUUUAUUACAUUAUAAACAGAAGCUCUGAACUUAGAGACAACAUGCACAGUAUGCAGUGCACAAAGUGUGUUGAUUUUUAUUCACGCAUCAUUAGGAUUGGUCUUCUUGGGGAACAUUACGUUUUUGACCAAGUCAUGGAUAAGGAUUCAAAGUAAGCCAGAUGGCCUGCAAGAGAUCUCUUUUACGACCUGAUGAGUCUUCACCAUGGUUAACCUGAUCUGCAUGACAUAAAGCAAUGUAAACGUGUUGGAAUGAAGAGUAACCUGCAGGAAGAUAGAUUGAAUAAUGUCUUCUUGCACACAGAUCAUUAUAGAACCCAACAAAGUUUAAAAACAUUUUUAAAAAUUAUACAUUUUAUUUAAAAAAAAAAAAAGUGACUUUAUUUUGUUUCUUUUCACUUCAGUGCCCAAAAUUUCUACUCACCACUAGCUGUUGGCAAAUGAAAAUUAAGCCUAGGUGAGUAAAAAUUCAUUGUUGAUGAUUGUGAUAUGCACCCUCUUGUUUUGCUUGCUAGUGGUGUAAGGCAGCCUUUAAAUUUUAUUUGCCACUGCAAGUUUGAAGGGUCUGUAUUGCAAUCAUUUGGUAUGAAUUUCUACAUGCCUAGGCUAAAGUUUUGCUAAGAUAGCGAUAUUGAGAUAUUUUUUUUAUAUAUAUAUAUUAGAGCAGGCUUCCCCAAACUCCGGCCCUCCAGAUGUUAAUAAAUAAAUAAAAUCUGGUAAUUUUUGUGCUCCGCCAAUCUUUUUGCUUUGCUAUUUAUCUGUGUAGAGGUUUGAUAGGGGCACGCACAAGUAUUUUUGAGGUGCUCACAACUUGUUGUUUAUAGCGAAUUCUAGAGGGUUGAAAACUAAAGUUAAAUUUAAAUGUAAGGUCAAUAUUGCCAAACUAAAAAACUUUCCGCUACGUAUCCAGUUAAUCUAUUUUGGCUUUACAAGCUGCAACUGUAGUUGUGUUGUAGAUAUUUAACAAAUCACUAUUUCAUUUUUUCUAUAUAUAUGGAGCAGAUCCAUAUAUAUAUUAGAGCAGGCUUCCCCAAACUCCGGCUCUCCAGAUGUUGCUGAACUACAACUCCCACUCCCAUGAUUCUCAGCCUCUCUAUUUCGUUCAUAGAAUCACGGGAGUUGUAGUUCAGCAACAUUUGAAGGUCCGGAAUUUGGGGAAGCCUGUAUUAGAGAGAGAGCGAUAUCUCUCUCUAUAUACAUAAAUGUAUUUUUUUUUACAGUGUUACAAAGUAUGAAAUUUAAUAUAUAACCCCCCCCCCCCAGAUGAUGAUAUGACCUAAUUGUUUCAGUCCCCCAUUCUAAUUAUGUUGCUGCCCUCUGGUGCUGAUAAACAUGAUGUUUUAGAGCUCUUUUAUAUUGCUUGAGCUUACAAAACGGAUUAUAAAUGAAUAUAGGUUUUUUUAUUUUUCUUUUUUUUUUUCAAUUUACAACAUGCAGUGAUAGUGUCAAUUUGUAAAAUGUCUGUUCUUGAUAAGUCUUGCAAUCCAUCUUGAUAAGGGGUUAAUACAGAGAGUAGUUAAUAAUUGCAUGGGUCCCCCUGUGUCUUGCAUUCCUGAAGUCACUGGUCACAGCCUGUGUCACAGUCUGAGAAUGUGAUCUCCUACCCAGCCUUGGGGACUCACCGCCUCCUACAGGAGGGAGGGAGCAGGUCCAGCUGUGGAGAGGCACUGGCCUUGGAAGUGGGAGGGAAAGCUUAAUUUCAGGGCUGUGGGUGUAAUCUCUCUGCAGCUGUUUAAAAAUAUAUCUCUGCAGCAUUGGCAUAAUGUGUGAGAGAGUGCAAGUAAGAGAGGGGGUCAUUGCAGACAGGAAGAGGUGUCUGUGUGUAGAACGAUAAUGGUAAUACAGACGUGUGUGUGAAUGAAAUGUAUACAGUGCUUAGGACAGUAAGGCCAAAAUAGAGUAUUGGGGUUAAUUCUGGGAUUAUUCUUUGGGAAGCAGUGGGACAUGCAUUUAUCAGUUUGCUUUCAAACUGUUCUAAAUCAGUGAAGUUGAAUUUAACAGGGAUGAUUAUAGACCUAACGGAGAGGAGUUUUUAAGUCCUGGCCAUUUUAUACUGGUAACAAAGAAACUGCUGGUAAAAUACAGGCACAUUGUGUGGAUGAGACCGUGGUAAGGACAUGGGGAGAAUCCGCAUGAAUUUUAAAUUGAUAAAGGAAAAGAAGAGCACAUCACAUACAGGGUUUAAUGAGAAAAAAUUGUAGGAAGUUCAAAAUGGAGAAUAUGAGGAGAGGAGGUCAUAAGUCGAAAUAUGCAGCAUGUGAAUUGUCUCAAUUUAAGAGGGAGCUGUAUGUCACUGGAAAUUACACCAUCGAUUGAAAAUGACCUCCUAUAAGUUGUGGACAGGGUUUUCUUAUGUGAUGCUUAGUAUUUCUGUUAAAAUGUGAAAUGAAAUAAAGAUUAAGCAAGUUCAGUUCUGGUACAGUCUGGGAACACUAAAAAUAAGGAGCAAAGCAGAGACCUUGUAUUGUUUUAUGCUCUUCUACCAAGUAUGUUCAGUGACAGACAUGGGCAACAUUGACAGCAAUGAGUGACAGAAAACCAAACUUUUAUUUAUUUUAUAAAUCCUCAAAACAUAUUUGCUAUUUACAGUAAAUGGUAUAUUAAAAUCCUGGAAAAAGACUAUUUUAAAGGGUUACUCUGAUCUCUAUGCCCACUUCUGCUUUUAAGUGUGGACAUGGAGCAAGGGAUCUGUAUGUUCAAAGUUUCAGCUUGAAACCCCUCAAUAGAUCUGCACUUUUGUGUCCGGGUCUAGUUGCACCUCCAGAACAAAUGACUUAUAGGAACAGUAGACAGUAGUGUCAAGAAUACAAAUGCCCCUGUCCCCUCAUCUAUAAAAAAAAUAAAAAAAAUAUGUAGUUUACUUACCUAUUCCCAGUGUGGCAUGGGUCAGUUUCUGGCUCUGCCCAUGCUCCGCCUCCCGCCCAACGUUUUGAUAAUCUUUAAGCCGAUUCCCUUUUAUUCCAGAAAUGUGGUCGUUAAGGGGUUAAUUCUGAGUACAAUUACAAAAUACACUGGGAACAGACUAUAUAUUUUAUGUGUAAAGUCAGCAAUUUGUCUCGGCUCCUCUUGCGCUUGUCUGAGCUCUCCUUGCUCUUUUCUAUUCAACUUUUAUUUCUUUUGAGUCUUUUCACACUCCCUUCUCCACAAUCCAGAUAUUUUGUUUUCAUAAACCCAUUUUGUAUCGUGCUUCUCUAAAAUCUGACUUCUAUCUUGCUUGGUCUCAAGAAAUCUUCCAUCCCACCAUAGCGCUAAAACAUGCAUCUUGCUCUUGGGCUUUUCUCACUCCUUUCUUAACCUUGGCAUUCAUCUAUUUCCCUCCCAGUUUUUGCUUCCCCUUUACCCUUUCCUCAAGCUCUGGAGUUUCUUGCCUAGGUCUCCAGAGAUCUGUACCUAUGACUCUACUGCAGCUCUUCCAUUAUCUCAAUCACUCCCCUCUUAGGCCUACUUCCACUGCAUGCUAUUUCUAUUAUCUACUUUCCUGAAGGUCUAUUAUAAUUUUUAAAGUCAAUCCCCCUUGGUUCUAUAUAUUGUCAAGGUUCACUAAAACCCAAUAUGUGGAACUUAAGUUAACAGGACUGCAAAGAGAUAGGAUGGUAUAUUACUGGAUUUUAAAGUGGCCAGACUUAAUGCAAAAGAGAAUAGUAAUACGACAGUAUCAGAGAGUAAUGUAAUCAAAUGGACAAGCCAAAGGCACAACAGAAUGGAGAAUGUUCAAGGUACAAGCCGAGGUCAACAAAGCCAAGAUACAAUAGCAAGAAUAACGUGUUCUCGGACCACCACAAAGGGAAAACCACGACAGGGCGCAGUACUAAGGUUGAAACAAGCUCGUAUAGCCUUAGGAGGGUUGACGUGAUGUACUCACGUUUGUCGGUUACAGCAGAGGAGGGACUGGAGCCAUAUAAGGGCUCAGAAAUACAGUGGCCCGCAUCCGAAACUACUUCAGAGGAACAGAGAAAUGCCCCAUUGUACCCAGACACAUGGUAAUGCACCGUGACACAUAUCAAACCCAAGCUGGUCUCUUGCCCUUAACCCAACACCAGUUGCUUGCCUUAUGAAACGGCUCUUUCCACUGGUGCCAGUGUCUCUUUAACGUCCUAUCCAAAUCCAAACUUCUCUUUUUAUACUAUUGGUGUCUUUCUUCACCUUUCAGCACCCUCUGAAUCACCAGCCCUAAUUUUAUUUCACCUUCCCUCUGGUUUUGUUACGUCUUUACUUUCCUCCAUAUCUUAAAUUCAGCACAAUGAUUCCUCUCUUCAUCUACCACUAAAGCACAUUGCUCUCUCUCUCUCAAGCUUUCUUUUCUUGGCCUCCAUCCUAAAUGACUUGCCCUGAUAUACAAAAGGGUUUUUGUCCCUGUACACAUUUUGACGCCCGCUGUGGGACCAGUCCCCUCCCUUCAUUAAAGACGACCACGCUGCUGGCAAUGCUUCAUGAAGACACUGUGAGAUGUUUAAAGGCCAAUUUGUAUUACAACUUCAGAAUAAGAUCUUACAAGGAAAAGAGCUGUCAAGUUGGAAAACAUAUUGCUCUGCAAGAGGUAAAUAUUCGCUUACCUUAUAUUCUAGGUUUGUAAGGAUUAUUUCAUCUAGAUAUUUAAAAAUAUUUUGUCUAACCAGCAUAAACAUUUCAUUGCUGAUCUGUAACUGCCGACCAAACAGAUGUUUUUUAGAGAGCUUAUAUUAAGUAUCUUACCUGCCGAUGUGUGGGUUAAGAAUCUAUUAAUAUAAUUCCAUUGUUUGUGUUCCUUAAUUGUACUGUUGUGGUACUUGAACAUAUCUGUGAUGGAUUUAUAUGUUUGUGGUUACCAUCGUGCAUGACUGUUUUAGCAAGUUCUUCAGCUGCCAUCCUGGUAAUAAACAAAACACAUUAAAUGGGGAACUAUCACUUUUCAGGAAACGUAAUAUAUUUAUUGGUGCUUAUAUUUAAAGGGACACUAUAGUCCCCCAGACCACUUAAUCUCAUUGAAGUGGUCUGUAUGCAGUGUCCCUGUUCCUUUAACCCUGCAAUGUAAAGCAUUGUAGUUUUAGAGAAAGUGCAAUGUUCACAUGGCAGUUUUAAGACUGCCUCUAGUGGCUGUUUACCAGCUGUCACAAGAGAUGCUUCCUGCAGCUUCUCCGUGAAACGGCGUUGGACGUCCACACGCUUUUGAAUGAGGAGGUCGAGCGUGUUUAAAAACCCUAUAGCAAAGCAUUGAGUUAAUGCUUUAAUACGGGGAAGGCCUAAUUCAUGUGCUCAUUAGGUUCCCCCAUUGGCAAACAUUGGAGGAGGACAAACCUGACACUUGGUCCUGGAAUCAGGUAAGUGUUUAAAGGUUUGUUUAAUCCUAUUCGUGGGGGCAGAGGGACAAUUUUCAUGUUCGGAAUACAGCGUAGUAUUCCUAACACCAUAAUGAGAAGUUCAGAGAAAUUGCAAUUGUUUACGUUACAGGGUUCUAGUUGCUGUCUUCAGAGGGCACUGGACAUUGGUAAGUGAGUGUGGGGGUAAGAAAGUUUUUUUUUUAACACUUUCAUUGCCAGGUGGAGAGGCUGCAGAGGAACACUAUGCAUUAGGAAUACAGUUUUUUAUAUAUAUAUGUAUGUAUGUAUGUAUGUAUAUGUGUAUAUAUGAAAGACGGUAGACCGCGCCAAAAGAUGCUCAAAGUGAAUGUGAUAAAAUAAUGGUAUAUACAUGCAUAUAGGCAAUCCAAUAUUGUAACGGUGUAGAUGACCCUCAAAGGAGAUAAAAACAGAACAAAAUAAUAGUGCAGUUUGUCAUAUAAAUAAUUUUAACACUUGUAUGUAAAACCAGAUAAAAGACUAACCCACAUUUUGCAGAGCUACUGAGAGGUCUACUGUAUAGCGCCUGGAUGGUAUAAUCCCCGUCCAUCUGUUUUUAAAGACAUUUUUCUAUUUAGGAGUUCUUUUAUUCUAAAGGUUAUUCGGCAUGACAUAUGGAUUUGUAAUGUAGGAUGAAGCUAUAUAUAUUCAUGCAGUAAUUAUCAUUUUUGAUAAAUGAAUUUCAGUAAUCCAAGUUAAAGGAUCACACUAACUAUCAUGACUACUUAAGGAAUUUGAAGUGGUCAUGGUGGUUAGAUAUGCACUGUUUCGUCGUGAAACUGUGUAUGUGUAGAUGCACUUGUCAAAUGUUCCUGAACUUGCAUUUAUACCAUUUUACACCAACACCUUUAAAUGUUUUUUUAAAAAAAGAAGCAAUAUAAGAAAUACAUAUACUUCCCUAGAGUCCCAGAUUUGGUGUUGGUCUUGAUUCGGUACCCUGUGUUAUAUUUUUGGUAAUCCUACGUUUAGUUUAACCCCUUAAGGACACAAUUUCAGAAAUAAAAGGGAAUCCUGACUGAAUAUUUCCAUCAUGUGCCUUUAAGGGGAUAAAAAAAGAGAAAUUGUGGUAAUGAGAUAUUAUGUAUGUGUACUACUACAUAUGGCGGCGCAAGAACAGGCUUCUUUGUAAUAAGGACUUAAAGGGACAUUUAGUGUUUAGGAAUGCAUCUUUGUAUUUCUAACAGUACUCCCUCUACCCCUGUCCAUGAAAGGAUUAAAAUAAAAACACAAUUCACUUACUUGAUUCCAAUGGCCCUCUGUACUGGAUCGUGCCUUCCCCUUAAUGCGUGUGUCGCAAUGCUUUCCUUUGGGGAAAUGCUUGACGCUGGGCAUCCUGAUGCAAAGCGCGAGGACGUCCAGCGUCAAACUCCAUGUAACUGCUGGAAGUAGCUCUAAUGGCUUUGUAAUAGAAGGCCACUAGAGAGGCAGUCUUAACUUUUGCAAUAUAAGCAUUGUAAACAUGUUUUUUUCUAAAACUACAGUGUUUUACAUUGCAGGACCAAGUGGGAAAGGGACAUUGCGCCGAGACCACUUCAAUGAGAUAAGGUGGUCUGGGUGCCUAUUGUCCCUGUAAUGAUUACUAUUACUUACAUUGCUAUAGUAGUAUGUGUGUGCAUUUACUUCAGUUGACUUUUUAGGCUACAUUGGAUUGGAUAAUUCAAGUUUAAAAAAAUUAAUUGCUUCAUUUUAAUUUUAAUUUUAAAACAAAAUUAUGAUGGAAACUAGAACGCAUGCUAUAGAAUGAAAACUGAGAAAGAGAUUAUCUGAGACUCCUGUAACAUUCUUGUAUUUGAAGCAAAAUCUUCAUUUGUAUAUGUUUGGGUUUUAAGAAGGGGGAAGGAGCCUUUGUGAAAAUACAACCCUCUAAUUUCUUUGCCAGGAAAAAUAAACACACAAUAGGAUAGGGAGGAGUUAUAACGUUACAGCAGGAAGUGCUGCUGGCUUGGGGGGUCUUCAAAAAAGAAAACGAAUAUCCCCACACACAUACACAUUUAUAUACACACACACACACAUGCAACCCCCAUAAUGGUGCCUCAAAGAUGCAGCGGGGGAAUUGAGGAAUUUCGGCUAGCAGAGUUCCUCUGACCACACAGCAAAACCCCUUUCCAGCACAUCAUUCCUCCAUUUAAAUUAGCCUUUUCUAUUCACUUUACUCUUUAAUUUUCCAAAACGUAAACUUGUAAACCCUAAGUUGUAACAAACCUUUGUCACAUUCCAAUCAGAACCAUUACUGCGUUCGAUAAAUUUUUAUAUAAAAGUGUAUUUAAUCUUACCAGUUCUACAACAUCCCUUUCCUUUUAAAAGAUAAAGGGAUUUAGGUAUUCAAAAUAAAAUUUGAUGUCCUUUUUUACAGUCCUGACAGAAACUAGGAACAAAUCAAAGCUUUCAGAGGAAAAAAAACAUGUUUAAGGCAUUGGUAACCUGAAAUGAACUUUGCCUUAAAAUUUUACUUCUGUCAUCAGGGCAAAGCACCCAAUAAAUAGUAAGGGUGUUAUAUAUAUUUUUGUACUUUUCAGAUACACCCCAUAAUAUUUAAAAGGGAUAUGUGCAUUUAACACACUUUAAUUCAUUGUGUAGGGCCAUGGUAUCCUGUUAAAAUUUUAAGAGAGAGAAAAAAAGUUUUAAUAGAUAAAAUAUAGAUUUUCUAGUCAGACAUUUUUAACCUGUGCAUGUACAUUAUUACUCUAUUUAAAGGGACACUAUAGUCACCCAGACCACUUCAGCUCAAUGAAGUGGUCUGGAUGCUAGGUCCCUCAGGUUUUAACCAUUCACAUGUAAACAUAACCGUUUCAGAGAAACUGCUAUGUUUACUGUAACGGAACUCCCCAUUCUCCGACUGAGUACCUUCCAUUGAUGGACGCUUCCUAGCUUGCGCCGAGGACGACAAGCACCGCACUGGACACCACAACCACGGCAGACUCCACAACCGCCGUAGCUUAACUGGAGUCUCGCCGUCUUCCUUCCACCCUGGAUCAGCUUCUGUCCUCCUGGACCGUGUGGGAAAGACCUCUUCCUUCCACCCUGUAUGAACCUCCAGCAUCCAGGACUGUGUGGGGAAGACCUCUCCUCCAGGAGAGUGUAUCAGAAACAGCUCUUAGAAGAGCUAGGUGAUUUAAAGCUCAAGGGAGUAUGCAGAGCAUAUCAAUCCCCAGUGUGAUAUAGCAGAAAAUAUACAGUUUUACACAAUUCUUAUAAAUUUAAAAGUAUACAUGCAAUAUUAAUAAAAGUCCUUUAAAUAUAAACCUACUCAAAAAUCAUAAAAAUCCGUCCAGUAGUUCAAAAGUUAGUCGGACAUCCUUUAUGAGCAAGCACAUUUUCAUGCUCAAAACAGUUCUAUGGAUUUGGGCUGUGCGGUCGGAGUGUUCGAAUCUUCUAACGUGACUUAGUCUCCAGCCACAGUGUCGAAGUGAAGAAGAAGGUACGGGUCAGCGGUGUUCGUGCAAUUGGGUAGCCGAAAACCGUUCCAUAGAUUUGGCUGCACACACCUCUGACCGCGUUUGUCGAAUGGUGCCCACUUCGACUACUUCGGCACUUCGGAUGUAUCCGAAGUGCCAAUUUAAAGUUGCAACACUGCUCCAAAGUACUUAAAGGGCCAGAAACAGCAUUCUGAAAAUCCAUUAUGCCCAAAUCCAGUUCUUAAAGGGUCAGUAACAGUAUAAUAUAAGUCCAUAAGCCCCAACUCAGUUCCUUAAAGGGCAAUACAUCCCAGGGGCCAUAGUCACAUGGCAGGAGACUGGCAAUCAGUCCUCUCCAAUGCCCAGUGGCAAAUGGCAGUUUGUCCCAUUUACAUUUGGGGUUAAUCCAGCCUCUAGUGUCUUUCUUCCGAAUUUUGCCUCCAUCGCGCAGAGCGUCCAUAGGAAAGCAUUGAGAAAUGGACACUUUGAAUGCGUGCGGCAGUUGUCGCACAUGCGCAUUCGGCUCCAUUGACGUCGGACGGGGAGGAGAGGUCACCACCUCCGAAGGAGCCCGGCGCUGGAUUAAGGUAAGUGGCUGAAGGGGCUUUAACACCUUCAGCGCCACGCAAGGUGGACCCUGAGGGUGAGGACAGCCUCAUGGCACUAUAGUGUCAGGAAAACCGCUUUGUUUUCCUGACACUAUAGUGAUCCUUUAAGAUAAAUCUGUGCUUAUAACUAUUUUUGUUCUGUGUGUUUGUUUAUAUGUUAUAUGUCUUGGGCAUUAGAGGUGUGUUAACCCUAUAAAAAUUAAAAGGUUAAACGUACAGGGCCACUGCAUGCAGACCAUUUCAAUGAGAUGAAGUGAUCUGGAUGACUUUACUGGUCCUUUGAGGGACCAGCAAGGAAAUAUAGUUGUCACAGUGCUAUGGAAUUUCCUGAUGCUAUGUAAAUAAUAAAAUAAUCUGUAGAGUGAUUUGAAAGUUAUGCAGGUAAUACUGUAAAUUUACCACUAUAAACGCCUGUGGUAUUGGGAUAAGUUGCCAGUAGAGUUUUCAGAGCUCAAAGUUGACUGUUCUAGUAUCAGGGCCAGUGGAAGACUUUUUUCCGCGCUAGUCAAGACCACCAAGUCAACCUUCUUAAUGAUGCGGACUUCGUUUCUAGCGCGCCAGCAACUGAACGGAGUGGCGUCACUCCCUUCCUAUACCUCCUAGCCAGCACUAGCAUGCACUGUGGUUGCUAUGGGUGGAGAUCAGAAGGAUCUGCCAAGAAAUUGAGAGACAAAUGGGAGAAAAAACUAUUUUUAAAUAGGUUUUUCCUCCCACUCUAUAUAUUUUCUAGCAAAACUGCUAGAACCAUGUAUAAAUGGAAUUAAAUGAUCUUUUUAAAGAGCUAAAGUUGUUUUGGGCCGCGAUGGCCGUGGGGCCGAGGCCGGCAGGGGAGAUCACAGGAUCUCCCCGGCCGGCCCCUGCAGGGCCAUCGCUAUCCGAGCGCCGGCCCUGCUGUGUGCCUCCAUGGGCCGGUGGGGAGAUCAAAGAUCUCCCUCACCGGCCCAGAGACACUGUUAACAAGCAGCUCCGCCGGGUCCUCUCGCGGGAUCCUGAGCGUUGCCGCGGUUACCACGGCAACGUUCAGAUCUUCCGAGAGUGAACUCUAGCCUGCGGGUUAGAGUUCACUCUCACCGCUGGACCACCAGGGAAGGAUGGCAGCACGGCCCCCCUCAAGGCUCCCCCUCCCAGGCAGAACGGCUCCCUCCCCCUCCCAGGCUAAAGGUAAGAAGGGAGGGGGGGACAUAACUUUUUAAAAAAAUUAUUAAUAAAAAAAAAAAAGUAAAAUAAAUUCCCUAACAGCCCCCUCACACACACAGCCCCCUCACACACAGAGCACCCCACAGACGCACAGAGCACCACCAGACGCACACACCACCCCCAGACAGACAGCACCCUCACUCCCACACAUAUACAGCACACACACACACACAUAUAUAUAUAUAUAUAUAUAUAUAUAUAUAUAUGUAUAUAUUAUAUAAAAUAACCCUCAGUGAGUUAACAGACAAAGAAAACACCCUCACACACAGCACCCCUCUUACACAAACACACUGCGCACCUCACACAUACAAUAUGUCCACAUAGAUAGAUAUAUAUAUAUAUACACACACACACACUACAGCACCUCUCACACUGCACCACUACACACAUUACGCUCCAGAUACACGCUAGAUCCCUUACCCUAUAUGCACUCUUAAUCCUCUACACAGACACACACACAAUCUUCUAUACACACUCUGGGUCCCUUACACACUAGAUCUCUUACACACACACACUGCACCACCUACACACACACUACAUUCCUUGUAAGCAAACACAUACAACAUUCUCUAAACACACCCUCUCUACAACCCCUACACACACUACGUCACCUAUACACACACUACUGCCCGUAUGCACACACUCGCUACAUCCCCUAUAACACUAUGCCCCUAUACAUGCACUCUCUACAGCCCCUAGCCACACAUAUUACACCACAAAAUUGACCUAUUUACACAAUACCACACCACACUCUACACACAGGCAAUCCCACAAGCAUGCGCCAAACACAUGCACCAUACACUUUCCUGGCCCUUUUGUCCUCUGGUAUCCCACUUGUGGAGACACCAGAGACAAUUUAAAAGCAAACACAGCGCAAGCAUGUUAUUACAUUUGCUUGUGCUGCGCAGAACAAAUACAGGGCCUUUUUCUAAUGCUAGAGCUCUUCAGCGGGGCUCUGCGCAUUGAACCAACAUGCUCAUUUUCAGAGGGGGCGUACUUGUCAUUACUGAUGACAAAACACACCCCCUCUGGCCCGCCCCCUUCUUGGGGGGCCACUCUAAUUGAAAAAUGCCCGGGCCUAAUUUUUUUCCCAGUCCGGCCCUGCUUCCUACUAUUUAUCCAGCGCAUGAGAAUGAGGUGUAUGCUUAAUUAAAUGUAUGGCAAUUAGUAAUGGUAGGUAGCGUCAUUUAUGGCAUUAUUAACCAGGCAGAGAUCACCACAAUGCCACUGCAAUUCCCAGACAGAUGUGGUAAAAAGUUAGUUAUAGAAUGUGAAUGAAUGAUGACAUUUCUCGACUGGUCCUGUGAGUUGUCAAAAACUUCAUGAAAUUGAAGUCGCUUUGGAAGUGCUUUCAAAGAGUGAGUUUACAUGUGGCAGGCCACUUGCUUCAGUUAAAGGGACACUAUAGCAAUACAAAGCCUGUGCCUUUUUCUUUUUGACUCCUCUCCAGUAUAGUGUGAUGUACAAUGUAAACUAAAAAGUAUUUACUGUCCUUUUCUCCAGCGCCGAGUCUCCCUCAGGACUGCUCUCCGCUCUUACUUAAGUCUUCUUGGAUGCACCUAUGGUUCUUUCGUAGAAAAUCAUUGUGUGCUGCGAUUCUCUAUGACAGAACGUGAUGGCAAUGCCCAUGUGCACGUGACAUUGCGGUAUGCCCGGGUGUCCGUGCCCAGAAGUAACAGUCCCAGCUCUCUUACCCAGCAGUGAUACCAGUGUUCUCAUAUUGCCCAUUAUAUAGGGCCACCUUUUAACAGUAGUGCAGGGUAGCCUUUUGCAUUUAUUUAUUUUUAUGCUGUUAGACUUUUAAUGGUGGUGUCCAGCGUUUGAAGAUGAGAAUAUUUGUUCCCUGGUUGACCAUCUGCUUUUUUGACCUUGCCUAUCCCAACUUCUGACCACCCUCCCUCCCUCAAAAAAAGCCCAGCAUUCUGGCAAUCAUGUGAAUUAGAAGAUACAAGGUAUUUGGAUCCUCCUUUUUUUAUUAUUUUAUCUUAAACAUUAAAGAUUAGCACCUCAAACCCAGGAUGCAUAUCUCCAUUCACGCGUACAUUCCAUUCAUCUGGCUAAUUUAUUAAUAUGUCUGGUACGCUAGUCUGACAGAGUAGCUGAGUGACCUAAUGAAUGUGACCUCUUCAGUAGGUCAGUCUCAUCUAGCAGUAAAUAUUUGAAACAAUUCAUCCCUUGUUACAGGAAAAGAACUUGUAAAGUGUAUUUGUGUUUGCAACCUAAUGAUAUGUGAGAAGCAUUCAUAAUUAAUUUAACUGAGCACUCCAGGCUUUUAAUUUUAAGUAUAUGUGCCCUCUGUCACUUAACUUUUUUUUUUUUUGUAUUGUUGAAUAUUUAUUGUAAAAACUGCAAUAAAAGGAUUAAACACCUGGAACCCAGUCUCGUUCCAAAUUCUCUGUGAUCAUGUCCUAUGUCACACUGCAGCAUCCUCCUUUUUUUUUUCUUUUUUUUUCUUUCAUCUGUGGUCCAAUAAAAUGUUUCUCAUCGAUCACUGAAUCCUUUAAUGUGCAUGCGCACUGUGUUCAUGUUCACAAGCAGAAUAUGGCCCAAGUGACCACUCCUCUUGCAGCUAAAGCUGUUGAAAGGCUGUACAAAGGGUGUUGAGAGUAAACAAGGGGCUGGCUGGAGGGAGGAUAGGCUUCUACUUGCAGGUGUGCUCACAGAAUCUAAUUAAUCUAGUUAUUUUUUAUUAACACAAAUCUCCAUACAAUACAAACCAUAUCCAAAUAUCCACUUUGGACUUUGCUCACCCUAGGAAAAAGCUUUGCCAGUUGUGAGUCACAUUUUGUUCUACAGAGUAUUACAGUAACACUAUAAGGUUAGGAACACAAAACACCCCCCUCUAAAUAUAGUAAAAUCAUACCUUUAUUCUAGGGAUCGACAGAUUAAUGAUCUGGCCGAUAUUCUGUAUUUUCGGCAAUAUCGCUAUCGGCAAAUAUAGAUACCGAUAUUGCCGAUAAUACAUACCAGGACCGCCGGCCCAUGACAAGCCCGGUGGUCCUGGGGGGCCAAGCAAGCUCUUACUUGCUUUCUUAGCUGUUCCCUUCAGCUCCCCUGUGUAAAUCUAGCGAGUCCCACGGCCGUCAGAGCGUUGCCACGGGUUACCAUGGCAAUUCUCUGUGCGGCACGCUAGCCGCAAGAUUUACACAGGGGGGUUGAAGGGAAGGGAAGUAAGAGCUUGCUGCGGGCCCCCCUUCACAGUCCAUGCCACUGGGCCAGCAGGGAAUGCCAUAUCCCCCCUCCCUGGCCAACUAAGAAUCAGGGAGGGGGGACUAAAAUAAAUAAAUUAAUAUUUAAAAAUAAAAUAAAAAAUAAUUUAAAAAAUUGCCUCCCCUCCCAUUUUACACAAAUUACAUACCUACACACACACACUCACACUCUGCAUUAUAAAAACACACUACACAAAUACACUGCAUUCACUAUACACACACUACACAAACCCACACUCUGCAUUCAUGAUAUAUAUACACACACACACACACACACACACACACACACACACACACACACACAGCAUCCAUUAUAUAUACUCACACUGCAUUCAUUAUAUACACAAACUACACAAACACACACUCUGCAUUCAUUAUAUACACAAACUACACAAACACACACUCUGCAUUCAUUAUAUACACACACUACACAAACACACACUCUGCAUUUAUUAUAUAUAUACACACACACACACACACAUACACUCUGUAUUCAUUAUAUAGACACUACAAAAACACACACUACACACACACACACACACUGCAUUCAUUAUAUACACACACUGCAUUCACUAUACACACUACACAAACACACACACUCUGCAUUCAUUAUAUACACACUACACAAACACACACUCUGCAUUCAUGAUAUAUACACACACACAUUGCAUUCAUUAUAUACACACACUACACAAACACAUCCUGCAUUCAUUAUAUACACAUUUUGCCUUCAAUAUAUAUAUAUAUAUAUAUAUAUAUAUAUAUAUAUAUAUAUACACACACACACUACACAAACAUUCAUGAUAUAUGCAUUCAUGAUAUAUACACACACACAUUGCAUUCAUUAUAUACACACACUACACAAACACAUCCUGCAUUCAUUAUAUACACAUUUUGCCUUCAUUUUAUAUAUAUAUAUAUAUAUAUAUAUAUAUAUAUAUAUAAUAUACAAACCCACACUACACAAACAUAUAUAUAUAACACACACUACACAAACACAUCCUGCAUUCAUUAUAUACACAUUUUGCCUUCAUUAUAUAUAUAUAUAUAUAUAUAUAAUAUACAAACCCACACUACACAAACACACUCUGCAUUCAUUAUAUACACACUACACAAACACUCUGCAUUCAUUAUAUACACACUACACAAACACUCUGCAUUCAUUGUAUACACACACUACACAAACACUCUGCAUUCAUUGUAUACACACACUACACAAACACACACUCUGCAUUCAUUAUAUACACACUACACAAACACACACACUCUGCAUUCAUUGUAUACACACACUACACAAACACUCUGCAUUCAUUGUAUACACACACUACACACACACUGCAUUCACUAAACACACACUACACAAACACACACACUCUGCAUUCAUUAUAUAUACACACACUGCAUUCACUAAACACACACCACACACACACACUCUGCAUUCAUUAUAUAUACACACACACUGCAUUCACUUUACGCACAAUACACAGUCACUGGUGACUAUAGGUUCCCUUCAGCUAUUAACUGUUUAACCAGCACCAGAAGUGUUAAAAUACAGAUAUGGCACUAGCUGUGUCUUUGCAGAGAUUAGAUAAGUGAUAAUCACUAGUAUACACAUGAGAUAACUUACCCUCCAUAAACUUGUCAAACUGCCUAUUUAUCUUCACAUUUGUAGGGAAUGGCUGACAGCAUUCCUCGUAUUUUACUUGGAAUAGGGAUUUAAACUCCCUUGGUGUCACCAUAUUUUACCAUUCCUGGUUUCAUACUUCCCAUAGUUGCAUAACUACCGUAUAUACUCGUGUAUAAGUCGAGUGCAGUUUUGUGACCAACAAUUGCGAAAUAUGCAAUGCAUAAAACUUGGGGCUAUGAAAUUCUGUGAUUUUUAUAAUUUUGUCAUAUUUUUCCUAGGUAAGAUCCUGGAACAUAAUCCUAUAUAUAAUGCAGAGUGUGUGUUUGUAUGAGUGUGUGUGUUUGUAUCUUAAUCCCUGGUGGUCCAGUGGCAUGGGCUGGGCAGGGGGGGGAGCCGGCAGCAAGCUGUUACAUACCUUUGUAGCAGCUCCAGUCAGCUCCCUUCACCUCCGUGCAGCUCCCCUGUCAGCUCCCAGUGUAAAUCUCGCGGUCUGCGUGCCGCGAGGAGCGUUGCUACGGUAAUCUGUGGCAAUGCUCUGACGGCCGCGGGUGUCGCGAGAUUUACACUGGGAGCUGCACGGAGGUGAAGGGAGCUGACUGGAGCUGCUACAAAGGUAUGUAACAGCUGCUGCCAGCCCCCAACAGGACCGCCGGGCUUGUAAUGAACCUGGCGAUCCUGCUCUGUAUUAUGGCAAUGUAAGUUGCCAUAAUACAGACCUUGACUCGAGUAUAAAUCGAGUGGGGCCUUUUCAGCACAAAAAAUGUGCUGAAAAACUCGACUUAUACUCGAGUAUAUACGGUACAAACUGUCCUGAAUUUGGGGAUUCUGUGCUACAUCUCUAGGCUGUUAGCUCGUUUGAGCUCGGUCCUCAUAAACUUAUUGUUCUUGUAACAUUUUGUAUUGUUAAACUUCCCCCUUUUAUAAUAUUGUAUAGCGCUGCAGAAAACAAAUUGGCGCUCUAUUAAGGCCAAUAAAAGUUAACCACAACAUCUGGGGAUAACUGGUAAUAUCCCCAAUACUGCAGUAUAUAUGCAUCAGGUGCACUCUUCCUGCACGGUGUGCAGUCUUGGGGCAUUUCUGGGAGUGCUGUUAGUGCCCGUAUGUAGCCUUCUUUAUACGGGAUGUGAUUAGCCACAGUGCCUGUCAGUCAGCCUGCUUGCCCAUCUACCCUGCUGUCCUGAAUCCCUACCUCCUGUUGUUGGGAGGUGUGAUUCAGGGUUAUGAGGUUGUGAUAGGAAAUACUUAGGGUCAAUUUUAUUAUGAUGUUUUAUUUAUUUUUUAUACCUGAAGCUCUGCUGUGGGCUAUAAAAGUGGCUCUGGCACCUUCUGGGGUUUUAGCAUAACUUGUAAAGCCCCUAGAUGGUGACUGCUCCGCUUGCAUUCCGGUUUCUGAGGGGUGCAGAUUAUCUCCCUUUUUGCUUACCAGAGCCUGACUCAGACACCAUCUUUUUCCACAAGAUGCUCCGUAGCGAGGCCGCUGGAUCCUCCAUAGAAAGCCUUUAUUUUUUAAUUUUUUUCCCCUAUCCCUUAACUAGUCACAGCUGAAGGCUUGAUAAAAUCGAGGCUUCACCUUUUGUCAAACGUAGGAAAGAUACAUAAAACAAACGAAUCGCUCCAUUUUCUUAUAUCUUUUCUUGAUUGGAAUUUCAGUGAACAGUUAUUAUAGGCAUUUCAGAAAGUUUUCUAUCUUAAUGAAAUGCUCAUUUUCUAUUUUGGGGGGAGGUGCCAGAGCUGCUUUAAAAUGCUGUUCAUAGAGAUAGAUUGCCUUUAGUACAAAUGAUGUUGUACUUGUGGAGCCACGACAAGAUUUCGUACGAAGGUAUUAUACCCCCUGUCAAUUUUUUAAUUUAUUUUUUUGUGCAUAGUUGACCCUCUAGCCAACCUUCUGCACUAAUGCAUAAUUUUACCACCUGACAUGUUUGUAAUAUGGACAACCAACAUGUGCAGUGGUAUAGGUAGCCAUUUUAUAUUAACCAUGAUUCCAUCACCCAUGCUAUGAGGAAAAAGGGAUGGGAUUUUAUUUUUAUUUUUAGACCGUUCUAUGAAUACCUUUAGAGUUUAUUGCUUAAAGGAUCACUAUAGGGUCAGGAAAACAAACUUGUUUUCCUUACACUAUAGCAUCCUUAGGACCCCCCUACCCUCAGGGUCCCCUUCCCUUGGCGCUGAAGGGGUUAAAACCUAUAUGUGAAGUAGAUCCUAGCCGACACCACAGGAAUUCCAAGCCGGACAGACGGACCAUCCAAGUAUAUCCGUUAGUGGGGAUCAAACCACUAAGUGCCUCUUUUCCCAGAGCUGGCAAUAAGCUCCACCAAAUGUGAGUGAAAUAUAUUUCCUUUGAUUAUAUACCACAUCAGGACCAACAAUAUUUCACCAUAGGCAGCUUUCUUUCUUGUUUUUUAUCUUCACAUAUAUGGACUACCUACCACACGGACGGAGCCAUACUUGAGGAUUAAUAUCGUGGUACUGCAUAUCAGUGAGACUGUUUUUAUUCUAUAUUUUUAAGAAAAUCCGGAUGAACUUUAUUUGAUUUUAUUAUUGUUGUUUAUUUUAUCAAUACACGAUCUUAUAUAUUUCAACAUAUCUGUUUUACCUAAGCGCAGCCCUUGACCCCCUCUUUUUUCUUAUUUAUUUUAUGACCUGCACAGUUUAUUUAAUUCUGGCCUCUAAAAUGAUUGAAAUAAAUAAUUUCAAAACCUCUGCCAACUAAAGUACCGGUAUGUGUGUGGUUUACGUUAAAAAAUGUCUACGCAUAACUACAUGCAAAGAAAGGUAUUUUGUGAAGAACUGUACAGCUGUUUCAUUAAGCGGUUUGACGCACAAUUAUAAGAUCAGAGGAGAGGUUUUUGUACAAAGCUUUUAAUGCAGAAGGUUUAUUUUUUUUCUUUUCUUUAGAUAAUUGGAUAUACAUUUUUCAACAUUAAAAGAACUGAUUAUAAAAAAAAAAGUUCAGAUUUGGAACAGGGCUAUAUGCACUGUUCAUCAAAACGUCCCUUUAAGAAACAUAUUUUCGUUCGACAUGAAAACCAUUUCUAUUGUUUUAGCUGAUGCUCAUUAGACAUGUGGACGCGUUUAAAGCUACAUGAUAGAUUCGCAAACAAAUUACUGAAAAUGUCUAGUAAAGCAAAUGGUUCCUUUUACAUAAGAAUUCCUUGGAGUAGAAAAAAAGGAAAAACAAUAACAUCUGGCAAGAUAUCUGUAAAUAGUUUAUAAUAUUCAGUGGUUAACCUCUUAUGGUUUGCUAAUUUCUUUGAAUUCAGAGAUGUUAUUGUGUUUCACAUAGCCUGUCUAAAUAUCUCUUUUCGGGAUUUCAUUUUGUGGAGCAGAUCAUAGAGAAUGAUUCACAGCAAAGGGUUGGAUUUUUGUUUUUGACUUAAAGGAACAUUGUAGGGUCAGGAACACAAACAUAUAUUCCUGACCCUAUAGUAUUAAACCCACCAUUUAUGUGGCUUCCCCUUGCUCAUCCCCCUUAAAAUUUACCUUAUUCCAGCGCUGUGCUGGCCCCGCCCCGAUACACCUCCUUGAUGACAUCAGCAGAAUUGCCAAUUUUUAGCCAAUCCAAUACUUUCCCUAUAACUAAGAUCGUCACAGUUCUGGCCAAUCAGCACCUCCUAUAGAGAUGCCUAAGGGCAACGGCCACAGCUUUUAUUAGCAAGCCAGCAUAACAUUAACAACUGUCAGCUGCUGGACUUUCCCAGCAGAUGGCUAACCAUAACUUUAUUCUUCCCGAGCCUCUUUAGCCUGAAGUCCGUUCUCAACCAGAUCAGGCUGCGACUCCAAGCCCCUCCGGGCAAUGAUCUCAGUUCCACUUGUAGGCGAAGGACAAAACGCAGCUGUGACAAAAUAAACAGAAACAACACCAAACACAUCUCAUUCAGCAAUAACAUCCCAUUUUCACACCAACCCAGGGAGGGUAGGCGGGAAACAGCACUGCCAGGUUCACUCAGCGUGCUCUCCAGUGGUCUGGUAAGUCUUUUUCCCAGUGUCCCUGGCCCUGGUGCAUCUCCAACAUUGUAUCCCUUGUUGCUAUGCCAACCUCUCCGGGCAGCAGUCAUGCUCCCCGCUCCUUAUCCACUCCGGGGGUUGGCCUUUCUAUUACUCUAUUAUUUGGCUUCGAACCUUAUAACAUGCUGGAUUAGAACAAUUGAUGUCCUUUUAUUUUAUAUUCUUUUUUUUUUAAGUGGCAGGUAGCAGUAAGACAAAGGGUAAAUAUAUAGUGUGGAAGGAAGAUCCGAUUUUGAGGAAAGAUUUGUGGUGAGACAGAUUUGUUGUAAUGUAGAUCAGAUGAGGGAUUUGGUCGCUUUUAUUUUGAAGAAUAAUAAGGGGGUAAGUGAGAAGUGAUGGAGGCAUCAACUGGAAAGUGAUAUGCAGAUUAUUAUUAUUAUUUUUUUUUAUUUGUAUUUUAUUAGAGUUUUAAGGCUCAAAAUACAUCUGGAUCGCAGUAUAUAAAAGAAAAUAACAUAGUGACAUAAAAGCAAUAACACAAUAUAUUUACAUUAGGUGGCACUGGUGUCAUCAGUCGUCUGUGUGGGUCCUGGGACUUGCGUCAGCUUAACCAUCCUCGCUGAUUGCCUACAUGUUAAACGGGGUAUGUUGGGCUGUAGACCCAGCAUACUGUCUGGUUGUCCUGAAUGCGUAUGAGAAGGCUCCUGGUAUGGCAAGUGUCGCCAGUAUGUGUGGUCCGAAUUAUGUCUUUUGAGUUCAGAGUCUGUCUGUCUUCCUUGGGGGUCUCUACUUCAGUCGCUAUCCCCAUAUCUUCCUGUCACCUGUGAUCACAAUCCCCCUAGCAGUAUCCAGGGAUAUCGUCUGGCACUGCGUGAGUUGUGCCACGAAUAUAUACUGUACUAUGUUGCUUGGCUUUCAUUUGUACUCAGCCAGACUUUAUUAAUGGCACGGAGUGCCCCGAGUUUAGGCAAUAGGUCCUGGGACCUGACGCUGUGCGUAGACCGUAACUGAUAUAUAUGCAGAUUAUUUUAAUCUUUAUUUUAAACAAAAAUACUGUUCCCUGACUAGUUGGAGAUCCUAAACAGUGAGCUUUUUACUUAUAUCUCAGGUAAAAGUGACUUCUACAUCUUCUUUCUAUUGCAUGUGCCUACAUGUAUUGCUUUGACUUGCAAAGCAUGUACUUAUCAACUCAUUAAAAUUCAAUUAGGCCAAAAGGAGAUUGUCAUUCUGGGACAGCAAGGGCCCCCAUUUCACAUGCACUCUUAUCUGAUAUUGACAGAUGCAGCAAAUUAUUGCAUUCCUUACCUUAUCCUUCUCACAAAUUAUAAACUGAUUUUAUAAAGUAGUGAUGAGUCAGGUCAUGCAUAAAAAAUUUCCAUGACUGUUUUUUUUUUUUUUUUGCAUAUAAGCAAAUGGUUCUGACCCUACACCUAUAUAUUAUAAAAAAAGUUUUACUUUAUGUUUACUUUGAAUAGUGUUACUUUUGUUGUUAUCAAUUGAUGUGGUACAUUCUGGAUGAGUGACUUGAAUGCCUCUUUUUUUUUGUUUUGUUAUAGUCUAUAUCUCUUGAACAAUAUGUGGUGAGGGGGGAGGGGAAGGAAAUGCAUGCUUGCUCAUGGCAUUCUUUAUACAGAUGCAGGCAUAAGAGUACUUCAGUGAGUGUAAUUUUUUUAAAGGAACACUAUUGCGUUAGGAAUACAAUCCUGUGUUCCUAACAUCAUUGAGCCUCUGUUCCUAGUUAUAUUCAUGUCCACCCCCCACCACCCAUAACAUUUUUAAAAAUAAUUUUACGUACUUCUUUCCUGCGCAGAGAAUUGUUGACCUCUCCGCCUCCUGCAACAUAAUAGAGGAGGCGGAGACAUGAUGUGCAUGCGUGGUAAGCCCCACAUGCACAUCCAGAGCUUUCUUAUUGGCUGCAAAGUCUAGUGCAGCAAAGCACCUGUGCAAAAUGGCAAUGCUUUAACUUGAAGGGUUAAAUGUACAGAACACCCCAGGCACCAGUAUAACUUUAAGGAAUAUUAAAGUAAAAGCUGCUUUGUCACCUUCUGGGAUCUUUCAAUAUUUUACAAAGACCCCCAUUGCUGCUUCCAUUGCGGUGGCACAGGGCUGGGUUUUAUUCACAUGAACCUGUGCCUCGUGACUGCCUCCAUUUUCUUCCAUGGGAUCCCACAUUAGUGCUGUACACUUGCUCAUGCACAAGAGUACAACACUGAUGUCUAUGAAGGAUCCCACAAGGCUGUGGGAGCCUCUACAGACCAAGCCCUUGUCUACUUGGUCAUCAUUAAUGACCGCUCGGGGCUUGACAAAGGAAGCUCCUCGUUUUAGUCAAGCAUAGGAAAGAUACCUACGUUGUUUUAUAAGCUCUUCUGACCGAGCUGGAAUUUUAGUUAAAUUCCAACGCAGUCUAUGUGAGCAAUUAAUACAGAUUUUAUCUUUGUUUUGUUUUUUUUGUUUUUUUUUAUAGUAUGGGGGAUGGAAGAGCUGCUUUAAAGGGCUAUGUCACAAACAUUUCUUGUAAAUAAACUAAUUUUUUAAUAAAACAAUAUGCCUAACAGACAUAAUUUCUCUAACCAAGCUACAGUACUUUAAGUUAUAAGUAGUAGAUUGCAUUGUGGAGGUAGCCAUGCUGGCAUUACAUCAUAACAUUCAAACUUCAGUGGGAGUUGUUUUUUUUGGAAACUUUCUAAAAUAAACAAAGUCUUGCAGCAACCUAUCUGGAUUUGAUAUUUGGGGAGUAUCUCCCAGCAUUUCAGUGGAAAAAGAGAGGGUCAUGAAACAUGAGACGCUGAAAUGCCCAUAGCAAGCUUGGAUGAACAUGUGGCGCAUGCACAUCAGAUCUCCAGUGUUUCUCCAUGAGGAACAUUUGAUUGGACCAUUGUGGGAGGUAUGUUUUGCUUGCGCACACGAGGGGGCCUAUGCAACUAGGGACAGUGACACUAAAGCGUUAGAAUUCAGGUUUGUAUUCCAAAUUCUUUAAUGUACCUAAUAACUGGGUAUCCUGUACCCAAGUCAAUCACUCAUAUUUCAUCAACCUUAAAAGGAGGAAAUACUUCCUUCACACUGCUAGGAACAUAAUCUGCAGGUCUGAGUUAUGGGAAGGUUCUAGAUUUGUUGAAUUAAACCAAUGAGCCAGGCCUACUGGCCCAAAAAUCUUGCACCCUAUAUACUGAUCCAUUAAGCAGAUGAUCCUAGAUCAGAUGUCCCAUCCUGAAUCUGAAUGCAGUCCGCAUAAGAUGUAUAAUGGCAUUUGUGUGUGUUUGUUUUUUUGUAACACCGUAUAAUAUUUUGGGACCCUUAUUAAAAAAAAAAAAAAAAAAAAUGCAAUAAAUCGGACAAUAAAGACAAAUAACACCACUCACACACCUAACCAUUUGUAUAUUGACUGUUUUCCAGAUGGAUGUAAAAUACAGUUACUAUGCAAGUGUGUGUGUGUGUGUGUGUAUAUAUAUAUUGUGUGUGUAUAUAUUGUGAUCCUUGUUUGCAGAUAGCACGGUCCUCUAGGGUAAACAACAGGCACAGUCCUUUGGUUUUCAUAUAAUCCAGGCAAUUUUAUUGGUAAGUCCACACAGCAACACAACUAAAACAUAAAUAUAACAGGUUUCUCCUUUAAACAAAAACCUAGCUCGUCUGAGCACUGACUCACUUUUAAUAUCCCUUGGUUGCACCAACCUUAUUAGAUAGCAACACGCUGCUCUCCUUUCUGCACUCCAGUGCUCUCAGCUAGCCUGCUGCUUUCCUUUCUGCACUCCCAGUGCUCCAAGCCAGCCUUAACUGCUUUCCUUUGUGCACUCCCAGUGCUCCAAGCCAGCCUUGACUGCUUCCUUCUGCACUCCCAGUGUUCAGUCUCCUUGACUCUCUCACAGGAGAGAACAGCGUCUCUCCUACCUGCUUCCAGGACGGAAGCCAGCAAUCCCCCCUUUACCUGCCUAGCAGGGAGGGGUUUAUUCCCAGUGCUACAGCUGAUUAUCUGCAGUUGAGCAGUGGGUUGGAGACAGCUCAAAACUCUGACCUGGAACUUAUUUCUCCCAGUUGUAUGCAAACUGUGGAGUGGAGCAUUGGCCUACCCUGCUCUCCAAAUGCUCCACCCCAGGGGCCCAUAACUAAGCUUUGGUUUGUGUUCCCUACAACACAUACUACACAUACACCCCCUGGGGUUAAAUGUUAUAGGCCUCUCUGCCUUCACUUUAUCACAAUAUAUAUACACACACACAUGCAUACAUACAAACACCAUUAAGUGUUGGUGUUUCACUAUGAAUUUCAGACUGAUUUAUAUAAAAGAUAUACCUUUUAAUACAUAUUCAUUUUCUACAUAAUCUAAUUCAAUUCAUUUUUUCUUAAACCUGCUUUUGAUUAGGCAAAACAUUUGUAUUUUCUUACUUGCCUGGAGCAUUGGGCAUGUUGCGUAUAGUCUGUGCAUGCAAUUAGUUCUGUCCUGGUUAAAGGGUUAAUAAAGCCCGUUUCAUGCACUGUAAGAGCUCUGGAUUUUGAUCUAUGGCUGCUUUGACAGAGUGCUGGAAUCUCAUCCAUUAAAGCUGGUUUAGCAUUUUUGGCUUUGAAUCACUCCAAACAACUUAGCUCAAACUACUUUUGUCUCAAAUGACCUGCCCUGCAUAUGCUACUAAUUUUGCCAAUUUUACUUUGUGAUUCUUAGUGCAUACUGCAUGGUAUUUGAGUAGCUGCUCUUCUCUUUCUUACCUUCUAAAGUAUAUUGUUUUAACACUGUCUUUUGAUUACAUAUUUUAUACAGAAUUUGUCACGUGUAUUACUUGCAUAAUGAAUGUCUGUCAUUUCUUAAACAUUUGCUACAGCAAAUGUUCAGUUUCCUAUAACCAGAGCAUUUCAGAGUCAAAUACACGAGGCAGGAAAUGUAUUUGUAAAACCGUUAAAAUUACAGUAAAGCCAUUGUAAUUUCAUUUACAAAAUGGUCAGUAUGUAAUGUCAGUUUGUUUUUGUCACCUUCACUAAAAACUCCAAAAAGUAAAUAAAUUAUGUUGAAUCACAUGUGAACAUUGUCUGUGCUCAAAUUGUCACUAUGGUGACCUGUUUGCUGAUGCUCUGACAUAGACGUGUGCAUUUGUUUAAUUUUGUGCGGUUAGUUCGUACGAAACACAAAUGAACUAAUUGCGAUUUGACUGAAAUAGCCAAAAAACGAAGUGAUUGUAGACAAAAAUGUGUCUAUGCACUUUGUUAAUGCAGCCAAUUACUAGGAGGGAUCUGUCAUAUCCCUCGUUGAAAUUUGAUAAUUUAAAGGUUUACUGCAAGCACCACGACCACUACAGUGAUUUGAAGCGAUCAUGGUGCCUGGAGUCUGUAUGUGCAGCUUUUUAACGCUGCACACACAAAGAUUAUCAUCUGUGCUGCUGGAGGUGUAACUACAUCCAGAAGUGUCAUUGUAGUGUCAUAAGCCUACUCCGAACUAAAGUUCCAGGUUGGCUAAUGUCUAUUCUGAGAUAAAUAAUGUGUUAUGUAAAAAUGAAUGUAAGAUAAUGGGUAUAUAGACCUCUUUAACAUUUUACAAUAGAGUAUUUAGAUGUAAGCUGUGCAUUUGGUGAGGCAAUAACUGAGAUGCUGUCUGAAUGUUAGAAACAUGGCGAAUUUGACAUGUUAUGUUCCUCACCCUAUCAGAUUGAAGAUGGAGGGAAGGCAUCGAUGUCUGAAAAGAUGGAAGUUGGGGAUGAGCUGGUAAAUAUUAAUGGAACCCCAUUGUAUGGCUCCCGUCAGGAGGCGUUGAUCCUUAUCAAAGGCUCCUACAAGAUUCUCAAGAUGAUCGUUAGGAGGUAAUACCUUAUAAAACUAGUUUUCCAUAUCGGCUUAUGGCUGGAAUGUACUCUCAUUUAAAAACUAAUUCAAGAGACUCUAGUCUGUACAAAUAAAUACAAGCUACACAACACUAGUUAAGUAGUAAUGAAAUAUUCCCACUGUUAGCCAAUUUUAUUGCUUAUCAUAUAGUAAUAUCGGACAGAGACUUGAGAAGUAAAAUACAAUUUCUGUCUCACAGACCAAAAAGUACUACAAAGGUAACAAAACAUCUGAAACACAUACAUUUGCUAGCCAUUAGGCCAGCCCAUUAUAUUCAUAAAUGCAUAUAUCUGAGCAGAAAGGAAAUCUGCACUUGUGAUUGGCAUAAUAAAAUCCUUUAGGACUAGAAUGUGUUUGCAGACAUAUGGCAGCUUUAUUAUGAAAUGCUAAACAAGAAAAAUGGGAUCUAUUCACGAGAGACAUGAUGGCUCAGAAAUUGACCUGAGGUGAAGAUUUGCAAGAAUUCUAAGGAAUUUCCUUUUAUGUAUGUUCUCAAUUUAAGUACUGCCAGUUCUCUGGAAGGUAGGCCACUGAUGUAUUGAGGAUGUAGAUAGUGUUUGUUUAGGGAAUGUAUUGUAUAUGUAUAGGUAAUUCAGUGUAUGUAUCUGAGUUUGGGGUGUAGGAUAGAUACUGUGUUUUGUGGGGUUGAGAGGGCAUAAGUUCUACUUAAUAUUAUUUUUUUUAAUUUUUUUUUUACAUUUACCCAUAUCCUCUUAACUCAGGGAAUUAAUAAUAAUUAAAAAAAUGAUAAAUAUAAUAUAUAUAUUUAGUACAUUUAUUGCAAUUAUACCCCACUAAGAAUGUAUGUUAAUUUCAGUUCAUGUUUCAUCACACAAACCUGGUUACACAGUUAGUGGUUACAUUUUGUUGAAUAAGAGUCAAAAAUAUAUGCCAGCCCCAUAAGUCAUUGUGCUAUGUAGUGUGUGUUAUAUAUAUAUAUAUAUAUAUAUAUAUAUAUAUAUAUAUAUAUAUAUAUAUAUAUAUAUAUAUAUAUAUAUAUAUACAUAUACAUAUACAUACACACAAAAAUAGUAAUGCACUCCACCUUCCUUGAUGUACUUGCCCGGUGCUUAUCAGCAAAUAGAUACAGCCAAAAGUACAAGAUAGCACUCCAGGGACUUCCAAGUAGAAUGAAUAAAACUUAGCUUUUAUUAGCUCAAAAUAAAAGUCAACGUUUCAUCCUGAUGAAAGUCUGUGAUACAGACUGAAACGUUGAUUUUUAUUUUGAGCUAAUAAAAGCUAAGUUUUAUUCAUUCUACUUGGAAGUCCCUGGAGUGCUAUCUUGUACUUUUGGGGAUAUAUAUAUAAUAUAAUAAAAAUAUAUAUAUAUAUAUAUAUAUUACACACACACACACAUAUAUCUAUCUCUCUCUGUCUAUAUAUAUUAUUGGUAUACUUCUUUUUCGAAUUCAAAAUAUUAGUCCUUUCAGGGUAAUUAAAUCAUACAGUAAAGCAUACUCACAUGCAGACAAUCUUACUGAUGCACACAAAUAGGCUCAUUGACAGACAAUCUCAAUGACACACAGAUAAGGUUACUGGUACACAUGCACACACACACACUGAAGCUCACUCACUCGCAAAUGCGCACACACACAAAGACAUCCACACACACAGAGGCAGGCAUCCACACACACAGAGGCAGGCAGACUGCCACACACACAUACACACACAGGCAGACAGCCACACACACACACACACACACACACACACACUGGCAGACAGUCACACACACAGUCACAGACAGUCACACACACACCCCCUCACAGACAGUCACACACACACACACUCACAGACAGUCACACACACACACACACUCACAGACAGACACAUACACACACACUGGCAGGCAGUCACACACACAGGCAGUCACAGACAGUCACACACACACACACUCACAGUCACACACACACUCACAGACAGUCACACACACACACUCACAGACAGUCACACACACACACUGGCAGACAGUCACACACACAGGCAGUCACAGACAGUCACACACACACACACUCACAGACAAUCACACACUCACAGGCAGUCACACACAGACACACUGACCUCCUUCUUACCUCCUGGAGGCUGGUUGUUGGGGAAGCAGGGAUUCCUUCCUGCUUCCCAUGCUGCAAUUACCAGGGCCCCCGCCUGCCGCUUAGCUCCGCCCCAUCUUCCGGUAAGCCCCGCCCCCACAGCAAUAUAUAUAUAUAUUUUUUCAAUCCCGGCUGGCCAUGUGCGCGCUUAUCCCAUGGGACCCUUUGCGGCCGCACUGCUCGGGCCGGCCGGGAUUACAGGAGCCUGGCCAGUAAUGAAUAGGCCAGCCCCAGGUGCCGCGGCCCACCGGGAAAUUUCCCGGUAUCCCGGUGGGCCAGUCCGGCCCUGCUAAGAGUACAGCGCUGCAGAAUAUGUUGGUGUUCCAGGAAUCACUAUACUGAACGCCACAGCGUGGGGGUUUUAUAGUAGAGCUAUCUGGUGAUUUACAUCUACCAUGCAGCAGAGAAAGCACAGACAAUUGGAUAAUAAAUUGAUCAGCAUAUGUAAAAAAAAAACAAAUAUAUCAUUGCUAUAAUAACAUGUAGCUUCUCUAAAGGGUACAAACCAAAGAAAACCCACAAGCUGCCGGCUUUGCUAAAAGUUAAUAAAAAGUAAAAAAAUCCCCUUAAAAGACCACUAUAGUCACCUAGACCACUUCAUGCAAUGAAGUGGUUUGGGUGCCAGGUACCCCAGGUUUAAACCUUGCAGCUGUAAACAUAACAGUUUCAGAGAAACUGCUAUGUUUACAUUGCAGGGUUAAUCCAGCCUCAAGUGGCUGUCUCAUUGACAGCCGCUAGAGGCGCUUCCCCGACGCUCAAUGCGAAAAACGCUUUGAGCACGCAGAACGUCCAUAGGAAAGCAUUGAGUAAUGCUUUCCUAUGGGCGCUUUUGAUGCGUGUGUGGCUCUGGCUGCGUAUUCGGCUCCACUCGGGUGCUGACGUAGGAGGGGGAGGAGAGGGCUCUCUUGGCACUGGAUAAAGGCAAGUGGCUGAAGGGGUUUUAACCCCUUCAGCCCAGCGGGAGCGGGGCCCUGAGGGUGGGGGAACCUAAGGGCAGUAUAGUGCCAGGAAAAGAGUUUGUUUUCCUGGCACACUAGUGGUCCUUUAAUUGUUGUCAAAUAAUUGAUUUCCAACAUUUAGUGAGCUGCAGCCUAUUCACCUAUGCCAUUAGUAGAAAUAACUGCUAAUGACUUCUAACUACCCAUUGUACAGCGCUACGGAAUAUGGUGGUGCUAUAUAUAAUAAAAUUAUAAUAAUGGUGUUGAAGAUGUUUAAUGGCCAAUAUGCCAUCCAUCUUCUGGAAAUAAAGAUUCCAAAUUGGGACUGCCCCCCUGGAUGGAUCUUGAACUGCUGGGACACAUGCUGUAAAGUACUGUGCUAUUUUAUGGGAGCAAAAGGCAGGUAUAUAUAGGUCUAUCCCUCUCCUUCUUAGUGUGUGUGGCUGCGGGGCUCCUGGAUCGUAGCUUGUCAAAUCGGUCCCUGUGCCUGGAGAUCGGCCGCCUCUCCCGGGUACCAGGUCGCCUCUCAUGUUAGGUCAAUGGUCAGGCUGCGGUAUUUCUUGUCAGAUGGAUGUGGGUCUUGUGUCCAGAAGCUCUCAUUUGAUUCAGCAGUGAGUCACCUGCAUACAGGGCUGUAAAUAUCUCGAUUUUGGGCAGUGAGGGUUGAAAUUAGGUUCAGCUGUGUCAGAGCACUCAAACACGUCCUGCCAUCUUGGCUGCCAGGCCCCCGCCAUGUUUAAAUGUUUGAUGCUGUUUUCUCAUUAUAAUGUAAAUAAUUGGUGCCACCCUGUGGUUGAAUUAAAAAUGAACACACACUAUAACCUGAAUAAUAAUACAAAGCUUGGUACUCUAUGCACCAAAACCAAUACAAGCCAUUAAAGUGUUUAUGGUGCAGUGAGUCUGUUGUAGUCCAUUUUUGUGUUGAAAUUGCUCUUCUGCUGCACCUUGGUUGGUGCUAGAAUGAUGUUCCCCAUUACCCUGUCCUAAUUUAGGUUAAGAUUGUGUAUAAGCUCUGGAUAAAAAUGGUUUACGUGUAAUAGAUGCCCAUAUAACUGUUACAUGUAAAAGCAAUAAUUGUUCAAUGUAUUUGGGAGUUUAAGUACAAUACAUUUCCGGUUUCAUUCUGUGUGGUGCGCUGUAAUGGUUAUGGGACUUGUAGUUGUUUUUUGUUAACAGUGGUUAAUUGGCUUCUUAAAUUGCUUAGGUGGCAUGUUGAAUGAUCACAGAAGUAUGAAAACCAAUCUUCUCCCUCCCAUAGCAGCUAUCUUCCACAAAAUGAAUGAGGCUAUAAAUGGAUAGAUUAACUGCAUUCGAUUGCAUUAGUACACAGUCUUUCCAUAGGAUUAGGUCUGGUUUGGUGUUACGAUCUUCCACUUCCUACCACAUAGCCCCUUGUUACCUGUAUUCCACUGCUUGUACAGGUAGGCAUGGUUCUCUACUCCUUUUAUAUUUUUUUUUUUCCUCCUCUUCCUUUAUUCUCUUUCCAAUACCUAUGUCUUUCUUCCAUAACUAGUCAGUAUUACCUUUCUUGCAAUAUUCUCUUAUUGUCAUCAGUUUACCUUUGACUGUAGGGGUUUUCUCACUUAAUCUUAGCUCUUAAGUUAUUCUUUAGCAUCUUGUUUACUCAAUAGUUUUAUGAUCCUGGCUUUAGGCUAGAGCUAUAGUCUCUCUGGAUCUAUGGCUAUGGAACACCCACCGCUUCCCCUCCCCCAUUGCAGGUAUACCACCUGACCAUAUCCCCUUCCCUUCCACCUUGUGUCAGGGCUCCAUCCUGCCUUCCUCCGCUAAUUGUAAUGUCUUUAAAAAAAUAAAUAAUUACUUCUCCCCCCCAGUUCAGAUAGUGUGCAUGCGCUCUUCAUAAAUCUGUGAUUGGACUACGCAACGCCCCCUUGUAAUGUCAGGAGGGGGUGUGGAUGCCAGCGCCUAAAGCUUUGCCUGAUGCUGGCAAAUUCCAGCUAAAUCAAAUGCUUUUUUUGCAGCUUUUACUGUAAAUGCAUGGUGGGGGGAUUUAAGUAAUUGUGCUCAAUAGGGCAUAUCCCCCAGUCCAAUGGGUUGGAGUAACCCUUUUAAUGUCAGGAGGUAAAAUACAUCUUGGUGAAACACAUUUAUUCUAGGGAUUAAAGACAUUAAAUCAAAUAUUUAUUUGCUUUGCUGUUUUAUGAAAUGAAUAGAUAACUAUAGAUUUAACCUGAAAUGUAAGGACCUGAAAAAGAGAAAACCUGAAGAUAAAAUUGAUUCAAAUGAAUACUGUCCUAGAACAGGAGCAUAGACGCACCGACUGGGUUGAUUACCCCUCUCAAGACAAUGAAAUCCAUGAUUGUGAUAGGGAGGAAAUGUCAGACAUGUAGACGCUACACAGAUUUGGCAGACUGGCAGCCAGGAAACUAGUCUGGGAUGUCACUACGAAACCAACAAUGACUUAAAGAAAUCUGCAUUUUGUUUUUGUUUUGCUUAAAGGGUUACUCCAACCACCAUGACUACUUCUGCUUUCUGGAUUGGUCAUGGUCGUAGGAGUAUGGAUGUGUAGCGUUUCAUUUAGAAACACUGCACAUCCAGAGUAAUUGGAAUCUUUGUGCCAGGGGCAAGUUGCACCCAUAGCACAUGUGACAUUGGCAGCCCAGGCCAAUGUCAAUUCUGUGCAUAAAAUACAUCUGUGGUCAGCAUGACAUUGAGAGCCUGCAAGGGGGGUCUUGUGUGCCCCUCCCUACAACCCUCCCACAUCCCUUUUUGUUUUUUAAAUCCACUCCCUCUCUCCUCCCCUUGCCAAGACAAACCAUGUGCAUGUGCUCUGAACCAGCUCAAUAGUCUAAAGGCUUCUCUAAGAGAAGCCUUUGAUUGGACUGCUCGCUGCUGCCAAUUAAUUUCAGAUUGGUGUGUUGAAAAAAGGGCAGGGGGCUUCACUCAGCCCUGGAUAAAAGUAAAUUUAAACUUAUUUAAUGUUUUUAUUUUAUUUUACAGUGAUCUGGAGGGGGUGGAGGUCUACAGAAUAAUGCCCAGUAGGGCAUUAUUCAUUAUUUAAAGAAGGGAGUUAAUGUUCCUGAAACAUCAAUAGACUGCAAUUUUAACAAAACUGGCCAUAUGACAAAGUUUGUGGGGCAAAAAUUAAAACGAAUGCCAAAAAACAGUAUGCAGAUAGUAAUUACUACAUUCCCUGAAACCCCACAACUGACACUCUACAACUAUUGACUAUGUUGGCUCAAGGCUGACCCGAUCUCUACCUAUAUAACUAUUUUGAAGCCUCAUAAGUUUUUCCACAGUUGAGUUUGGUGUACUGACAGACUUAGAGAUUGUUCUGGUUUUUGUUUUUUUUUCCGCUGAUACUAAAUGCAUGGUAGAAGAUGAACUGGGUUUUAUUUGUUUAAUUAUUUAUCUUUUUUUUUUUUUUUUGGUUUAUUAUUAAGAAGGUAGAAGGCAUUUACUGAAUUCUCUGAACUGGGCUAUCUGCAGUUACUUUUUUGAAGUAUUUUGUUCACACUGUUAUCCAGUGAUUAAUGGGUCACAUUGCAUAUUUCAUAGGAAUAAUGCAAACACCAUAACCACGACAAGCCACUGUUGUGCUUAUGAAUCCAGGUGUGCCCUGUUGCUGUCCUAGUGUAAUUUGUUUAACCAUUUUAGAAUGGUUUGAGCACCUAUCUGGAUCCAAGUGAGCACUCUUUGCCUUAGCCCUUGGUUGAAUUUCUUUAAGAACAAUUUGAUUAGUUCUACUGAGCUAUGCAGGGCUGCACUCUGCCAGUAAACACCAAGGCUAAGCUAUAUAGCGUCAUCUGGCUUCUCCUGCGAGAGCAGGGGCACCCAUGUAAGUUAUUAAAUGGAUUGUGAUAACUCCAAUUUUGGUGUGCGGUUAGUGGAGAGCUCCUGAUCCUUCGUAGCAGCAAGCCCGGUGAGUGCUAUAGUAAUUUGAUGCUAAAGUCAUUGUAUAUGUAUAUAAAUAUUUGUUGCUAUGACAAUUUGAUUAGAAUUUUCCCUUCACACCACCCACUGUUUUAGAUUUUGUUUUCAUUUCAACACAUUAUCUUCUCCUUCACAAAUCCUUUUUCACACAUUACUCAUGUCCUUGUCCUUGUAUUAGUCUGAUCUUAUACACUUCCUAUUCACUGUGUACUUAGGGUCACUUGUUUUUUUAUUUUAUUUAUUUAUUUAUUUUUAUGUAAAAAAAAAAAAAAAAAUGUAUUUUCUGAACUGAGCCAAACUCCCAGAAUUCUAUAGGGGUGAUAGUCCCUUUGAUUGUUCCACAAAUUUCUUCUCCCCCCCCCCCACACACUUCUUUCUGUAUAAAUAAACACUGUAUUGUUUGUAGGACCAAUGCACUUCCUGCCAGCCCAGCUAAUUGCCGAGAAAUUUCCUACCCAGGAGUGGGGGGGGAAGUCAUGGAAUGCGGCCCCUCGAAAUAAUAUACAUGGGGAGGAGAAAUAAACGGACAUAAUGGUUCUUGUUCUUAGGUAGUCACGAUAAUCCCACAGCGUAGGGGAGGGUUAGUCUCAAUAUGUUUUACAUUUGUACGGUAAGCUUAUUACAGAGAUUAUUUUGUUACGUGUGAAAAAUAACUUCAUAGAUAAGGUGUGUUAGAAGGGUUCUCGGUAAAAAAAAGAAUUGAUGUAACAGAACUUUCAUUCUCUUUCUGAACAUUUAGCAAGCUCAUAGCAUCUUCAUCUUUUACAGAACCACAAAUCCUUUAACUACUUUGUUUCCCUGUGCCUGCCAAUUUUGGAUUGACUAAAGAAAAACACUAGAGUUGGUAAUUUUGUUUGGUUGGUUUCCUACCCCCCAUACUCAUAUAACAUAGCAUAUAUUGGGCAAUUAUCCUAAGCAGAGAGAGAUAGGUAGAUAACCUAAAGAGCAAUCCCCUGUAUCUCUAGUCUGCAACCUGCUUCUCGCAUAAACACCUUCCUGUUCUUAUCUAUUAUUCUCCCCCGUUUCCUCUGGUUUUCCUGAAGUGUUUAGGAAUGUCGGGGAGGGGACCUGAGCAGCGUCACUGUGCAUUUGGGGACACUCCUUCUCCGUAGGUCACAUCAUCUUUAUCCCCCCUAAUUCAGAAAUGCACCAGUAUACUUGUCUUCCUCUCUUUCGCCUCCCAAAAUCAUUGGAAAAAAUAUCUCAUUUUCCUCUCGUAAAAAGAAAAGGCUAUUCUGGAUUUGUGUCUGCCACAGAUGUUGCUCUUUUUUUUAUCCUCUUAAGACUUUAGUUUAAUACUGAAAGAGUUAAAAGAAUUAAAUUAUUUUUUUUGCCUGCACGUCUUUACCUUGCACCUCCUGUAUUGAUCUUCUCUUCUAGUAAGUACUUCACUUCUACUAUUUACUAUGAUUACCUUGUGACCUGUGGGAUGAGCAGGCAAAGAAUACUACAUGCUUGAAUUCUACAUAAAUUGGCAAAUAACUUGAAAGGGGAUGCAGGACUCUAUAUGAAGUGUUUUUGUAUGCAGUUUAUAAAUACUGCAUGCGAUUGAGUUCAGUACACUAAUUACUCUGUUCUUAAUCAUAAAUCUAUUUAUUCACAUCCUAAAAGACGAAGGCAAAUUGCAGCCUAGAAUGUCUGUGUACAUGUGUAAUGUGUGUAAAAAUGAUUUAAGUUUAUUUCGGCUGGUUUGGUAGAUGAGAUGGGCGUGCUGUUGUUUUCCUAAAUUGCCUGUUGUGAGUUUUAAAAGAAGAAUAGUGCCCUCUGCAAAGACAGGUGGGUGUGUGUACAAAUGUAAUUGUAUAGAGAAAAUCAUCUAUAGCUGUAGAAUUGAUGAACUUUAUUAUUUUUAUUUUUUUUGAUGAGGACUGAAUAUUAAAAUAUUAGACUUGGAUAUACUUAUUUACUAAUGUACCGGCAUAUCUCCUGAAAUAGCUUAUUUUUGAAAAAAAUUUGAGCGCUACUAUUUACAGUUUUUCCUAUAUCCUCUCCUUAGCAUCCUGUUCCUUAUCACCUUGCAGUUAAAAUAUUUCCCCUGUAUGUCUAAAGCCUGGCUUCAUCCUGAGCUGUCCUCACUAGCCCUCACAGCUCUCUAAACAAUACUUGUCAUCCAAUCCACACAUUCUGAUGCCUAUUAACCAAAGAACAAUACAUUCUUAAGUUAACUUUGGAGAAAAGUAAAUAUGACUUCUGGUGUAUGGUCAAGUGCAGCGAACUGACCUGAUGGUAUGUUAUUGGCUAUAUAUUCACCUGUUUGUUUAUUUAUUUUCAUUGUAAUCCAUAUAUUACAUGUUGAUGAAAUGGUUAUAGUGCCCAAAGUCUACAUGUACCGUCUUUCCUUUUAAGUGUAAAACCAUUUUAGAAUGAUUUUAACAAUUAAGUGUAGCCCUAAUCUGGCUUCCCUUCUUCUGCAGCUUCAAAUGUGAAAUCAUUUGCUUGAGCAACAGUGAUAGUCGGAGGGUGUCACUCAAUACUCAGCAUAUCAUGGGCGGCCAUAGCCUAUCAUAAGAUACAUAUAUGUGGGGAUGUCAAGGUAUACAAAUAAGGGAAGAUGGGGGUGCAGAGAGACACAGGUCAUGAUGGGGAAGGUGCCAACCUACAAAUAUAUCUGCCAUAUAAACUAGGUACACUUUGUACAGAGGAGUAAAUACCACUUUAUUCUGAUGCUGAAACACAGGCCUUGACACCAGCAUGCAGAUGUCCUGGAGAAACAUUAUUCUGUUUAGUACAUAGUUACCAAGCCGUGCCAGUCAUGUCAGAGGUGGGCAGGAACCAGGGUUUAGAACUGAAUCUGAAGCAAGUAGUUGCCAAAGAACAUAAAUAGCAGUUAAGUACGUUAUUUAACUCUUUGAUUAAUUAUGUAUUCAUAGCUUAACAGGCUAUAGUUCACCCUCACCAUAGAUAAGCACCCUGCUCCUUACCACCUUGCAGUGAAACUAUUACCCCUGUAUGUCUGAAGCUCAUCCUGAGAUGUUCUCAAUAUCCCUCACAGCUCCCUUAAUACUUGCCAGCCAAUCCACAUGUUCUAAUGCCUAUAACCCAGGGGUGCCAAAACGGUAGAUCCCCAGAUGUUUUAAAACUACAGCUUGCAUGAUGCUUUGUCAUUCUAAAGGCAUGCAAAGCAUCAUGGUAGUUGUAUUUCUACAACAUCUGUGGAUCUACCUUUUGGACACACCUGGUAUAAUCCAAAAACAAUACAUGAACAAGUUAAUUUUGGAUAAAAAUGAAUGACCUCUGUUGUCUGAUCAAGUGGAACAAACUGACCUAAUGGCAUGUUAUUGGCUAUAUAUUCACCUGUUGUUUGUUGUGUUAGAUUUCUUGGUAGUUAGCAUACAUGUGUUUUGGUUUUUGUGGAUAGGAUUUUGGCGAGCAAAAAAGAUUCAUAACAAAAUAAUUUUGACUUAAGACAUUUGCAUUGAGCCCCCUUUCACAUACUUUGUAGUACAUUGAAUAAACAGGAUUAAAGAUUCUUUUAGCCAACAAUCUUCCACUGCUUAAUUCAUAUUAAUGUUUUUCCUUUUCUUUUAGAAGGAACAUUUCAAUUGUCAGACCACACUCAUGGCACCUUGCCAAGCUAUCAGAGGUCCAUCCGGAUGUGGCCAGCAUGCAGUACCCCAUGGAUGCCUUCAGUUUGUCCUGGCACUCAGGCUGUGAAAACAGGUGUGUUUUAAAUAAAUAACAGAUUCUAAGAAAUCUAUUGAGACCGUUUAUUUAUUAGAGGGGGAGGGGAUGGUGGCUGUGAGAAUUAUAUAGAAGCACACUCGAGCAUUUAAUAUGUAUGAUAUGCAUUCUGUAUAGAAGAAUAACUGGGUUUUGUCUCUUUUUGUUGCAGUGAGCUUCCUAUGCAGUGGAAUCCUCUUUCCCGACACUGCAGCACAGACAAAAGUAGCUCUAUUGGUAGCAUGGAAAGUCUUGACCAGCCUGGACAAAAUUACUACGAAGGAACGCUAUCUCCCAUUGACCCUGGAAUGUACCAAAACAAAAGGGACUCUGCAUACAGUUCCUUCUCUGCAAGCUCCAAUGCUUCAGAUUAUACAGUGUCUGCAAAGACUGAAGAAUCAUCUCCUAUGGACUCUAUCUUACAAGGACUAGGAAAUUCCAAGCAAAGUGAUGGGAGAUAUCUGCACACAGGUCAAGGUACUGGAGAUCCUCAGGGGGAUCUUUCAAACCUAACUCUGGUUGAAAAUUCCCAGAGACCUUCAUCAUUCCCCUAUGAUGGAAACCAUUUGGCUGUUAUAAAAUCUCCUCAGCCACCUGUACGUAGGGAUAGUCUACGUGUUUCCAAAAAUCAGUUGAACCAUUGUGAAAAGAGGAGGGCUUCGGCUCCUGGUGACUCUUUGCAGAUGUCUGGAAGAUGGCAUUUGGAGAAUGAGCAACACAACAAUUUAGAAACUGGGCGAUGUAGGUGUGGCUUGGGACUUUGCACUGUACAUCUAAAGGAGAGCUUACGGUCUGACCAAUAUUACAUGCUGAGUUCACAAAGUGACAGAGCACCGCUAUGCAAUGACAAAACAGCUGUGAUUGACAAGGAUCAACAAAACCAUUGCACUAAGACCCAGCAGGGAGGGUCUGGGGAAAAUAAAGAGCAUCGGCUAUUUAACUGUAAUGAGGCAAGGGAAGGGAUACAAUGCACUGUUCAACAGGUGAAGGACACUUUGCCUAAUUUAAGUUGUCCACUUCGAAAGUCCUCUUCUAACACAGAACAUUCCAGUAUACAGACUGGGUUUGCAAGUGAUGUGUGGGAUAUGGCUCAAUCACAAGAAUGCAUUAGUUUUCCAAAAAGCCAGUGCAAUGGAGAAAGUCCCAAAGAAAACAUAUGCAAUAGCUUAAGGGAUUCCGAAAGCUCCCGGGCAGAUUCAUUGACCAUUUUGAACAGUUUUCAGAAGACUGAGGGUCAACAACGUGUUUCUUCAGAGACUUGUGUUAGAGAACCAAAUAAAAUAAGUAAUACGCAUCAAACUUUUCAACAACAACAUUCAACUGCAUUCUUAAGGCAACCCAACAAUUCAGACACUCCGCUAGAAGGGAGCCAAAAGCCAGAAGAAAGUCAAGUGCCAGCAAAGAAGCUGGGGUCCUCACGCCAUCGUUCAGCUCAAAUGAGAAGGCGAAGUGACAGAUUUGCCACAAACCUGAGAAAUGAGAUACAACGCAGAAAAGCUCAACUGCAGAAGAGCCAGGGGUCAGUGCUUCAUUGUGAGGAAGAACCAGUUGAGGAAAGAGCGGAGCCAACUGAAUGCCAAUCACCACCUCGGCCUGUUCCUCCUCCACCUCCUCCUAAGAACAAAUCACGGUUGUUGGAAAUUAAAAGAGCAAAUGCAGAACUUUUUAGGAAAUGUGCAGACAACACAAAUCUGGAACAAAAUAAACCUGCAGUAAAUGAAAACAUUGAAGUAUUAAAAAAGAAUCAUGGAAGGGAUUCCGUAAAUAAUGUAUUAAAUACAAGGGAAAUAGAUGUAACUCAAGAGAGAAAAUCAUUGAUCUCUAUAAGCCAGAACCAAAAUAACAUGCACUUAGCGAAUUCCACUGAAUGUAUUAACCAUGAUUCACUGACUCAUGAGCCUAAGCCAAAGACCAAUGAUCCUUCCAUUUCUAGUUUUAAGAGGGAAUCUCAACAGAGAGGAAGAAUGUUGUCCAGAUCAGAAAGUUUUUAUGAAGAACAGAUAAUUGUACCAAAUGAUGUCUCAGUUCAGAGUCCUAAAAGUCCUGAAAUACAGGACAAUGAACCAGGAAGCCUGGCAAAAUGGACCGCAACUGUGGCAAAUUGUAAUGCUUUCUCCAGAACCUCUCCAGUCCCAGAUGUAAAGGAUUCUAAUGAAGUGUGUAAGGUGGAUUCCUCCUACAAUAAUUGUAACAAAUCUGCAUUUGAAAAUCCAGCAAAUGUGUCUGAAGAUAGUAUUCAAUACAAUACUCGUAUAUCUUCCAGUCCAGAGGUCACAAGGAAUCGUCAUCCAUCAAACAGAGAGCUUCUACAUUCAGAGGGAACUACUAGGGAGGAUUGGAAAUUAGAUUCUUUGGGGAAUGUGGAUCAAGACCAGAGGUUCCAAGAAGUAAAGUCACAUAAAACUGGAAGACAAAGUGGUUGUCCCUCAAAUACGAUUUGGAAAUCUGUCAACCAAUCUCAGAAUUUUGAAGAUCACUCUUCCAUGCAGAUGCCAAAUAAUGGUCAAUGGGCCUGGUCCCCAGAACGUAAGCUGCAUCCUUAUGCCCAUUUGCCCAAGGGGGCCUCCCAAGAUAGUAUGUGUGUUGAAGGUAGUAUUCUUCCUAUCACAAGAAUCACAGAGGAGCCUGUUUUAAUGCCGUUUGCUGAUCGAAGGAGGUUUUUUGAAGAUAAUAGUAAGCCCCCCAUGUCUUCUCACAUUUCUAUCAACUUGAAACCAAAUAAAGAAAUUUUUUGUCCAAGCUUACCGGAUCAACCUGUUUCUCAGAUGAUUUCUGAUCUUAGGAGACAUUCUAUAGACCAUACCUACCAUCCAUCCUCUCCUAGCAGACAGAACAAUUCCAUAUAUUCUGAAUAUUGUGUAAAUCAUCCUGUUGAUCCACCAUUGUGCUGUAGUCAAGGAGGACAUUCAUCUGAAUAUAUUCACCCAAUGGCAUAUGGAUGUCGGGUACAUGAAACUUGUAUGUACUGUUCUAGUGACCUCUACCCAGCCUUGCUUAAAAGAAACAUACCAGCAGGCCACCACACUUGUCAUUGCCGUCACCACCACCGUCACCAUCACCAAUGGUCAAGAUGCGGUGAUUGUUUAUGUCCUUCCCAACAUAGCACAAUGGAUGAUGGCAGCUCCAUGCAUGGUGACCCAUGGCAUAUGAGAAAGCCUUUGUUGCAGGUGAGACAUGGUUAUAUUUUCUUUUAUACUUUUGUAGUGCAGAGCAGAGUUUGUACUAAGUUAGCAUUGGGUACGUUAUAUAUUUAUUUUAAUAUUUCUUACACACAGGAAUUACAAUCUGGAAAUUACAAAGUCAAAAUUGCAUCUCAUAGCUAACAAUUUGAUAUGUUUUGAUGUUUACUUUAAAAUGAUUUUAAAUCUGUCUAUUUCCGAACGUUUCAUCCAAUAUAACUUUAUAACCUAUAAAAUCAAACCCAAACAAUUCCCACCUUCAUUUUAACAGUACAGCCUUUCCAGUUCCACUUGUUCACAAACCAUAUGUUUUAACCAUACUUACAACUUCUCUAUGCUGAGAAUAAAACCAGUGGCUAAUGUCAUUCUAUAAAAUAGAAACUGAUAGGAGUUAAAUACUGACAUUGGGAGCUGGCUAACAACAAUGUUUAUAGUUCAGGAAAAGUCUUGACAAUCAUUUGUGUUCAUUUUUUGUUUUGUCUGAUUCUUUCUUUGUUUGUUUUUUCUCCUCUGUCUCUCUGUGGAAUGUUGGAUUCAGGAUGUGUCAAUGAAGGAAUGGAACCAACCACUGAAAAUCAACAGGAAAUGCAGCCAGUCUGUGAGGUGAGAAGUUUGGUCGUGUGUGAGUUGUUAUUGCAAGAUCCGAUGGGGUGGGGGCAAAGGGGAACAUUUUACUUUGUGCUUAACUAAUUCCCAGCUAAAUGCCUGUUAACUUACCUGGCACGUUUUCUAAAAUCCCUUAAAUGUGGAUAUUGUUGUGUGUCCACAAUGAUAACCUGGGCAUAGCUAGAGAGCACACCAAUCCCUACACACCCUGUCAUUUGCAUGAGAGAAUUGGUGAACAUGCUGGUCAUAUAUGUGCAUGCUAACUAUUUAUUCUUUUAGCUAGAUUAGACACUUGCUCAUGCAAUUAGGAGCUGCCAACAGAAUAAAGUGGACUGCCAUCAUUCAUCUGCCAUUUAGUAAUAACAAUGCUGUGCAAAGUUUUUAUAGGAUAUGUACAAUUGUAUAAAUCCAUGUAAUUGUCUCAAAACCUCUUCUUAGAUUUCUUUAUGCAUAUAGGGUGGGUUACACAUGUGCAACUCCCAGUACUCAAAGGUCUAUAUUUGAUGGCCUGCAGCUGUCCAUUAUAUUAACACCCAUAAGGCACUACUAGUCUGUAAGCAGACAGGUCCAGAACCCUACAAAGAAAGGAGGAUUUUAUCGGUAAGGGAGGGAGGAGUAAUGAAGAAGCAGAAUAAGAAGAUAUAGCAAAAAGAGAAUGAUGUCUGCUAAUAUAGAGGAGUUGGGGCACAGGGAAAUGUAAAUUAAUAUGUUGAGGGGAAAAAAAUAGUACUGCAGGUGAGAGCAGGGAAUUCCUCCUAUAGUUCUCAACAAUGUGCUGUAGUUCUGUAAUUAUGCUUUUAGUGAGUAUCCCUUAAUUUGCCCGAGAAAUAAAGGAAUGUCAAUGAAGGCUGUAAGUGAGGUGCACCCUGAUCCCAAGCAGGGUCAGUCUAGUAUAGUGUACGAAGUAAUGGGGAUAAGUUUACAUGCAUAACCCUGGCGGCUCACACAACCACACACUUUUCACCUAAGUGACAAAAAUAAGAAUCACAUUUGUGUAAAUACUACAGUGUGUGUAAAUAAGACCCACCAAAUGUGUAAUGCUAUAUAGCACAAGUGGGUAUUGAUGUAUCCCAAUUUUAAUGUAGAGACCCCUUCCCACUCCAGACCUGAUGAUGAAGUCACCUUCAGUUUUAUUAUUUGAGAAUAGGUAUCACCGCUCAGAUUGUAAAAUGUUCCUACGAGGUAGAAAACUAUGGGACAGCCAAAAGCAAUGUGUUUGUUUUCUUCAUUUCAACAGCAAACAGAUGAGAUCUUGGCUUUUAACGUCAUAAAUGAAAAGAUACACAUCAGCACGAAAAUAUAUUUCAUAUAUAAAUGCGUUUUUUUAUAUGUAAAUAUAUAGGCGGGGUGGGGGGAAGGAUCUAGUACAUUUCUCAAAUGGUUGAUUAAAUGGAAAUCAGUUUGUAAUGUGCUAAAGUAUGAGUUGCCAUUUGGAAUUGGUAAACAUAUGGAUAUUGCUGUAAUGUCAAACAAAUUUUAGGAAGAAUUUGUGUAGCAAAGUGGGACAAACUUCCUGUGCGACCUCGGAAUGACCUUUUCUAAGGUUCUUUUAUUACCUUAUAAGGUCUGCCCUUUGUAAUACUAGGGGAAAUGAUUUUAGACUUGCUUCCUUCUCAUUUCUGAUUCUUUAGUUCAAGGUUUACAAAACGUUUGUCCUCCAGCUGCUUUUAGACAGCUCGGGUUUUAUUGGUAUCUCGGUGAUCAUCUUAACGGAAAGAAAAUAUCAACUAAAUAUUAAAAUAUGUAGUUGGGCUUUUGAUAUCCUUGUAAUUAGGGAUGCACCGAAACCGAAAAUUCAGGAUGCCCUUGGCCGAAAACCUAAAAUGACACUUUUCCCCUAAAUUAUUUUAAAAUAUAUUUUUUUAUAUAAUUUUAUUAAUAUUAGACUUUUUAAUUGUCAGUAACUCACAGUAAAUUUCAUAUUUUAGACCAUAAAACUAAACUAGAAAAAAAAAAAAAUUGUUUUCAGUUUGGCUAAUUUGGCCUAAAAUAAUAAAAUCAGUUUAACUUCACUUUCACUUCCUCACAAUUGACAGCUAAGUAAUAACCCUGAAUUUAUUUCUAGGUCAAAGAGGUAGCUGUUGUAAAACUGCAACUCCCAUGAUGCUCUGUGAGCCUAAAGGGGGAGAAAGCAUGAUGGGAUUUGUAGUUAUCCAGCACCUGCUGCUGCAGGUUCUACAUGUGCUGUCCAGGUUCGGCCCUCUCACCCCCACUAUUGCUGCUCCCCUACUCCAGGCCAGCAGGUGUUUUCUCCCUCCAGUGGAGGUUGCGGCUGCUGGCGAUGUUCGGUGGGGUGGUCACCCAGUGGUGGGACUGCCUUCCCCCGACACCUGCCAGAAAGCGUGCUGCAACACAGUGGUUGCAAACACUAGAGAACACGGCUUAUGGCUUUAUGGCUGUAUCAGUUCUACUUCCGUGCGCUACUUUUUCUGGUGUUUAUAACUCCUGUGCACUGCAUGUUUGACGGUCAAAUAAGUAAAAAAAAAAAAAAAUAUAUAUAUAUAUAUAUAUAUAUAUAUAUAUAUAUAUAUAUAUAUAUAUAAAAAAUGUACAUGGCAGCUCACUGUGCUGGGUUUCUUAUUGUGGCAUCACAUGUGGGUCCCGAUGUCUGGUCCUCUGCUGCUAGCCUGAAGCUGGGCUAAAAGAAGAAAUCAAUAACCUGCCCUGGAAAUUUUGACUUGUCCUUUUAGUUCCAUAUCUGUCUUUGGGUCCAGUGAAAAUGUUAAAUAUAAGUUUUCGAACUGGUCCUUUUUAUUGAAUUGUGUAUACAGGCUGUUUGACCCAUUCCCGACUGCUGUAUUGAUGUGAAAAGGAUAAAAAAUAAACUGUAACCCAUUAUAACUAUAUCAUGCUGUCGAGACUGUAUAUUAAUCCAUAAACCAAAACAACAUCAACUUCUACAAUAAAUAUGACCAGAUCAGCAUGUAAAAUACCGAAUUACUGGACAAUGUAAAAACCAGAAAUAUUGAGACAUGAUUGUUCUAUUUCUCUUAUAUCAGUUAUCUGCUUCAUGUUUCAUGUACAAAUUGAUCAGUAUGGCUAGUUCGUUGUAGAACUGCAUGAUAAGUCAGAGAUACAUUUGAAAACUGGAAGUAACACAUUCAUUGACGUUGUUAUGGGCCAGGUGUGUCCGAGACAUGGCAUACCUUCAGGGAUUAAAUUUACACAGUUGCCCUGGCUACCCUGCUCUCUGCCGCUACAGUAAGAGGAAGGUUGUGCUUGGCUGCUGGUGUUGGGCAGAGAGUAUCUGCUAACGCUCUCAUGCUAUCACUGUCUGCUCAUUGAGAAAAAUAGUACCAUUUCUCUGAAAGUUUCUCAAAAUCCGUAAGUAUGCAUAAAUAUCUACACGUCCAGUGUGUUCAUUGACCAUCAGUGUUCUAUUCUCCAGAUGGUACAUAGUAUACAUUACAUCAUUACAAUACGUACUUCUAUUUGCCUAACUAUAUUGGGUCUACCUAUUGUGAAUGUCACCUUGGUUUAUUUAACUAUUCUCCAGAAUAGCCUAAGGCAGAUCCCAAGCAUUCUUGUAUUCCCAGUAGACCAAGGUAAGGAACUAAGGAACUGACAAACUGCUCAGCUGGAGAAGGCCUUUGUGAAGAGAGCUGAAUUUCAGAUAGAAAAUUUUGGCUGAAAUUAUGGCUACUGCCAGGCCUGUAAUGAUUGAAUUGCAGUCCUUAAGCAUGGUUUGAUUUAAAGCCAAUGCUCUCCAGUUCAAAUACGGCAGCCUGAAAUCCACAUAUCUGAAAUAAGAUACCCAAUUAAAGACUUUGUGGGAGAAAGACUAUUUGGACUCAAAACUUUUAGGCAGGCUUAGCCACAUCCACUUAAUCGACCUUUAAAAUUAGAAGUUUUAGGUAAGGAUCCCAAGUUUUUUUUUUUUUUUUAUGUGGAAAUUAUAAAUCGGAUAGGCCUAUGCUUUAAUACAUUCAGCUCAGCACUGCUAAUUUUUGUAUAGAUUGACAAAUUCUGAUCCUUGCAUCUGUGUGUAGAAAUGCUGUUUGAAAAAAGUCACAAUAGGAUCUAUUUUUUCGCUAAAUAAAUAAAUCUUAUUGUUGGAAUCCAUGUCUAUGUCCUGUGAUCCCUUGAUCUAGAAUAUUUGUCCAUUAAAUUAUGCACAUAGUUCUAAUUUUUUUUUGGUCACAAAUUGUGUAUUUGGUGAAAACUUGUUAUUCCUUCACCUUGCCUUUGUACCAUCUAGAUUUCAAUGCUUUUCUUCAUUUUGUCACUAGACCACUGUAAGUGUGUUUCAGUUAACUGUAUCACAUAUGUUAUGCCCAUUACAAUCAAAGCAAGACGUCUUUCCUGCCCAAAAUAUGCCUGCCAGAUUAUAGGUCUGCUACAAAGUAAUACACUUGGAAAUGCCGACCUAUGAUAGCUAAUAAUUAAAUGUGUGCAGUUCCUUUUGUAGCUUUUGAGGCGGGUUUUUUUUUUUUUUAAGAAAGUACAUCCCAUAAUGUGUCAUUAGGUCUUUUGCCCCCCCUGCAUUCAUAGACUUUAUACGAAGGCUGGUAUUGUACUAUAGACAUGUAACUAGCAUUGUCUCAGGUCUGUGUGUAAUUGUCUGGGUUUCACAUAAAUAUUUCCACUCUCCAGCUAACUCCUUUUGAUUUGAAGUUCCUGGUAGAGGGUGUGAUCGGCUCAGACACACUCGCCCUCCCUUCCCUGCCGGUGACAGGAAAAUAAUGUUUCCAUGAGUCAGAUUGCUUAGAAUAGGAGAGCUGAGACUUAAAGAAUACAGUCUGAGAACUUAAAGCAUUUCAAGGUUAUCAAGUCUGUAACCUGUAGCCUGUAUUAUGUGUUUAUAUACCCUGCUUAUGCCAUGAGUAGCUCCAGUCGCAUUAAAAUAAAUUAAAAAUAAACAAAAAACAACAACAAAAAAAUACCACCCUGCUUGCGUACCAUGUUAUGUAUGUUUAUAAAACAUAAUACAAAAGGGAAUCUUCCAGGACUUCGGCAAAGAGUUGAGGCAGGUUGAAUGAUGCUAAGUGAGGUAUCCCAGAUUUUGUCCCAGUGACGAGUUAUAAAAUAUCAGAACUCUGUUUAAAGAAUGCAACAUUUCUAUAUGCUCUCUCCAAAACAUCUUUUUAAAUUGUGUGCACAUUUUAUAUGCUGUCUGAUUCAUUAAAGGACUGCCACUUAACAUUUAUAAAAAAAAUAAAAAAAAAAUAAACAAGAAACAAAGUUUGACAAAAGAAUGCCAAAUAUAUAUAUAUAUAUAUAUAUAUAUAUAUAUAUAUAUAUAUAUAUAUAUAUAUAUAUUAUUCAUAUUUCUUUUUUUUUUUUUAUUGUUUUUUUUUUUUACUUGCACUGCUUAUGAAAUAAAAAAAUAUCCUCUUGAUAUGAGGAUAAAAUGCCGCACACUUUAUAUGAGGGGCUUCCUGGUAUCGGUGUGAUGGACACCGUUUGUACUAGUUGCUCAUUGCUUCAUACAAGGAUAGAACAUUAUUUUACUUAUAAUUAAUAGGAUUCCAGCUAGAGAGAAGUGAGUCAAUACAAAUGUAGGGCACAACAAGAAAAAAGGCCGGUAUUCAUUAAAACAUACAUGUGAACAUGCUCUAAAUACUGAAUCUAUUGUUUUUAUUUCAUAGUUCGAUUAAAGUUUUUUUUUUAAAUUUUUUUUAUUCUAUUGAGUAUUUGAGGUUUAUGUAAUUCCAAACCUGCUUUGUGAUUAGAGGUCAACGUAGUACAAACCUAAACUGUACAGGAAAUCAAAUUAAACUAAUUUCCUUAAUUUAUAUUUAUGCAAGUGUUCCGAUACGAACAUUGUAGCUGCAGGACAUUUGCUACUAUACCUGGUUUCCUGGUGAGUUAUAACAAAAUAGUAUUUGUAGAAUCUGAAUGGGAUAACUUUCAAUAUUUGGCCUUUCAAUCAUGCAUUGCUGUUUUUUAAUAUCUGGCUGUAUGUCUUUAAAAACAUUAUAUACAGUUUAUGAACGGCUUCUUAGACAUGUAAUUCUCAUUGUCGUCUCUCUCUUACAGUGAAUUAUGUCACUAUAACCCUGGAUUCCAUCAUUCUGGCCCAUUCAGACCUUGUUGCGAAGGUAGUGACCAAGACUGGCCCCAGUAUCACCGGACUGUGUCAUCCUGCGACCUCUCCUGUGAUUAUUCCCCCCGACAAGUGGAGCUGCCAUCUUUUCAGGAAGGGCCUCCAGACCCUGGAUUAGCUCGUGGUAGGACAUAUUCUGUGAGUCAGCUUAAUUUAGAGUCUGUAAGAGAAAGAAGAGAUAAUUCCCUAGCAAAGGUUGAAGAAAGAGACCCACCUGCUCCAACAAAGAAGAAAGGGCCACCUCGCCCACCUCCUCCAAACUGGGAAAAAUACAAGGAGCGUCGGGCUUCUCACCAACUUGCCAGCCCUGGCCUACCUGAUUCUAGCGAAAAGGCCAGUGUGUCAUGUCAUAACCAAGCGGUGGAAGCUGCAAGGCAGCGUUCUCAAAGUCUUCCUAUGAACCAAGGAUUUAAAAAAAUGACUGAGGCUUUCUCACCUCCCUCUUGUGAAGAGCUUCAGAGUGGAGAUCGUGUUUACAAACUUUCAGAGUUUAGCCCAGACACACAAGGCUCUCAAGAUUUUACUACCUCUGUUUCUCCAUGCCUUGAUAGUGCAAGGUAGGUUGUGCUCUUAUUACCUGGACUUCUGUUACAGUUACUUGUUUGUGAAACUGACAUUUUGGUAAAAAGAGCUUUUAUUUAUAACCCACUUAAAACCAGUUGAAAUAAUUAUGCAAACGUUAUUGGACUUGUGCACCAACACAACUCUUACACAUUUGUAGUCUCCCCACCCACCCCCAGAUAAUUGACUGUAAAUAUCAGUGCUUCCAAUAUCCCAUUUUUUCACUUUCUAAAAUCUUCAUUUUUGCUGGUUCCUAUACAGAUGUGCAUAUUUUUCUGUCCUAAUGUAAGGUGUCCAAUAACACAAAUGUACAAGUCCUCAACAUAGCAAAGGAUUGGUGGUGGUGUAGUUUAACUAACAGCUUCCAUAAGUAGAAAGUUGAUUAUCUGAAAUACAAGUUCUGCUAAUCCCUGAUCUAAGCACAAAUGUAGCUGUACAUAGUGAUCUUUAAAAUCUUUUAAUCACCCCAUCUCCCAUACACUUGUAACCCUUGCAAAGCUGGAUUUAACAUACCCUACAGUUUGCUCUAUAGAACUGUAGAUGAGAUUGUCCAUGCUACGUUUUGGAGUGGAUCAAAUGUGUGCAGGAAGAUGAAACUUUAAAACUCAUCAUUUUAUUUUAUUUUUUUAUAUUAGUUUUUGAAUACUUUGUAUACUAGUGGUUCCUACCCCAGUUAUGAAGACAUGACGACACAGGCUUUGUUUGUAUCAACAAUGGAACAGAAUUGGGAAAUUGCCAAAAUCCUGUACUAUUGUUGUGCCUUGAGGGCAGGUUUUUAAACCACCAGACUGUAGAAUGCAUCACGUAACAAACAAUAGGUUAAUAACAACCUUUAAAUAUUGCUAUUUUAGCCUCUCCCGCCAUACCAUUUGCAUAAAGUAAAAAGUGCCAAAUAUGAACGCUGUAGUCAUUGUGCACACAUCUCCUCUGCUCCCAAAUUAUGUGGGCAACAUUCCUCAAUAUUCUGAGUGCUGAUUGUAAAACUCUGUCCUCUCCAUUAGAAUAGGGGCAUUCACAGUUGUGACUAUCUUUGAUUCGGUCACUGUCACAAUUUUGGGGCACUUGUUCCAAUAAAUCUGGGACAAUACAGGCAGUAUGUGAUUGGUUCACUAUAAGUUGGUUAAACGGUCUCCGUUAACUGGAAACAUCCCUAAAGGAACAGAUAGAUGCACAGACUGAGGCAAUUUGUGCUCCCAUUGUUUUUGUUUUUGUCACUGAACCUUUCCUCUCACACGAUUCACUGUAACAGCAAUCCUAUGUAUGAACACCAAGUACAGUCAGUCAUCUUCAACACUUGAGCUUAUGGUUGCUUAAUUAAACCAAAAAAUUGCACUGUGAUCACUUGUUACACCCUUAAAACACAUGCAAUAAUGUGCAACAUUGUUACUUGGUACCAAGCACAUUUACAUCAUGAAAUUCCUGGCACUCUGUCACAAAGGGUUUAUGCCUGUUAAUUACUAAAGUGUGCUUGAAUUUUGGAAGUGUCACAUCCCUAAAAAGUCUCUCUCUUUUUUUAUAUAUAUUUUCAAUAUGUUUAAUUAUUUUUUAAUUCAUUGAGGGAAAAUGACAUAUUUUUUCAUGUAUACACAGGCUUAUUCUGCAUCACUCAGGCAAGAUCCCAUCUUACCCCACCAAUUUGUAACACACACGGCUCGCUGUUCUCAUCAGGCAUGCUUGUUUCCAUGUCCGCCCCCGUGCUACUGGUUUAAAUAAUUCUGUGUCUUUCUUGCUCACACCCAGUAGCCCACACAUUACAAGCUUUUAAGGAAGUAUAGCACAUUGUGCAGUUUUUUGAUCACAGGACCCUUCUGGCUGAUAAAUAUGGCGUUGACAACACCCCACACAAAUAACCUUGCAAUGAAUUUAGUAACGAAUAAAACUUUGUAACUUGGAAUCCUUAUUUAAAAUGGAUGUUUAGGAAAAGUAGGCACAGUAAAGAUACACUGAACAAAUACACUGCUGUUUGAUAAGGUAGCUGUGAGAUAUAUUUGAGUCUUGUUACUGCUAUUCCUGUGUAAGAAAUGCAUAAUGUCUAUUUUGUUAAAGGAACAAUAUAGGGUCAGGAAUACAAACGUGUAUUCCUGACACAAUAGUUGUAAAAAUCCAUGCCACGGUGCCGAUCCUCCCCUUGCCACCCCCUUUAAGGAAAGCAUUGGAUUGGCUGAGAUAGUCCAUUCUGAUGAUCUCAGCCAAGGGUGUGGGGGCAAAGCCGAACACAGUCAUGGCCAAGAGAGUAGGUAUUUGGGAAAUAUGAUGGUGGGGUGGGAGGGAAGGCACUGUGCAGACUGUGAUGGUGAAGUGGGAGGGAAGGCACUGUGCGUAAUAUGAUGAUGAUGAUUGUGGUGGGAGGGAAAGCAGUGUGGAGAAACUGGUGGCAUGGCUGAACAGGAAGGCACUGUGGAGAAUACAGAUAGAAGGUGUUAAAUAAAAACAGAAACAAAGGUUCUUGCUUAAGCUUUAAAAUUGAUUUUAAUAUUUUUGAAUAAACGUUUUAAAAUGAUGUAAUAUGAAAACGUUAAUUUGUUUUAAUAUUUUUGAUGGUUUUUGUCAUGUUCUACUUUUCAUAUAUUUUUUGAUAUUUUAAUAUUUAAAAAAAUAUAUAUUUUAAAAGUUUAUGCAAAAAUAUUAAAUUAUUUGAAAAGUUUUUAUCAAACAAUAUUAACUUGAGGCUUUGGUGCCAUGUACGUUUUCUAAAUCUUUCGACAUGUUGCUUGGUAUAGUUUUCUGACUGUAAAAUCAUGUAUAUUUUGUGCUAUAGUUUUUAGAUCAAUUUGUUUUACUUUUGGCAGGUUGGAUCCACAUUCCUCAUGCCUAGUGUCACCUGACCGAUUGCAAGGUAGAACGUUGAUAGGUCAUACUUUACCUUCAGAGUCCAUUUCUUCCCUUUGCAACCAAGAAUGUGUUCUGGAUGAAGAUGCAAUGAAUGCAAAGAGGCUGGAUUCAACUGUUGAGGGAGAUGCAGAGGAUAGUGACUUUCAUUCUGAGGAUGCAUCUAUCAAACCUGUUCCCACAGAUAUUUCUGGAAGAGAACAAGUAUCUUUAUUAGAUGACUUUCAGGGCAGCUACCGCCACUUUGAAGAUGAAUGGUCGACCGACAGGGAGUCUGAAAUUUCCAUUCCAGACAGGUAUGUUUAUUUUACAGAAGACUGUAAUUGUGUUGGGCUGGAUAUGUAUGGAUUCUUGUGUAGCUAUAUUAAAGUGAUUCUGUAACUUCUGAGUGUUUCAUAAAGAUCUAAUCUUUAGAAAAAAGGGGAGUUAGGGGAGGGUGGUACACCCGUAAUAUGCAUUUUUAAACCGUGGUGCUGCUGUAAAUGCCACAAUGUAUACAAUAUACAGAUUGAGUAACCGUGCAUGCAUAAAAAUACAGUUUUAUAUUUUACAAGAUUACUUAAGUCACUUAUUUUGGCAAACAAACCUGGAGAUUCAGUGAAGUACACCACAGUACCCCAAUAUCUGUUGGUGCAACACUAAUUGUAAAAUCGCUGUUGUAAGAACAUUGUGAAUAUGCACGUUCCAAGUGUGCCCCCAAUUCCCUUUUUUUCCAUGUACGGGCAAAAGCUUUGAGACUUGAGCAAGGACUAACCGAAAGGCAAGCUACUUAGUUUCUCUAGCAUGUUUUUGCUCAUUUGUGCCAUUACAUAGAGAGCCUGUACAAUUGGCAUAUCAGACUGAUCCAAAACCAGAUUCCUUUUGGGUUGAGCACCCCGACCACUGCUUCAGGGGCCCCUUUUGGAGGUGACCACAUGGAAGUAUAAAUUUGAGGUGGUUUUGGUUAGCAAUGUCACUUUAAUGAUAUUUUUAUUUGAUAUAGACCAGAUACAUGAUCUGCAUAAAAUCACAAUCCCUUUAAUUAUAUAGUAGUUGCACUGUAAUUAUUUUAAUUUUGUUUUUGAUCAUGUUAAUGUUGCAUGAUAUGUAUUUAUAUUCACAAUGUUCUUACAACAGAUUAAUUAAAUCUACUUUAGUUCAUUUAACUGUAGAACUAUUUAAUUUGACUUGUGUUAAAAUUAAAAGUCAGAAAGGAGACUCCCACCCCACUGCAUCUAUAGUAAUAAUAUUUCAACUGGUAUUCCACCCAAAGAAAGGGUGGAGGAAAAAAAGGACACUAUUUUAAACCCCUAAAACAUAAGCAGAGUUUUAAUGUAAUGGGUAUAAACAACCCAGAUAACAGUUUCAACAUUCACAGGAAAAGGGAAAAAAAAACGUCUUUGUCCAUGGUGUUUCCUUAGGAGGUUCCACUAUUCUUAAUAUUUAAAAGACCUGUUGCGGUUUUAGUGCAUUUAUUAGGCCUUUUGCCAUUUUAGGUUACAUUCAUUAAAGGGAUACUGUAGUGCCAGGAAUACAAAGCUGUAUUCCUGGCACUUGCUCUCUCUGCCUCUCCCCUCCCUCGUGCCCCUCUCCCCAGUAAAUAAAGGGUCAAAAACCCUUUAUUUACUUGCCUAAAGUCAUAGCUCCGGCCCCUCCUCCGCCCCGCGAUGAGUGGGGUCUAAGGUGCAUGCGCAGCAAAUGCCGCGCGCGCAUUAGACCUCCCCAUAGGAAAGCGUUGAUUCAAUGCAGAGCGUGAGGGUGUCCAGCGUCACAUAACCAACCAAAAGUCUGUUAUGAUUCCGGUAGACAGCCACUGAGGGCAGACUUAGCUCUGCAAUGUAAACAGUGCCGUUUCUAUGGAACUGCAAUGUUUUACAUUGCAGCACUAGAUUCAAAAGGGACACAGCACCUAGACCACUUCAAUGAGCUGAAGUGGUCUGGGGUCCUACAGUGUCCCUUUAAAUGUGGAUAAUGCUGAUGUUGCUUAGAUGAAGCACUGUACUCUGUGUGUUUCCCUUUGAUACUCCAUUUACAAUUUGAUUGGUUUAUGGCUGUAUCCACAAUAAAUACUUAUAAAUAUUGAGAUGACUGUUCUCCAGAAAUGUAAAAGAAGUCCAGAUCUACACAGCAGAACUCCAUCUGAAACGCAGAGAAUAUUUGGGUCCCUAGAUCUUCUUCCUCAUUCCUAUUUAUCUAUAUGUAUUUCCACUGAGGGUAGACUAGCCAUUUUCUAAAGUUCAAAGGCAUUCAGCCAGUGAAUGUUGUCCAAAUAGGAUCAAACUUGACAUUGCUGAAAUGAACGAGAGCUUCCUCUUUCUCGAUAUUGAGAAGUCAAAGGCACCCAGGGGACAUGGGUGAGUGUAAAACGUUCGAAAACAGUUUGCAUAUUGUGGGCUUGCACCAAGUUGCACUUGGCAUCAUAACCACCACAGUGAUCUGUAGUGGUUAUUGUGCUUAACGUAAACUGCCUCUUGAAUAAUAAUAGCAAGCUCUUGUAUAUUGACAAAAUAUGUAAACAUAAAAAUAAUUGUCAGUUUUAUUUUUGUUUUAUAGUAUAUUCAUUUAAAAAAAAAAAGUGAUCACAUCUGAUGACAUGUAAUGUACGUGACAUAAUUUUGAAUAUUUAAAGUUAUUUAUAGAUCUAUGAGCUAGAGAUUGAAUUUGAUCAUAUUUAAAUUAAUGUCCUAUGCGUGAUCUCUUCAGGUAAAUGAUGCUUUUCUUGUCGUUCAUUACUUGUAAACGUAAGAUUCAAGGGCAUAAACUAAUUGUCUGAUGUUUUAUAUCUAUAACAGAUAUGAGUUCCAACCCAUCUCACCACCACCACUGUGUGGUGCAGUAAGUCCUACCUCCUGUGCUGCUUACUAUAACACAUCUGCAGCCAAAGCAGAGUUGUUGAAUAAAAUGAAGGAUCUCACGGAAGUGCAAGAAGAAGGCGAUAAAGCCACUGGAGUGGUGGAGGAAGAGGAGGAGCUGACAGUAAAAAAGGUAUGUGAAAGUAGCAUUUAGAUGCCUGCCUCUUAAAGGGACAUUCUUGUGACACUUUAAUUUAUUACAUUUUUUUCUCAUAAGGGAAGUGGGCUCUGCCUUUUGGGGGCAGUCCUCUAGAUAUAAGGGAAUAAAGUUGGGACAGUUAGACAGAACCUGAUAAUCGUGACUCUCCUACUAAUAUUGGGUAUACUGGGAGGGAUGUGUUUCCAUUUCUAUUUAAAUCUUUUCUGGCUAUUGAUAAAGACCUAUAGUAACUGGAUAGUGAUAUUGCUUGAACAAAAAAAAAAAAAAAAAUAUAUAUAUAUAUAUAUAUUUUGAUAUACACACACGAUACCAGUAGAGAGCACUCAGGAGUCUUUCAAGGUAAAUUUCAUCUGUUGCUUUAUUGAGCAAUUACAAAUUCACACAACGUUUCAGUCUGUAAAAUACUUUUUUUAAAGACAAUUGUGUAUGUGAGAUGGAUACCUUUUAUAUACACAAAAUGCAGUGAUCCUAUUUUGGGGAUGAACACGUGACAUGUAACAACGAAUCAGAGUGAUGUCAUUAAUGACGUAAACAUGUUUGAAUUACGUAAUAAAUUGAAGUUAACCCUAUGUGUAACUGGUAUGUGAAACAUACUCUCGUGUAGAUAAGCCAGAAAGUAAUAAAAGAUAAAAAACUGUAAAAAUAAAGUAUAUACAUAUGUUUCAACCCUAACCAAGGGAACAUAGAUACAUAGUACAUAUCGUCAUUCGCUAAAUAUUAACUCCGUUAUAUAGCAAAAUAUUGUCAGUGCAAUUUUGAAGCAUUAUACGAUAUGGACUACUUCCAUCAUGGAGUUACGGCAAAUAACUGUAUUAUAUUAAUGCAUUCUGUAAAACAUAGCUCAAUCAUAUAUUAUCGUCUAGGUAAAAAACAAUAUAAUGAGUUCUUCUCUUUUAAACCAGAUGGUGAUAAUGUUUCCAACGUGUAUAUCCAGAAAGCCUCACGUCUGAGUAACAGGUUCUCACGAUCUCCUCCUCUGGGUGAGAUGGGUUUGUGAUCUAUUCCCUUAAAGCAAAGUGAGGACAGGCUAUGUCCCAUCUCAAGGAAAUUCCGGGCGACUGGAGUGCUUGCAGUGCCGCUUAGUAGUGCUGAACGUAUAGUAGGUCUGUGACCCCGCAUGCGUUCCCUUAGGUCAUUAGAUGUCUUGCCCACGUAAGUGAGACCACAGGGGCAUAUAAUUCUAUACACAACAUGUGUGGUCCUGCACGUAAUCCGGUGUUUAAUUGUGUACACCUUUCCAGAUUUUGGGUGACAGAAAGUUUUACCUGGUAUCAUAGAAUUGCACGCCAGACAGUUCAAACAGCGAAAACAUCCGGCUUUUGUGGACACUAUAUCUCUGUGCAUCAAAUAGUCUCUCUGAUUUUUCCCUUUUCUGUAACACAUAAUGGGCUGUUUUUUAAAUACAGGAGGCAGGGAUGAGUCAUUGUAUAGAACGUGCCAAUUUUUUUGAAUGGUAUCUCUGAGUUUUUGGGACUUUGGAUGAAAUGCCUGAGGGAAGAUGAAUCGAUCACCGAUGUCUUGAUGAAUCCUGUUUUCUGCAAUUGAUUCUAUUGCAUUUCUGUAUGCCACAUUCAAAACAGUUUUUGAAUAUCCUCUUUGUAGGAAUUUUUGGAACAUGUCCUGAAUCUGUAUCUUCGCCCGGCUGUCAUCUGAGUUAUUGAGCAAUACUCUUAUGAAUUGGGAGAUAGGCAGUGACUCUUUUAGUUUUCUAGGAUGGAAACUUGUUGAAUGCAGAAUAGUGUUCCUAUCCGUUGAUUUAGAAAAUAAAGUAUAUCCUAAGCGAUUGCCUAUGAUGAAAAUGAGAAGAUCCAGGAAAUUGAUAUUAGUCAUACUAGACUAGACUAGACAGGUGUAGGAAGGGAAUUCAGUGUGUGCAUCAUGUUAACAAACCUUUCCUCUCCACCAGUCCAUAGAAGAAGGACGUCAUCUAUAAAGCGGAGGUAUUGCAAUAUAUGUUCUCCACAAGGCCCAAGGAUCUGUUGUUGCUCAAAAACAAACAUGUAUGCAUUUGCAUACAUGGGGGCCAUAGGAGCCCCCAUUGAAGUUCCUGUCUGUUGUAUAUAGAAUUUUGUUUCAAAUCUAAAAUAAUUCAAAGUGAGGCAUAGCUUCAAAAGUUCCAGUAUAUACUGCAGAGGGGGAUUCACCCACUCAGUAAAAUUCUGUAGAACUUCCUUGAUUGCUAGUAUACCAUCUUUGUGUGGGAUUAUUGUGUAUAAGCCAGACACAUCAAUCAUUGCUAGUAAAAUCCACUGUCUUUGACACAGGUAGGCAAAGACAACACUGGAGUUUUAAAUAUCUUGUCCAGCCAUUUACUGAUGGGCUCCAAUAAACCACCAAUUGCUGAGACUAUAGGUCGUCCUGGGCGGUGAAUGGGGUCCUUAUGCACUUUUGGAAGUGUGUACAACACCGGACACCUGGGGUGAGUUUCAUGUAAGUACUCAAAGUCUUGUUGUGUUAUAUAGUGGUUUUCUACCCCCUCUGUGUAGUUUUCCCAAAUUCCACAGUUGGAUCUAUUUCAGAGCAUUUGUACACUUUAUCAUCUGAAAGUUGUCUUAAAAUCUAAUUUCUAUAGUCUUGAUAUUGCAUCAAGACAAUAGCCCCACCUUUGUCCGCUGGACGAAUAGUGAUGGCAGUAUCUGCGGCCAAGUUGUUAAGGGCAUCCCUUUAAAUUUUGGAAAUAUUGGCACCUUUUUUGGUCUUAUUGAGGUAACGUCUGCUUUCAGAUCUUAGGCUCUGUGAGAAGACCUUCAGGGAAGCGUUAUUACUCGAUGGAUCAAAUAAACUAUAUAAUUUCAUAGUUUCUUGCUGUUCAUUUACAACAUUCUCUGGGUGAAAUUUAAAGAAGUCAGCCAGUCUUAGUUUACAUUGGAAUCUAUAUUGAUCAACUUCCCAUUCAAAGUCAUUAAUAUUAGUGGUGGGAAUAAAUGACAGUCCUUUUGAUAACAAUGUGGUUUCAGGUAUUGUUAAUAUGUUGCGAAUAUAUUGCAAUACCUCUGCUUUAUAUAUGACGUCCUUCUAUGGACUGGUGGAGAGGAAACGUUUGUGAACAUGAUGCACACACUGAAUUCACUUACCAGUCGAGUAUGACUAAUAUCAAUUUCCUGGAUCUACAAAUUUUAGUCACAGGCAAUCGCUUGGGCUAUACUUUAUUUUCUAAAUCAACGGAUAGGAACACUAUUCUACAUUCAACAAGUUUCCAUCAUAGAAACCUAAAAGAGUCACUGACUGUCUCCCAAUUCAUAAAAGUAUUGCGCAAUAACUCAGAUGACAGCCGGGCGAAGAUACAGAUUCAGGACAUGUUCCAAAAAUUCCUACAAAGAGGAUAUUCAAAAACGGUUUUGAAUGUGGCAUAUACAAAGGCAAUAGAAUCAAUUGCAGAAAACAGGAUUCAUCAAGACAUCGGUGAUCGAUUCAUCUUCCCUCAGGCAUUUCAUCCAAAGUCCCAAAAACUCAGAGAUACCAUUCAAAAAAAUUGGCACGUUCUAUACAAUGACUCAUCCCUGCCUCCUGUAUUUAACAAACAUCCCAUUAUGAGUUACAGAAAAGGGAAAAAUCUGAGAGACUAUUUGAUGCACACAGAUAUAGUGUCCAUAACACAGUCAUUACAGAAAGUGACAAAAGCCGGAUGUUUUCGCUGUUCGAACUGUCUGGCGUGCAAUUCUGUGAUACUGGGUAAAACCUCCUGUCUCCCAAAAUCUGAAAAGGUGUGCACAAUUAAACACUGGAUUACGUGCAGGACCACACAUGUUGUGUAUAGAAUUAUAUGCCCCUGUGGUCUCACUUACGUGGGCAAGACAUAUAAUGACCUAAGGGAACACAUGCGGGGUCAUAGAUCUACUAUACGUUCAGCACUACUGAGCGGCACUGCGAGCACUCCAGUCGCCCGGAAUUUCCUUGAGAUGGGACAUAGCCUGUCCUCACUUUGCUUUAUGGGAAUAGAUAACAUACCCAUCUCACCCAGAGGAGGAGAUCGUGAUAACCUGUUACUCAGACCUGAGGCUUUCUGGAUAUACACGUUGGAAACAUUAUCAACAUCUGGUUUAAAUGAGAAGAACUCAUUAUAUUGUUUCUUACCUAGACGAUAAUAUAUGAUUGAGCUAUGUUUUACAGAAUGCAUUAAUAUAAUAGUUAUUUGACGUAACUCCAUGAUGGAAGUAGUCAAUAUUGUAUAAUGCUUCAAAAUUGCACUGACAAUAUUUUGCUAUAUAACGGAGUUAAUAUUUAGCUAAUGACAAUAUGUACUAUGUAUCUAUGUUCCCUUGGUUAGGGUUGAAACAUUUGUAUAUACUUUAUUUUUAUAGUUAUUUAUCUUUUAUUACUUUCUGGCUUAUCUACACGAGAGUAUGUUUCACAUACCAGUUACACAUAGGGUUAACUUCAAUUUAUUACGUGAUUCAAAUGACGUCAUUAAUGACAUCACUCUGAUCAGUUACAUUUCACCUGUUCACCUCCAAAUAGGAUCACUGCAUUUUGUGUAUAUAAAAAGUAUCCAUCUCACAUACACAAUUGUCUUGAAAAAAGUAUUUUACAGACUGAAACGUCGACUGAAACGUUGUGUGAAUUUGUAAUUGCUCAAUAAAGCAACAGAUGAAAUUUACCUUGAAAGACUCCUGAGUGCUCUCUACUGGUAUCGUAUACAAUUUGGUUGCAGACAGCACCGGAGCAUUAUAUAUAUCAUAUAUUAUGUAUGUAUGGUGUGUGUAUUGUGCUCACUACACAUUUUUGCAUUUUUUAAUGAUCAAGUAAGUUCAGCAUUUGUUUAAAUGCAGAUAUAGGUAUACAUACGGACAGAUUUAGAAUAUUUUCUGAAAAGCGUUGCAUUUACGUCUUCUGUACUUUUAGCACAUAUGUAUGUGGCGUAGACUUUAGUUAUAGUCUAGCUAUGGUAGUAAUAUAACACAAAAUGGAGAAAUAAAGUAAACAGAGUGCAGGUCAGGAGUCCGGAUACAAGUCAAGGGCUCAAGGAGUCAAGGGCUCAUGAGCUGCACCACUCCUAUUACCUACAUGGUAGUAAUAUACACUGCUCAAAAAAAUAAAGGGAACACUUAAACAACACAAUGUAACUCCAAGUCAAUCACACUUCUGUGAAAUCAAACUGUCCACUUAGGAAGCAACACUGAGUGACAAUCAAUUUCACAUGCUGUUGUGCAAAUGGAAUAGACAACAGGUGGAAAUUAUAGGCAAUUAGCAAGACACCCCCAAUAAAGGAGUGGUUCUGCAGGUGGUGACCACAGACCACUUCUCAGUUCCUAUGCUUCCUGGCUGAUGUUUUGGUCUCUUUUGAAUGCUGGCGGUGCUUUGACUCUAGUGGUAGCAUGAGACGGAGUCUACAACCCACACAAGUGGCUCAGGUAGUGCAGCUCAUCCAGGAUGGCAGGUCAAUGCUGUGGCAAGAAGGUUUCCUGUGUCUGUCAGCGUAGUGUCCAGAGCAUGGAGGCACUAUCAGGAGACGUGGAGGAGGCCGUAGGAGGGCUACAACCCAGCCACUACCUCUGCCUUUGUGCAAGGAGGAACAGGAGGAGCACUGCCAGAGCCCUGCAAAAUGACCUCCAGCAGGCCCCAAAUGUGCAUGUGUCUGCUCAAACGGUCAGAAACAGACUCCAUGAGGGUGGUAUGAGGGCCUGACUCCACAGGUGGGGAUUAUGCUUACAGCCCAACACCGUGCAGGACUUUUGGCAUUUGCCAGAGAACACCAAGAUUGGCAAAUUCGCCACUGGCGCCCUGUGCUCUUCACAGAUGAAAGCAGGUUCAUAUGAGCACGUGACAGACGUGACAGUCUGGAGACGCCGUGGAGAAUGUUCUGCUGCCUGCAACAUCCUCCAACAUGACCGGUUUGUCAGUGGGUCAGUAAUGGUGUGGGGUGGCAUUUCUUUGGGGGGGCCGCACAGCCCUCCAUGUGCUUGCCAGAGGUAGCCUGACUGCCAUUAGGUACCGAGAUGAGAUCUUCAGACCCCUUGUGAGAUCAUAUGCUGGUGCGGUUGGCCCUGGGUUCCUCCUAAUGCAAGACAAUGCUAGACCUCAUGUGGCUGGAGUGUGUCUGCAGUUCCUGCAAGACGAAGGCAUUGAUGCUAUGGACUGGUCCGCUCGUUCCCCAGACCUGAAUCCAAUUGAGCACAUCUGGGACAUCAUGUCUCGCUCCAUCCAGCAACAUCAUGUUGCACUACAGACUGUCCACGAGUUGGCAGAUGCUUUAGUCCAGGUCUGGGAGGAGAUCCCUCAGGAGACCAUCCGCCCCCUCAUCAGGAGCAUGCACAGGCGUUAUAGGGAGGUCAUACAGGCACGUGGAGGCCACACACACUACUGAGCCUCAUUUUGACUUGUUUUAAGGACAUUACAUCAAAGUUGGAUCAGCAUUUAGUGUGUUUUUCCACUUUAAUUUUGAGUGUGACUCCAAAUCCAGACCUCCAUGGGUUGAAAAAUUUGAUUUCCAUUUUUAAAUUUUUGUUGUCAGCACAUUCAACUAUGUAAAGAACAAAGUAUUUCAGAAGAAUAUUUAAUUCAUUCAGAUCUAGGAUGUGUUCCCUUUAUUUUUUUGAGCAGUGUACUUGUGGAUUGUUCGUGCAAUUUAAUUUAAGGAGAAACUAUAGUGCUAGGAAAACAAAGUUGUUUUUUUGUCACUCGCCACAGGUUUAGGCCACUGAGAAUAAACAUGAGGAUGUGAUUUUUGUAAACUAUGGCACAGCCAUACAUGAAAAGUUUGCAAAAUAAGUUUUAGUGGCAUUUUAAUACACAUUCCUCUACAUGGUACAAACAACCAAAUACUAUGGCUCCUGCAAAAAAGUAAGCAAUCAAAUUUUACUUUUUAUAUAAUGAGUGGUUUUGGAGGAAAAUGCUAAAUCAAAAAUCAUGAUAAAAUAUAAAGAAAGCUACAUGUACUAAGACAUCACUUUCUUCUUUUGGUUUAUCCUGCUUCCUCUAAAUAAAUUCUCUCUUGAUUUUUACCUAGAUGCAGUUGAUCGAUAGUAUCAGCAAAAAGCUUUCUGUUCUUCAUGAAGCACAAAAUGACCUCCAAGAAGAAAUUGGCGCAAACUCCGCCCUGGGAUGUGAAGUUGGAGAGCUGCUCAAGUGUCUUUGUAAACCCAAUGAAUAUGACAAAUUCCGGAUGUUUAUUGGAGACCUCGAUAAAGUUGUGAAUCUGUUGUUAUCCCUGUCUGGACGUUUGGCCAGAGUUGAGAGUGUUUUGAGUAGUGAAGAUCCUGAGCCAUCUUUGGAGGAGAAGGUACAUCAUUUUAUUUACUCUUGUUGUAAUGGUUUUACCACGCAAGGCACACAAUUGUUCUAAAAAAAUUGUCUAAUGUGUACAUAGUUAAUGUAGCUGGACACCUGGUAACCCGACUAGUUACAUCCGCUAUAGAAGGAUUAAGUGACCCAUCUUCCCCAGUAACCAGACAACACACCGUUCCAGGGGUACAAAAACUUGGCCACACUCUGCUUUAUACUGUUCCCAUGCAAGGGGUGGAUGUCACACAAAGACUAUGUCCUCUCCCAGGGUCCUCCCCCUCCCACGGGUCGUGUAACGGUUCCGGAACCCCAGACUCUUUGUCCUCUAUUCCCCCCACUCAGUGGGCCCUCCCCCUCCCAGGGGUCUCCUCCCUGGAAACGGAAUCCCCAUCCCUUUGUGCCCUGUUUCUGCCACCUAUCCUCUGGGAUUCCCACCUCCGGUGGCCAGGGGUCUUCAUCCCACGAGCCUCUAUACUGGGGAGGCCCAGCGCGAAAAAGUUUCCUGCCCCGGACUCCCAGGUACAGAAAGCCUGCUAACCCAUCAUUGUCCCCAUCAGAGUGUCCCCACCAAUGUUAGGGAUCCCCCCGAAUGGUAACUGGCUUAGUUCGUGGGAUUCCUAGGUCAAACCAGGCAAGGGAAGCGUCUUUGUUCGGGACAUGAAUGCUCCCCCUGGCCGCCGUCCAUCUAUACGCAUGGCAGCCACCCACGGAAGCACUUAUUAAUUACUUACCCUUGUAGUUUCACACUUAUGUUGCGAACUGCCAAUGUUCUAAUUGAUUGGUGUGAACACUCCAAGGGGCCCUAGGGAGGUCUAGGUUCGGUAGCCGAACGGGGUGGGAAUCAAUCUGCGAAUGCUCCCCCUAGAUGGCGUUCGUCUAACAAAUGGGCCGCCACCCAGGGACGGCACGCGCUGAGGCUUCCGUUGCAGUUUGCGGUUUCCCACCUCGUUAACUAGGUGUAAACGUUCUAAACAAACAUUCUACAUGGGUUAUUGAGAUGGUCCCUGUUCGGGAGGCAGGCAAAACACACGAAUACACAUAGUUUUAUGGGAAAACAUGGGGGUGUCACACAGCAGUUAACUGAGAGUUAGUAGUCCCGCCACAGUUAAGCCUAUAAAUGUUGUUCCUAUGUCUGUUUUUCAACCUUUUUAUACCUAUACUAAAAUUACAACUUGACUGGUUAGUGUUAAGAGUUUAUGAAUUGUGAGUUGCUGAAACUAGCUGUAUGUUGUUGGAUUCAUUUUUGAGUGUUGUGUGUCUUACAGCUAAUAAUUGUAUGUUUUCAAUGCAGUUGAGUCUUCUGGAGAAAAAGAAGCAGCUUACAGACCAACUUGAAGAUGCAAAGGAACUGAAAGCACAUGUCACCCGAAGGGAGCAGGUGGUACUUGAGGUAGUUUCUCGGUAUCUCAAUGAGGAUCAACUUCAAGACUACCAACACUACGUCAAGAUGACUUCUGCUCUCAUUGUUGAACAGAGGGAAUUGGAAGACAAAAUCCGACUUGGAGAAGAACAACUGAGAUGUCUCAGAGAGAGCCUGUAACAAUAGUUAUAUGAAUGGAGAACUGCUUGGUUAUCUUUAAAUAUCUUUUUAACUUCAACUUUUUAAGUUCCAACAAAGACCUAAUCUGCUCUGGAGAUUUUUAACAGCAUAUAUAUACGUUGCUGAUGAUUUUUUUUUUUUUUCCCUUGCUCAACACUACAUCUUUCCCCCCCACCCUUCCGCAACUGAAAACUUUUCAUGCAUCAUCUCGACCAUUUCACACCUCUUCUACACUACAAUAUAUGGCUUCAUCCUAAAAGUUACUAAAGCAGACCUCUAAUUGUUGCACUAAAUCCAGUAUUUGGAAUUUAAAAAUUUGCUUAAUACUUAUGUUUAUUAGCAAGGUGCUGGUGAAUAUAGCAAUGUUUUACUCCUGAAAAUAUCUGUGCCAAAGGUUGUUUUUUUUUUCAAAGGAAGAUCUGACUUGAUUUUUAAUCAUCAUCGUUGUGUUAGUCUGGAAUUUUCAUUGUCAUAAUGUUUGAGACCUAUGUCUUUUUUUUGUUCAAUCCAUGCUGGUUUUUGUCACAGCAUGGCAAGAACUGGUUAAUGACCAUGCGUACAACAUAACACUUGAGACAUUGUUCAUAUUAUACAGCUGUAGAAAUUUAAAUAUCCCAAGAUCUUUGCAUUUAUGAUUUUUGGGGUAUAUGUAAAAAUAUGUACUUGCAUGUAUCUUCUCACCCCAAAUUUCAUUUUUUAUUUUUUUAUUUUGAGUGUAGGAGAUUUUUUAUGAUUACAUAUACUGUUUCAAACAGAAGUUUCAUCAUAAAUGACUUGAUGAUAUUUUACUUGCAGAACCCCCUUGCUAAUGGCUAACUGGAAAUUGCAAGAAAUUUCAAAAAGGGACAGUAUGGUUGGUGUGCUUUUUGUCUUCUGAUGUAAAUCCUAGCUCCCAAAAUGCAUACAUCAGUGGGUUAAAUUUAAAAAAAUUUGCUUUUAAUGCCGUUCUACUCAGAGAGACAACACACUGCAAUCUUGUACCUCUUUUAAUUGAGGAUUUAAGUGCCUUAAUACGUUGUUAGUCUAUAUAAUUAUAUAUAUUUGAUGAUACAAGUGUACAUUUCAUUGCAAUCUUAGAUCCACAAAGUACUAUUUUGUCCUAACUGGAAAACAAAGAAAAAUCUGAAGCACUCUACCUCUUAAAUCUCUAAUUAGAGCAAAUCUUAUAUGACCAAAGAUCACAAAAAUAAUUUACUCAAAUCAACAAUUUUUAAACCUUACUGACUAAAGGGUAAAACGCAAAAUGGAAUGUGCCUUAUAUUUAGCUCUAAUUAUUACUUUAUAAAAGAAACCUAUAGCUCAUGCUAUAUAUACUAUGUUAUAAUUUCAGUAACGUUUCUUUUAUUGUUUUAUUGCUUUACAUUUUAUUUCCUCCAAGGAACAUUUUAACUCCAUAAAACAUAGCUUAUCUAUGAAUUGCAUCAUAUGAUUUGUGCCAGUAGUUCCAAAUAUUGUCUUAUAUACCAGGCCUUGUAAUUUUUAUUUUACCAAUAUGAUGCAUGCAUACAAAAAACAAAAACAAAAAAAAAACACAUUUACACUAACAGAUAUAUAUUUUAUGGUUAUUCUUAAAAAUUUUGGCACACUAAUAUUUUUUUUUUUUUUUUUAUUUCCUAAAACUUCAGCAGUUAUCUCUGAAUUCCUAGUUAACUCUUUUAUUGGGGAGUUUGAAUAUUUUUUGUAAUUUUGUAUUUUAUUUAAAAAAAAAAAAAGAAAAGAAAAAGGAAUUUGGCCAAAUAGAAACAUGUAUUUUGUUAAUGUUACUCAGGACCAAGCCAAAGACUCAAAGUAUACAUUUCUAAACUAAUACCAAAAUCAAGUCAAUUUUUAUGAUGUAUUAAAAUUUUUGUCUGCACAUUCUUGAUUGUAACCCCUUCACGGUUUAAAAGCUUGAUAUUUAUGCAUUCUGAAAACUGUUAUAUCUGUCAUAUCUUACAUAAAGAGGUGACAAUGACACAUAUUUGUUUCGGAUCCAUAAUCUCCCAUUGAUUACUUAAUUAUUCCAUUAGCACAUUUAUGGAAUUAUUAUUUGAUGGCAAUUUUCUCUAAUCCUUUUUGUUCUAAUUUCAAACUUUAUUAUUGGUGACAAUUUAGGAGCCUAUACAAACCGUAUCUGUGUGGGUUUCAGUGCUUACAACUGCUACAUAUUGAGAAGUUGCAAAAUCUAAUCAAAGGGUGUUUGAUUUUCAAACAAAUACAGUAAUGUCUGGGCAAUGCUAUAAAUAUUACCAAAAAAUGUAGACUAGUGAAAGAAGACCUUUAACUGGAAAUUAACCACUUAAAAAACAAUCUGAGUAUAUUAGCCAAUUCUUUGAAACUUCAGUAGCCUUGCUUUUAUUUGCAAAAUUGAGCAAUGACACCUUUUGUUGGAUAAAAUAAAUGAAAUAUAGCAUUUUUAACUGAUUAGGGGAUUUUAAAUUAUAAUUAGGAUAACUGGGUUAACGUAUAAGAGAAUAAGACACCAGGUCGAUGGGGUUAAGCCCUGAAUUAAAGGAACACUAUAGGGUCAGGAACACAAACAUGUAUUCCUGGCCCUAUAGUGUUAAAACCACCAUCUAGCCCCCCUGGGCCCCUCAUGCCUCCCUAAAUAUAGCAGAAUCUUACUUGUAUUCAAGCCUGAAGCUGUAGCUCUGCAUGCUGUUUGCCUCAGACCAGCAAGCAGUCUGCUGUCAAAAUCAGAAGUGGUAGCCUGAUCCAAUCACAGUGCUUCUCCAUAGGAUUGGCUGAGACUGACAAGGAGGCAGAUCAGGGGCAGAGCCAGCACAAUUCAAACAGCCCUGGCCAAUCAGCAUCUCCUCAUAGAGAUGAAUUGAAUCAAUGAAUCUCUGAGGAAAGUUCAGUGUCUGCAUGCAGAGGUAGGAGAUACUGACUGUUUGGAUGCAUUUUAGGCAGUCAUGACACAGGAAGGAUCUCUAACAGCUAUCUGAGGAUUGGCCAGUGGAGUAAUCACUAGGCUAUAAUGAAAACACUGCAUUUUCUCUGAAAAGACAAUGUUUACAGCAAAAAGCCUGAAGGUAAUGAUUCUACUCACCAGAACAAAUUCAAUAAACUGUAGCUGUUCUGGUGACUAUAGUGUCCCUUUUAAACUUUAUUUGAAAGACAUGAAUAGAAGGCUUGAAAACCGUUGAUAGUCCAGUGUUUAGGCAAAACACUCUUUGUUAAUGUGUGCAGUGGUUUAUUUAAUUCUGAUACAAACAAUUAUAUACUAUUCACCAUUACCAUUAUAUCUGGAUUUUUGUUUUCUUUUAACUUUUUGAUAAUUUUUCAGAUUUAAGUAUCAUGUAUUUUUUUUUUCUGUAACAAUUUUUAUUAAGAGCAAUACUAGUGCUUGCUUACACCCAAACAUACAGCAACAAUAAGGGCUUACAAAUAUCUAAGCCAUGGCUGGGCAACCUUCGUCACUUGAGGUGUUGUGGACUAAAUCUCCCUUGAUGUUUUAUAGAAACAUAGAAACAUAGAAUGUGACGGCAGAUAAGAACCAUUCGGCCCAUCUAGUCUGCCCAAUUUUCUAAAAACUUUCAUUAGUCCCUAGCCUUAUCUUAUAGUUAGGAUUGCCUUAUGCCUAUCCCAUGCAUGCUUAAACUCCUUUACUGUGUUAACCUCUACCACUUCAGCUGGAAGGCUAUUCCAUGCAUCCACUACCCUCUCAGUAAAGUAAUACUUCCUGAUUUUGCCAGCAUUAUGGCUGUAAGUGCAUUAUAGAAGAUGUAGUCCAUAUCAUUUGGAGCGCUGAAGUUUGCUGACCCCUGAUCUAAGCUACGAUCUGUAUUAACAGUGUAACUUUGAUACACGACAGCCAAAUGUAUGAGGAGUUUGUUCUAUAUCUCUCAUUUUGUCACCAAGAUAAUAUAUCCAGGCUAUUUCAGCUGGAUUUGAGAUGUUUAAUAUUGAGGUAGUAAUUUUCAUAGGCACCAAAUAGCUAGUUUGUUUGAUCCAGUCAUCUUGAAAUGGGAG